GCCUCCUGCGGGCGCGCCACUUGCUGCCUCGGGCUCGGGAGAUUCCUCGGGCCGCCGCUGUUUGUAUUUGUCCCGCGCAGUCACAUGGAAACGCGCCUCCCCCCGCCGCUCGCCUGAACUUCCAGGCUGGGCCGGCGCAGGCUGCCGGGCGGGCGGGCAUCGCGGCGCGGCGGCGGCGGCGGCGGCGGCUCUGUCCGGCGGCAGAAGGUGCGGCGGGGAGCCGCGAGGUAAGCAGCUUGGCAGCAAUGGCGCUGGCCGGCGUCGCGCAGCUUAGUUUCCUGCGGCUCCAACCUCCUUUUCGAAAUCCCGGGGUCCCAGCCAGGCGCCUGCUCCGCUGACCAGUCUGGCUCGGUGCGCGCUUGUGGAGAAGGUAAGCCUCCCCGAGCGGACGAGGCGCCAGGCCCGUCUGCAGAGAGCCCCGAGCGGCUGGCAGAAGGCAUUUCGGCUCUCCGCUUCUGGCUCUUGCGCCGGCUCGUGUUUUCCGGGCUAACCACUCGCCGCGCGCGUUUCUGUUGCACCUUCGCGAGCGAGUUGCGCUUUUGCUCCAGCUCGUUCCACCUUGUUGCUGAAGGCCGAGCCGGUGUGUGCUCGGCCUGGGAAAGAAAAUACCUGUUGGGCAGACGCAUGCAUAUUGCAUGGCUCUCCGCCCCCGCCCGCCCGCCCGCCUGCCCAGCGCCUGACGGCGGAGGCGUCGUCCAAGGCUUAAGGUGCCGCGGGAGCAAAGCGGGCGGGCGGGCGGGAGGGAGCUGCGGGUCCCUGGACGGGCUUUCGCGGGCUGCCCGGCGGCCGCCAGCCUGAACUUUUCUCCUUCCCUUUCUCCGCCUCCCCUUUAGGCGCCUUGCUGGAGACGGAGGGCACCAUGUGAGCAGGGAGGGCAGCGCGGGCGACGAAGAAAGCGGCUCGGCGGAGUCCCUGGCCCUUUUCUUUCACUUGUAACCCCCUCCCUGUAGCCAAGAACCGGCAUCCCACCCAGCUCGGUCCCGAAGGCAGCAGAGGAGGAGGAGGCGCCCCCCAUGGAGACGGCGGCGGCGGCGGCGGCGGCGGCGCUGCAGCCGGGGAACUGCAAGCCCCCCAGCGGGUAAGGAGCCGGGCAGCCGCGAGCGGGACUGUUGGGUCGGGGGGCGGCGGAGCAGCUGCCACUUGCGCCUGCUGCUCCGUCGGCUGCGCGCCGCGCGGAAGGUUGAGCACCGGCCAAGAUUUCGCGCCGGCUUCUCCCAGCUGCUGCUUUGCGCGCCCGAGGCGGCCAGCGAGCGAGCGAGGCGCCGCGGACCCCGAGAGCGUCGUCGGGGGAUUCGGCUGCGCCCGCCCGCCCGCCCGCUGGCUUCCCCCAUUCAGCUGCCCAGAGCGCGGGGAGGAGCCGAGCCUGGCAGGCAGCGGGGAACAGGGCGGCCGGGUGGGAAAGACGAGCCGCGAAAGGGCAGGCUCCGGGACGCGGCUGCUUGCCAAGAGGAGGCUCCGGCCGGAGGGGAGAGAGGCCGCUCUGCAAGGGGGAUGGAGGCUGCUCCCGAGGGAAAGCCGCGCUGGAAACGGCGGCUCCGCGGAAAUGGGAGCGAGGCGGCAACAGUUUGAUUCGCGAGGAGCAUCCUCUGUGCCAUCGCAACGGAGGGGGGAGCAGCCUGGGGGAGGCAUUCUGGGGAUCCCUCGGCCAGGGGGUCCCCCGUUGUGGCCGAAGGGGGGCUGCAAUUGCAAAGAGAGGAGAAAGUCUACGGUGGGAUGUGGGCAAUUAGCUGCUCAACACCAUUAAGACUCCUAAAGGUAUUUUAAACGGCGCAAUAAAUGUAUAGCAGUGGAUUUGGAAAACUGGGUUGUUUUCACAUGAAACUGGCAAGCGAGUUGGGAUAAUAGCAGAGCUGGCUAUACCUUUAGGCAGGGUGAGGUGGUUGCCUCAGACAGCUGGUUCUGCAUGUCAUGAAAGGGGCAGCAAUUGGUUAAUGAUUUUAAUUAAUCAUUAGGGUGUUUUUAUGCGCAAGGAGCAGAGGAGGUGUUUUUUGGAUUUCCUCCCUCUGGUGCUAGAAGAAAGUGGCUGGAUUUGGCUACUUAUGUACCUUGAUUUGGAGUAUGCGAUCAAACCAAGGCUCUAGAUCAGGGGUCAGCAAACUUUUUCAGCAGGGGGCCGGUCCACUGUCCCUCAGACCUUGUGGGGGGCCGGACUAUUUUUUUUGGGGGGGGAAUGAACGAAUUCCUAUGCCCCACAAAUAACCCAGAGAUGCAUUUUAAAUAAAAGGACACAUUCGUAUGUAAAAACACGCUGAUUCCCAGACCAUCCACAGGCCCACUUUAGAAGGAGAUUGGGCUGGAUCCGGCCCCCGGGCCUUAGUUUGCCUGCCCAUGCUCUAGAUAACUGGGUGAGAAUACAUUGUUUGCAUAUCUGUGGGCCUUAAAGGCUCAGGUUCAGAGGUUCCCAUAGUUUGGUUUGCAGCAUUAUAGGAAAAGUCAGAAGGGGAAAAUGUGGUUUGGGUAAGGGUUUGUGAGGUGGAUAUGUGGUAAAGAAGCCAUAGAUCCAAUUCCUGUCAAAUCUCAUAUAUUUAGAAGAGAAACGUGAUUUCAUAAAGUGGAUAUUCAUCAAGUUGGUGCUUGUUCAGACUAAUUAACUGGGGGGAAAGUUGUGUGGCCCUCACCUAUUCUGAAUUUCUCCACCUUUGCAAAGAAACAGUGGGCACUUAAAUCUUGCAGUUUUGUUCAUUCUUAGAAUUUAAGUGCCUUCCCUUGAUUCAGAAGGGGUCGCUGCUUCACAAUUGCUAGUGUGGGUUCAUACCAAAGAAAUGGUACUCAGAAGUAGGCUCCCCUGAAUUCCAUGGGGAUUACUCCCUGUAUAGGAGUGGAGUUAAUGGGUUAAUCUUAAAUGUGUCACACAGGAGUGUUAGCAAGGGACGCCAUAAAUUUUCAGACCAAUGGGGAAAGAUUAUUCCCCUUUCCUGGCUUAUUAACUUGUACACCUUUUUUACAGAAUAUGGAGUGAGGUGGAGGGAUAUUAAAUAGACUAGGACCUGGGAGACCAAGGUUAAAAUCAACCAUGAAACUCACUUGGGCCAGUCCUUGUCUCUCGGCCUGUCCUACCUCACAGGGUGGUUAUGAGGGUAACAUUGGGGAAAAGGAACUAAUGAAUGCCGCCUUGAACUCCUUGAAGGAAUGGUGGAGUGGAUAUGAACAUUAUACCAAUGAAUGAGGAAUAAUAAAAAUAAGCCCGCUUCCAGUUUUUAAUUGGGGGAGGGGGAAGGAUUGGACUCAUAAGAAAGCUUAACCCAAAAAUCAAAGAAAAAAGAAUCUUUGUGAGACAACCAAGACAUUCUGGCCUACAAACACUGGACUUUACAUGUAGGUCCUUGGCAAAUCCUGCGUGUGGCUGUCUUUUAAGACUAGCUUGCUUGGGUGGGCUGUGCAGGCAGUUUACAAUUUUUGAUCCCAAAAUACAUAAAGGUUUUGCCCAUUGAGUUCUCACCUGAAUCAUCCUCUGCAGCAUCCUACUAUUGUAAAAGCACUUAAUGUUUGUCAAAGUGUUUUUAUCCCCACAACAACCCUGUAAAGUAUAUUAUAGUGCAAUUUUAGCAAAGUACUAGUACCUUAAAAUAAGAACAUCUGUUAUGGCCUAAGUCCACUUCAUCAGAUGUAUCAUUCCUGGUAAUCUACUUUGCUAGCUUCUAAAGCUAGUUUGACAAUUGCUUUUAUUUCAGCUAUGAGCCCUGGCUCACUGGCUACCCCUUUGAUUGAAAUGAUACCACAGAGGAGGGUUUUUAAAGUCAGUCUCCUGAUCCUCUGGUGUGUUUAUUUUUAAAAAUACAAGGAGGCUCUUGCCAAUUGGCUUACCAAUAAGGAAAAUGUCAGGCAAUAUUCUACCCAAAGUGUGAUGCAGCCUCAGGGGUUUAACUGUUCACACCACCAACUCCUCACAACCUGCAACCUCCUCCCAUAGGCUUGGUCCAGGGAGGCACAAUUAGGAACUAUAAGCCUCAGAAAUAAAUGGCAUGAGCAUGCACUGAGUACACCUGUUUCACCAUUGGGGAUGCUUCACCCACACAGAUGCCAUCCACCAUUUCUCUUCCCAAGACUCCUCCUCUAUUCACAAAAUUAAUGUAGAUUAUUAAGCAAAAUAAAAUAUUGAUGCACAUUUUGUUUACCAUUGUUGUUAUUAACAAAGCUGGAGCUAUUAAAAUUAGUGACCGCACCCUUCUCCUGGCCAGCUAUGAAGAAUUUGCUUUGAGGCAUGACUUGUGAAGAAAAGAGAUCUGAGCCAUAGCUGUCAACCAUCCCCUUUUUUGCGGGAAAUUCCCAUAUUCCAGCGCCGUUUCCUGCUGCUUCCUGCUGCUAUCCCGGAUUGUUAGAUACCCUGUAGACUGUCCCAUGGACAGGUGAGGCUGCUGAUCCCUUAUUUUCAAAUCUGAAAGUUGACAGCUAUGAUCUGAGCAUUCUCAGACUGUCUUAGCCCAUUACGGUAUUGAGAACACUGGUCAGCCCUCAGAACAACAGAUGGAGUAGGAGCCCCCUGUCAGUCACGUGUCUUCUGCCCAGCAACACAUGGGAGGGACCUCUUUGCCAUAGCUAUAUUUUUGGAUUAGGAUUGGCCGAGUACUGCAGAGACACGAGUGACAGAAACGUUUUCAGACUUCCUCCAAGUUCAACUAGAAGUAUAACGUGUAUAGGACAGGAAAGUGUGUGGAGGGUGGAAUUAACAAAUGAGCAGGCAGGGCAUUAUUGGUUGAUUGGAUAAGUCGCCACCCACAGGUGUGGACAUGGAAGUCCAAAUUCGAACCGAAGCAUUCAACUUCAAAUGUGCACGAAUGUGAGCUGCCGAUUUCAAAUUGGAAAACAGUGGUUUUUCAGAUCAAGUUGUUAUGUGGACAAACCUAGGGACUCCAGAGCAAAUCUCUGUACUUAGCUUUGGGAAAGCUGAGCUUCGGAACUCCUUGCCACAAUGAAAUGCUGCGACGAAGAAUUUAGCAAAUUCCAAAGAUGGAGAAAGUGAUGUCCAUCAUUGCCAGCUGAUUGCGCCAGCUUUACCUGCGUCUACCACCAUUGGGAGGGGGAGAGGGGAUAUAAACAAAAUGCCAACCCAUAGAUUUUCUUGACUUAAUCUGGAUUUUUCCGUUCCACAGAAUAUCAAUUUAUAUAUACUUCUGCUGUCAGCGGUAGUAUUGAAGUUCACCAGCACUUUUUAUCACUCUUGUGCAGUCUUGGGCAUAUCACAGUCUUUAAAAUGUAGACAACACAAAUGGAAUUGCCUCUCCCGCGAGUACAAGCCUCCAUUUUGCCCACUGUGAAACAGGAUAACCGAUGCUGAUAGCAGCUACUGUGCAACAGCACAAAAGCAAACGUUAAUUUUUUAUAGGCGUGCAUGCACAGGUACUGAAAUAGCUGCAUGCAGGACCAGAAUGGGGAAAACGUGUUCAGAGGAGGAGGAGUUGAAGGGAGGGACAGAAACUUGCAGCUGAUUCAUUUUUGUCAGGCUCCACCACUGCUGCGUAUGGUAGGCAGCAAUAUAGCUGUCCAUGUUGUGACUGAAGAAACAAGAAUGUGUAGAUACUCAUGUGCCAAUUGUGCACACGAAAAAAUUUGAACAAGAUAGUGCUUCCUCUUUUGAGAAUAUCAUGUGACUGCUGAUUAGUAAAAAGAGUUUUGAAGAUGGCUUCCAGACACUUAGCUAUGUAGUCAAAAUUCACUUUUAAAGAAAUGAAUCAAAAGGUAUACUUUUUAGUGUAUUUAAAACUGUAACAGGUGCAUAGGCCACCCUCUCUCGUGGGAAUACUAAGAGGCGCCACAGAUUUUCAUGGGGAACUUGUGAUCUGUGGUGUGGUCUCGUCUCUUCACUCCCCCCUCAGUCCUAAUUGAGCCAGUAUUGAAUUUCUAAUUUUAACAUCAGAUACUGGUGGGAAUUUGUUGUUUUUUUUUACUACUAAAUCUAGACAGUGGAUGAAGGGGAGACCUUUUGGAUUUUUUUUACUGGCAUGUAUCUUGCAUUUAAAUGGUAGUAUUUUGAUACACAAAUUAUUACUAUGUCUUUCAGAAUAUUGGUCUUUCAAAGAGGCAAGAGCUAGACCAAAAUAAAAUUAAGCAGGAUUACUCUACAUAUAAUAGCACUUGCUUAUAAGACAUAUAAGCAAGAUUCAGGGUCCUUUCAUUCUGCACUUUUCCACAGAAGUGGAAUGCAAACUUAUGUUUCUAGCUAAAUCAUUAAUAGUAUUAUCAUUUGCUGGCUGUGUAAGAUGUCUUGCCUGGUAUAUUGAAAACCUUUACAUCAUGCAUUAGUGCAGAUAAUGUUGCUCUCUUGUCAAUCUGGUGACCUACAGAUGGGUAUUGUAGUCCAAAACAGAACACCAGUCCCUCCCAGCAGGCUAUGCUGAUGGGAAUUGUAGUCCAAAGCUGCUCUAGAUUGCUGAAGGCUGUUGUAAAGCGUUGCAUGGUGUGCUGCAACUGAAAUUCGAAGCCAGUCUUUAUUUUAAAACGAGUCAGAGACACAGCCAUUUGGAAUCUUGCCAUCUUUGUCAGAUGUUUAGAAUGUGUGACUUGCUACUGCCAGUUACAUAGAGGAGUUAACCUUUAAUCAUGUAUUGUUUGUGCUCACUUUGUUCUAAAUCAAUCUUGCUGUUUUACAGUAUUUAUUGGUUUUAUUAACUGCUGUUUUCCUGACUUCCUGUUCAGGUAAAUGAUUUAUUCGCUCACCACUUGCAUUUAUCAGUGCAAAAAAACCAAAGUCAAGGUACUCAGUAAACACAAUAUAGAAGGCUAAAAAAACUUCAAUGAGAGAUACAAUUAUAAACAAUAAUGUUAACAAACGCUAUAGAGCUUCACAUAAAUAAGAUACAUUGAAUGUGUAUAAUUGCACAGAUCAGUUUUAUCCAGAAGGUGAUAUCAGAUGUGUUCUGAAGUUUAUGAUUGCAGCAAACACGUUUUGACUUACACAGUCUUCUUCUGUGACAUACAAGAAUAUCAUUCCCUUGUGCAAGGUCCCAUUGGGGCAUCAUCUGAAUAUAUGUUUACCAACAUUUUUUCAUUGAAUAAAACUGUGGCUCACCUUACUUGUGAGAUGCAACAACUAGGUGCUUUAGUAGAUGGAAAACAUGCUCUUAGAAAGUGCAGUUUCUAGACCCAUCUUAAAUACAAAUCUUAAAAGCAGUAGAACAGACUAAAAAAGCUUUCUUCAAAAAACAAAUAUCAAAAAUAUUUACUCCUCACCAACUACAAUUUCCCCUCAAAUAAUAUAUAGUAUAUUGCUGCUUCGGAUCCAUGUUUAAGGGAAGUCAUUCUGAUGCUUACAACUGAGUACACAAAAGGCGUUUUGGAAUCCCACCAUGCGGGAAUUUGCAAUAUUACAACUGGGCUUUAUUCUGUAAAUGCUUAAUAUUUUUCGUACAAUUCUAUAUUAAAGCUCCAAAGCACCACAAUCUUCAGAAACUUAUGAAUAAAAUGUACACAGUUCAGUAUAAACAGUUACAAAAAGAAUACUCUCUUUAACAACAAUGACAAGGAAUGUAAGUGCAGUUAACAGUAAGGCUUAGAUUUCCAUAUCCUAAAUAAUGGACAGCUAAUCUAUAUUUUCAUUAAGUCUGAUUCAUGAUAACGCUCCCUUGGGUACAGUACAGAUCCUUCUUUCUGUUUAUACAAUUCUGUGCAUUAGGAAGCUUGCAUUGUUUCUACAUGCCAAAACUGCAUAGACAUAUCUUCAUGAUGAUAUUCAAGGAAUAUCUAAUAAAGGAAAAUCAUGGAGAUGGAUGGGAUAGAACAUUUCUCCUUAAUGUGGCAGAUUUUCAUUUUGCAUAAAGCUUUUAUGUGUCUUGUAUCUGCCUUCUAAAAUAGUGCAUUGUAACAUCUGGAAUACUUCAUUGAUUCUGCUUCAUGUACAUACCACUUCUGAGUUACUCAUCUGAGAGGAACUACAGUGGUACCUCGGGUUACAUAUGCUUCAGGUUACAAACUCCACAAACCCAGAAAUAUUACCUCGGGUUAAGAACUUUGCUUCAGGAUGAGAACAGAAAUCGUGCUCUAGCGGCGCAGCGGCAGCAGGAGGCCCCAUUAGCUAAAGUGGUGCUUCAGGUUAAGAAUAGUUUCAGGUUAAGAACGGACCUCCGGAACGAAUUAAGUACUUAACCCAAGGUACCACUGUAUUCUUGUUGAAAUAGGUUUUCAUGGAUUCUGAUAUUUUGAGAGGAUCAAAAGUUGGGCUCUUUUGAGUUCAUUUGCAUUUACAUUGUUUUUUAUAGGAACAAACUGAGUUCUAAUCCAAAGCCAUUUCACGGAUUUUGUGUGUGUGGGAAAAACAUGCAUUCAAAUUGGACUAAAAAUGUUGUACAGUAUGCCUGUUCCUGAAUACAAUCUUUAAAAAAUAUAAUUAUUGCAGAAAUCCACAUGAAGUGCAUACCACAUACAUAUUGUAUAACGCCUUUAAAAAUGUUUCUAGGUUGUGUGUUUACCAAAGCCAGUGCUGGAGUCUGUUCUGGGGUCUCCUCCUUUGCCUCCUUAGACAGGUACCGUAUUUUUCGCUCUAUAAGACGCACCAGACCAUAAGACGCACCUAGUUUUUGGAGAAGGAAAACAAGAAAAAAAAUAUUCUGAAUCCCAGAAGCCAGAACAGCAAGAGGGAUCGCUGCGCAGCGAAAGCAGCGAUCCCUCUUUCUGUUCUGGCUUCUGGGAUAGCUGCGCAGCCUGCACUCGCUCCAUAAGAUGCACACACAUUUCCCCUUACUUUUUAGGAGGGAAAAAGUGAGUCUUAUAGAGCAAAAAAUACGGUACUUAGACCUUGGGUCUGGUCACUGACACCUUGAACUUUCUGAUACUCUGACUUUCUUUCUGUUAACCUGAUUCUGGCGCCUCUUGAUAAUGCCACCUCUGAUUUUGCUGGGCUCUGGUGACAUGACGAGAUUGUUGUGUUUCAAAUGAGGCACCUUCUUCUUCCUACCCCAUAAGAACUGAGUGAGUUGGACAUUCUGCAACCUUUUCAGCUCCAGAAGGCUAGACAUGCAUUAUGGGACCAAUUCCUUAUUAUUACUGGGGUUUUUUUUUUAGAAAACACCAUGCUUGGACUCAGUUAUGGGUCUUGGCAAUGUAGAAUAUAUGUAAGGUAAAAAUUGCUGUUUAUAAAUGCACAUGUUUGCUGUUAUUACUUUUUUAAAAAACAGCUGUUGGAUAGUUUUGCAGGGUUUUUGUGGCCCUUGGACAAACAAUUAUCAGUGGACCGUCCUUAGUGCAGCCCCUUGAUGGUCUAACGUCCUGAACCAAAACAUAGGCAAAAAUUUUAUUUUUUCCCUUCUGUCGAUUGUGCUGUGCUGCCUUUUUGUUCAUGGUGUUUAUACUCUUAAAGCUAUCCAAAUUAAAUCACGGAACCUCCCAAACAUGCUUCCUAGGGAGCAAGCCUCACACACUGAACAUAAAAGGUAAAGGGACCCCUGACCAUUAAGUCCAGUCGCGGACGACUCUGGGGUUGCGGUGCUCAUCUCGCUUUACUGGCCGAGGGAGCCGGCGUACAGCUUCCGGGUCAUGUGGCCAGCAUGACUAAGCCGCUUCUGGCGAACCAGAGCAGCACACGGAAAUGCUGUUUACCUUCCCACCGGAGCGGUACCUAUUUAUCUAUUUGCAUCUUGACGUGCUUUCGAACUGCUAGGUUGGCAGGAGGAGGGACCAAGCAACGGGAGCUCACCCAUCACGGGGAUUUGAACCGCCGUUCUUCUGAUCGGCAAACAUAGUGGGACUUAAUUCUGAGUAAACAUAUAGAGAAUUGCAUGGUGCAGAUCUGAUAAAGUAGAUAAGAAAUUACAAGUUGUAGUUUAGAUAUUUUUAACAAGCACUGCUUUGUUUGCCUGGUACUCAUAGGUUUUCAUCAUUGCUGUAAAACUAGAACUUGAGAUCCCUCUGUGGAUUUGAAAUGUAGCAGAAGAUAACUGACUUUUCCACACAACACAUCAUAUGGUUGGCCACUGGCUUGGAGAACUUUAAAAUAUCAAUUGGCUAAAUAUCAUUUGAUGGACAUAUUUCAUCCUGCUGGUUCAGAGGUUGUCUACCCCUGAAUUUGCUGAAGGAGGGGAGACAAGCAACCGAAAAAGGGUUAUUGGCCUCAAACGGUGCUUGUGCAUUUCCUGAAGCACCUGGCUGGACUAGAUGGAUCUCUGGAUGGAUCCAGCACAAUAGCUCUUCUAUUCAAAGGGAUUCCCACCCCCUUUAAAGACAAUAUUGUUUGUUUCUGGUUUGUCGACUGCUUGGCUCUCUGCUCUGUUUCAUUUGCAAAAGGAGAUACUAUUGUCAGGGCUGGUGUUGGGAGCAGGCCAGCAAUAACUUAUAAGGUGUCCGUGAAGUUAACUCUUUAUUCAAAGAAACAAAACAGCUCAGGCCUCAUGAGCACAACAGCUAUUCCCAGUAGACCUUGCCCCAAUGAGGCAGUUGAAGGUCCCCACUUUCCCACAGCUCUCUAAGUCUCCUCCUCCACAGGCUCCUUCCCAAGCAGUUGGAGACACUGGCACCUUGUCCAGCUCUGCCCUCCAUACCUCUGCUGGUUCUGAGAGACAUGGGGGGGGGGUGUUGGUCACAGUAGGAGGAAGAGACCCCCUGGCUUCUUCAGCAUAUCUCAUCACCUGUUGCCCGCCCUCCAGCCUCUGCUUCUGCCUCUGCUUCUGGACUGUUCUCUGCUCCAGCCUCUUCCAGCUCACUAAACCCUGUUGCCUCUUCAGCUUAUGACGGGGAUCAGCAAAUUUUUUCAGCAGGGGCCCGGUCCACUGUCCCUCAGACCUUUUGGGGGGCCAGACUAUAUUUUGGAAAAAUAAUAAUAAAAGAACGAAUUUCUAUGCCCCAGAAAUAACCCAGAGAUGCAUUUUAAAUAAAAGCACACAUACUACUCAUGUAAAAACACCAGGCAGGCUCCACAAAUAACCCGGAGAUGCAUUUUAAAGAAAAGGACACAUUCUACUCAUGUAAAAGCAUGUGGGCCAGAUUUAGAAGGCGAUUGGGCCGGAUCCAACCCCCAGGCCUUAGUUUGCCUACCCAUGGCUUAUGACACCUCCUCCCUGUCUGCUGUCCCUUUGACCACUCAUUGUCGUCCUACCACCAAUCGCUGGGCUCUGAGUCUUCUUCCCCUGGGGGUUCCUUUCGGCGUUCCCUAGCAGGUGCCUCUCACCCCUCUUUAGCACCCAGCCAGUCCAUGACAGCUGUUUACUGCUUAUGAAUCAUUCCUCAUCAUUUCUCUCUCACACUCGCUUCAGCCAUCCCUACCGUGCUCCACAGAAGAGGCAGCUGGCCCCUUCAAGGUUUUGUUUUAUUCUUAUUUUAUUGCCGGGGGAGCAAAGAAAGCAUGCCCUCUGCUGUUUUCGUUGGUGCAAAACGGUGGUAGUGCCAAAUCAUGAGGCAUUACAUUACCCUAUUAAGAGAGGGACGCCUGAUCAUAUGUUCUCCCCCCCCCAGCACAAAAUUAGGCAGCGCCACACCCACUGCUGUCUCUCUUCCUUAGUAGCACUGCUGUGGACAUUUGUGCCUGCUAUCAAGUUACCCAGUGUGCAAUGCCUGGGAAGCACGCAUGACCACAGCACAGAGGAACUGAGCGACUCCGAAUCGAAAGCCCAGGUAUUGUGCUACCCACCCAGAGCAUCCAAGGCAGGGAGGAGGGGGACCGGGUGCAGGAGUGCCUGGCGCAUAAGGGUCCGUCUCAGGCCAGUGUGGGGCCCCUUGCAUCAUGAUUUGUUUGACUGCUGCCACCAGCGUGUACUUGGGACAGAUAGUACAAAUCCUGUUUUGAAAAGCUCUGAGUCGUAAGUACUGCUGGGUUUUGCCUUCCCAACCAUCAUGUAAACUUCAUCCAGUUCAGUCUCUGUUUAUUAAAAAAUGUUCUCAAGUUAGCUGUGGUAGUUUUCAAAAAGCAGUGUCACUCCGUAUCUUCCAAUAGUUGAGGGCUGAGUUUUUAGAAAUAGAAAUUAUUGAGCCGUGCCCUACUAAAAGAGGGUAAAGGUAAAGGUAAAGGUACCCCUGACUGUUAGGUCCAGUUGCGGACGACUCUGGAGUUGCGGCGCUCAUCUCGCUUUACUGGCUGAGGGAGCCGACAUUUGUCCGCAAACAGCUUCCGGGUCAUGUGGCCAGCAUGACUAAGCCGCUUCUGGCGAACUAGAGCAGCACACGGAAACGCCAUUUACCUUCCCGCCAGAGCGGUACCUAUUUAUCUACUUGUACUUUGACGUGCUUUCGAACUGCUAGGUUGGCAGGAGCUGGGACCGAGCAAUGGGAGCUCACCUCUUCACAGGGAUUGUUUAUAUCUGGCUCUGCCUUAAAAAUCCACCCAUUGUACAUAAAGUUUGAAUAGGGGACUGUACCCCAAUGUGCUUAUGCCCAAUCCAUGUGAUUGUUGCUCCCUGAUUUUUAGGGGAGGCAUCUAUGAGGAUCACAUAAACAGAAUUUUAUCUUCUGUCAUGUGCCUAGCCAUAUGUCAUCUGGAGAUAUAAAAGUGGUGCAGAUAAUUGGACAUUAUGGCAAAUACCAAUACUAUCUCCAGGAUUAUGGGGCCAUUUCACUCGUUUUCUGAGGCUUAUGGUUCAAUGGUUUGGUGACUUUUAUACUAGACUACUGUAAUGCAUUCCACCUGGGGCUGCCUUUGAAAAUAGUGUAGAAAUGUCAGUGCAGAAUGCAGCAGCCUACCUGCUAAUAGGUGCAGAAGCCGGUGUGAUUUGGGACCCAGGUGCUGGUUUGUACUUUUUAAAGAAAACAACAACAACCACCGUAGGUUGCUUGGGUCCUGCUUAUUUCAGGAAAUAUGAACCCUACUGGCAUGCGAGAUGCCAGAAUUAAGCCAUGCUCCAUCUUGGGCGUCGGCUGGAUUGUGGCCAGCCAAAAUAGGCUUUCUCAGGAGCAGUUCUGAUGUUCUGGAACACCAUUUCAUGAGAGGUUUGCAUAACUUCCUCCCUGGUGUCAUUUUGUGGGUAAGGGGCAAAGUGUGUGUGGUUUUUCUUUUUCUCUGAAAGCCUUUGGAAAAGAUGGGGGGGGGGCUGCCUUCCUUUUAUGAUGGGUGACAAGCUCCUUUUAUGCUUUGGGUAUUGCCGUUACUGAAACUGGUUGUUUCAUGUCUUGUUUUUAUCAUAAUGUUUUUGAUGUUAGUUUAAACUUGUUAAACCAUUGUGAAAUUGCCUAUAAGUAAUACUAAGAGCAAUUGCCUACAUGGCAGUGAUUUUCAUGUAGAAAAUUCAUAAUUUGUUCUCAGAAGCCUACAACAUUUUGGGGUUUUGUGUCAGAUGCACAGAGGUUUCUUGGCAGAGAGGUUCAUGUGGAAACACCUCCUUGAAAGUAUAAAGGUUUGAAAACCAGUGCUGUAAAUUGUAAGUUCUGUAUUUUGGAAUAGAGUUCACUAGCAUAUAGUAAGCAGAUUGGUUGCAAUUUUAUCAGAAUGUGCUUGUAUUCCGAAUAUAAAUACCGUGUUAGGAUCAUUUAGUAAGACUGUUUAAGCUCAGAUUGCAGCAGAACCUUGCACUAUGUAUAGCACCAGGCUGGAUGUGUGCUUUGGUACUUGGAUAGUUGUACAUCUUUUAUGAGUUUAUAUUUAAACAGAAAAUCACAAGCUACUUCAUUCAGCAUCCUGGGCUUCCCUGGAUUAAAUUUCUUUGAAUUGUUUGAUGUUGAAAUUAAAGUAGUCAGGAAGCCCUGUGUCUUUGAGCGUGAAUGAAUGAAUCCUUUUUCCUCGAUAGAAGAAAAGCAGUCAAUGAUGGAAUAAUGGCUUGCGUUAUUCUGAUGUUUUUGCUUUUUAAGAGUGUGCUUUCUCCUAAUUAUAAAGUUAUUGUAGUAUUUUUGUGCUUGCGCAUGGUACAAUAAUGAAAUGCUAAAGAAAUGACUGGAAGUACUGGUUGUUUAAUUUAGAAUGUUCAAAGGUACGGAUUUUCUAAGAAGCUGUAUCAGCAUUUGCUGUAGUGCUUUUUAGCAAAUGUUUCCUUUGCUGCAAAAAUGCGUAAUAUUUUGCCUCGAGCUGUUAGUUAAAUGAGCGAAACUUCGUAUAGUGAGCUGCUAAUUAUACAUGGUAAUUAUUAUUUUGUUGUGACGCUUCCUUAUCUCAGAAAUGGUAUGCCAUUUGAGACCUAAUAAUUUUAGUUCUCUCUGAAAGUCCAACAUCUGCAUCAUAUUCACAUUAUGCAGGAUUGCAUUUCUCCCUAGAUGCUUACAGUACUGGUCUGAGUGCAUUGCAUUUUAGGAUCUGAAUACAUGCAACUGAUGAAGGUUGGGUCACUGCUGCCAUCUUUGAUCAUUCUAAUCUCCUGGUACUGUUGGUGGGGGCAGUCAUUCCCCACACUCAGCUCAAAAUAGGUAAUUGGUGACAGUGAAACACACCAUAUGUUUAGUUGGUGUGUGCACACUUGAAUGCCCAGGCCCAGGUGCUAGUUCUUAAUUCACACACAGCAGCCUUUUGCACAGGAACCUGAUUUUGAGGAUAAUGCAUGGCAACGUGUUUUAAGUAAUCCCAUCCAAAGCUUGGAUCAGUGAAAAAGGACACCCCCCCAAAAUUUAUCACCAAAUGCCACAUAUAAAAAAACCUUCUUUCUUUAAAGGAAAAUACAAAUUCUAUUUCAAUAGAAGGCCUAGUUUGUACAUAAUUGCUUUUCAAGCUGCACUGGCUCCCGGCAGUGCAAAGGCUUUUGACCUUUAAAGCCCUUCACGGCCUAGGAGCCUCGUACCUACGGGACCGCCUCUCCCGGUAUGCCCCACGGAGACCCUCAAGGUCCAUAAAUAGCAACACCCUAGAGGUCCCGGGCCCUAGGGAAGUCAGAUUAGCCUCAACCAGAGCCAGGGCCUUUUCAACACUGGCUCCGGUCUGGUGGAACGCUCUGCCUCAUGAGACCAGGGCCCUGCGGGAUCUGAUUUCUUUCCACAGGGCCUGUAAGACAGAGUUGUUCCGCCUGGCCUUUGGCUUGGAGCCAAUCUGAUUCCCUCCCUCCCACUCUUUCUUUUUUCCUUUCCUUCUCUUCCUGCGAUGAGGCUACAUUUUAAUAUUUUAAUGUUUCAAUAUUUUAAUGUUGUAUUUUAAUUUUGUUUUUAAGUUUGUAAUCAUUCAACUUGUUUUUAUUAUUGCUUGUAAGCCACUCUGAGCCCAGCCUUGGCUGGGGAGGGCGGGGUAUAAAUAAAAAAAAAAUAUUAUUAUUAUUAUUAUAAUUGUAAGCUAAACAAAUUACAGUUUACCUGGAACUAGGAAGCACCCUCAGGCACACUGAUCCCCUCUCUUAGUUAUGUUGGGAGAACACAAACCAGAGUACUAGCUUAGCAUUUUGUGCAAACCAAUGUUCAUAGUUUGGUUCCCGCCAAGCAAACAAUUACAACAAUCCAAGAUUCUGUAAAGUGCAGAAUACCUACAAAAAAUGUGUAUGGGGUCUAACUGACUUCAUAGUUCUUUAAGCCUUAAAAAUAUUGUACCAUCUACAUACAAAUAACAUAAUUACAACAGUUGCAUAAGUAUUACAGCCAUGAGUUGUAAAUUCCCCAUAAUGGCUGCUUUCCUGGUCCAGGGUGGGCGGCGGUUGAGAUCCGUCGUUGUGGCUCUGCUACUCUCCGGAGCAGGGCCAUCAUGCUUGCAUCUGUUGGCUUCCUCCUCGGCCGCCAUGGAGCAUCUUGGGUUCCUGCCUGACCCAAUUUUGAAAUUUGCCCAUUCUGUGGCAGCCUGGGGGUGGGGCUUCGGGAGCAGACCUGAAGGCAGCAGUCUUCACUCAGGUCCGCUCCCUGUCCAUAGGAGGUGGCCGGCGCUCUUGCACAGUGGGAGAGAGUCAUCUAGUCCAACGCUCAUAACUUAUAAUUUAGCAGCCCGAAGUCAAGUUACCUGUGUGCCCUUCUGCCCUUAGUAACUGUUGUAAUACAACAGUGUCCUGUGCCGCCAGUUAAAAACUGACCUAUUUGUCUCACUGAUUACUUUGCCCUGUAAUACACCACGAAGACUACUAUUUUAUAUAUACUUGAGGUUGUCUCAGUGAGCUUAGUGAGUAUUGUUGUUGUUUAGUCGUUUAGUCGUGUCCGACUCUUCGUGACCCCAUGGACCAGAGCACGCCAGGCACUUCUGUCUUCCACUGCCUCCCGCAGUUUAGUCAGACUCAUGCUGGUAGCUUCGAGAACAGUGUCCAACCAUCUCAUUCUCUGUCGUCCCCUUCUCCUUGUGCCCUCCAUCUUUCCCAACAUCAGGGUCUUUUCCAGGGAGUCUUCUCUUCUCAUGAGGUGGCCAAAGUAUUGGAGCCUCAGCUUCACGAUCUGUCCUUCCACUGAGCACUCAGGGCUGAUUUCCUUAAGAAUGGAGAGGUUUGAUCUUCUUGCAGUCCAUGGGACUCUCAAGAGUCUCCUCCAACACCAUAAUUCAAAAGCAUCAAUUCUUCGGCGAUCAGCCUUCUUUAUGGUCCAGCUUUCACUUCCAUACAUCACUACUGGGAAAACCAUAGCUUUUACUAUACGGACCUUUGUUGGCAAGGUGAUGUCUCUACUUUUUAGGAUGCUGUCUAGGUUUGUCAUUGCUUUUCUUAGUGAGUAUUACUGAUAUAUAAACAUGCUUCAGGUACAGUGAGGGAAAAAAGUAUUUGAUUCCCUUCUAAAUUUGCCCGUUUCCCCUCUGACAAAGAAAUGACCAGUCCAUAAUUUUAAUGGUAACUUUAUUGUAUCUGAGAGAGACAGAAUAACAACAGGAAAACCCCCAGAAACCCAGAAGACAAAAGUCAGAGAUUGAUGUGCAUUAUAAUGAGUAAUGGCGUUUCCGUGCGCUGCUCUGGUUCGCCAAACUGGCAAAUUUAGCAGGGGAUCAAAUACUUUCCCCCCUCACUGUAGGCUUGUCAAUGUUCUUAGCAGCCUGAGGUUCAGAAAUCCAUUAGGGCAAGCUUCCCCUGGUCUGGGAGGUUUAUUCACUUAAUUUCAGAAUGCUAGGCAGCAGCUAGAACUUAAGUACAAAAUGUGAAGGCCAGCAAAGUUCCUGGAACUUUCAUGUUGGUUGUGGGUGGGCUCUGGAUUGUUUAGUGGGAGAAAGCCGCAGUCAACCUAUCUGAGUUCAUUUCUAAAUAAUACUUUUCCUAUGCAACUAUUGAGUGGAUGAUUUACAGACAGUGAGAUGCAAAUGAAUGUUCAAAUGCAAAAACUAAAUAGUUUUCACUUAGUGAGUUGUUCCUUGUGUAGGAUCUAGAUAAUUCCUGAGGUAUAGAGAUGCUAUAAAACUGCAGCAUUCCUUUUCAGUCAUACUCCUGAAAGCUCUUCCUGCUUCUCUAGCAGUAUCUAAAAUUACAGUUGUGUAAUAUUAAUGCCACAGUUAUUUUGGACCAGUCCUUCAGGACAUGGGCGUAGCAGCAUGCACUGGAUAACUCAAUGGGGGACAAAUGUUUGUAUAUUUGUUUUACAGUGUUCAGUCUCGACGGUCAAAAUAGAAGCACACACUCGUAAGAGGUCAUUUCAAGGACUAAUGAAUUGCAAGUCUAAUUUGCUGUUAAAUCAAGAUUCCUGCAUCUCAGGCCCAAUUUAAUAAUUUCUAGACUGUCCUUCCCCUUCAUCAAAACAAAAUAUUAUUGCUCUGAGCAGCAAGAGAUUUGAGCGGUUCCAGGCACUUACCCAGGGUUUGAGUUCCUUGGAAUUAAGGUCACUGAAGACUGCAGUGUCUUUAGGAUAUAUGGUCUCACUUACACAAAUCUACAACAUGAGAAUAAGAUGGAAGGGCUCACAGCAUUAGCACUCCCAACAGAUCCUGAUUCCCCAUUAGAUUUCUAGGGUGAGGAGGAGGAAGAGGAGGAGAGGUUGCCGCCACCGAAGCCCAGCCCCACAUGACGCUCUGGCUCUGAGGGGCAGGCAGAGGACCAGACCACCCUGGGUGGGAAGAAGGAGGGAGCAGAGUGCAAGGAGUCUUGUUUUUAUUUUAUUUUUAAAUGCUUUGUGCAUCCAUGCUUAAUCUUGCCCCUUUCUAAAAAGCAUUGAUUGGUGUGUGUUUUUCUUUUUGUAAAUUUACCAAAGAAUAAAAUAAAAUUGGGAUUAAAGGGAUUUCCCAGGAUAGUGGAGGGUGUCCCAUGUCCUGUUGGUGUACCGGUGGUGAAACUCACACUUCUUUUAGUCAGAAAUGCUCUGCAGGUCAUAUCCCAGACCUGUGGAAUGCAAUAGAGAUUCAGCAGGUGUCUUCUAGAUUCACCUUUAAACUUUUGCUGAAAUAUUUUCUUUGCCACCAGGCUUCUGCAGACAGUUAAGAUACCACUUUCUUUCAUAGUCGGUGAUGUUUUAAAUUUAUGAGAGGUUUUUUUUUUGUGUAUAUAUAAUUGUGGUAAAUCCCUUUGGGUUUCUUUAAACGAAACAGUAGUGUGCAAGUGUUUUUUAUUAUUAUAAAUAAACAGUUAUCAUUUGGGGCCAUUUUUUCCUGGGUUUUUCAUAGCGGUAGAUUAGCUAAUAAAAAGGUGCUUUCUACAUUUUCAAAGCUUUUAUAUUGUGCAUUAAAGCAUACAUAGUAGGGGUUGAAUUGUGGGCUCCACAGAUGAUAUGAGGCCACCAACAGUUUGCAUCAGAUUGCACCAAAGGCUAAAAGGCAAGUCAAAUAAUCAUAUGACCAAAAAUAAUUUGAAGCCUUCUGGAGCCUGUUAUAGUAAUAGUGUGUGAAUAAAAAAAUAUGUGAUAAAAAAUGUAACAGUAUGUGUGUCAAAAAGCAAUGGGAAGUUAUGAAUGAAUGAAUGAAUGAAUCUUUAUUUGCAUCGGCCAUAGCAAUAAAACAACAAUACAGUGAUACCUCGGGUUAGAUAUGCUUCAGGUUAGAGACUCCUCUAACCCAGAAAUAUUACCUCGGGUUAAGAACUUUCCUUCAGGAUGAGAACAGAAAUUGUGCUCUGGCGGCGCGGCGGCAGCAGGAGGCCCCAUUAGCUAAAGUGGUGCUUCAGGUUAAGAACAGUUUCAGGUUAAGAACAGACCUCCAGAACGAAUUAAGUACUUAACCUGAGGUACCACUGUAUGAAAUACCAAGAAUAAAAAUAAAAAGUCAAUUAUAUAAAAUACAUUUUAGAAUGGGAAGUUAAUUUUAUAAGUGCUUCUGUUGUUUUCUGUUUACCUAAAACAAGUAAAAGAUUAAAUGCUGUGAUUCCAAGAUGAUAACAACUUUAAACCAAGGGUGGUUAACCUCUAAGUUUUGCAUGAAUAUUGGCCAUGCUGGCUAAAGCAGAUGAGAGUUUGACUUCAAAAACCUCUGGAGGGCUACAGGUGAGUCAAGCUCCUUUAAAAGAACCAGGCAGGCUGGAACUCCUCAAGCCACCCCUGAAAUAUAGUGAUCACCCUCCCCCAAAGAAACUUUUUCUUGAAGAGCCCAGUAUAAAUGAUAUAUUGAACUGGUCUUCAAGAUUAAUAUUCAGUUAUGUAUAAAUAGGUAUAAUUACUAAAUAUAUAUAUGUCAUCCCUGAAGUCACAAGGGCUGUGGAGGAUUUAAUUAUGUUAGUGUUCGUAUAUUUAGCUAUACAGACUAAAUAUAAAAGGAAAAGGAUGUGCAGAAUUUAAGCCCAACCCACAUAUUUCUCCUAGCUUAAAAACAACUGAGUUGCAGUCCUUUGAGUCCCCGUUAGAGCGUUUCAGGGGCCAUAGGAUAUAUCAGAUCUCAUUCCAAUGAUGGAGCGAAAGUUUCGACAUCAGAUGCCUCAUCUGUGUGAGUCUAAUAGGGAAUAACAAAAAUUGCUCCAUCCACUUUUCACACAUUUUGGAUUGCUUCAAAGACUGGUUGGAGUGGGAUUAGAAACUGGAUCCAGCUGGCAGCCAAGAUCCUAUGGUCUCCCAGGGGUCACUUUGACAGGUGGGUGGGGCUGCCCCCCGUCCAUCACUUGACAUCACCAUGAUGUCAGGUGAAGCGUUUGUUUUUCAUUGUUUGUUUGACUUGUUUGUUGAAUAAAUACAGGUAUAUGGCAUAAUGGUAAUGGUGUUUGUGAUUUUAUUCAUCAUAAUAAUGCUCAGGUUUUUUUAAUAUAAAUAAUUUCAGGGUGAAUCUUUCUGGGUCAGGAGUGCAUUGGAAUUUUCCUCAUAAGAAAUCAUGGAAAUGUUCACAUCUCUAUAAGAACUCUUGCCUUAUGAACCAUUUCUCAGGAGGUAAUUAGGUUCCUAUAGCGGGACCUAUGUGUAAUAGGAAUAGGUUGAGUUUAAACAAAUCACUUCGGCACAGUCAGGGAAGCACAAACUGGGGCUGCUUUGUGCCAGAGAAGGGGGCACACAGAGUAACAAAAUGAGCAGUGUAUUAGUUGCAGGAUGGGGAUAAUAAAAGAGACAAACAGGCUUGUGAGUAAGAUGCUGCUGCUGUUCACUUGGGUAGCCCCAGUGCCUGUAGGUGCUGAAGGCUAACAUGUUAGCUUUCAGCACUGCAAAACGUGUAUUCAUUCCUUCAGAAAUUGUAUGAGCAAAAUUGUUCAGAAAUUGUUCGGUACAAGCAUUAGCAAAAUAAUGGAUAACAUCUGUUGUGAUUGCAUGCAUUCCAUGCCAGUUUCUGUUUCAUUGGUUUAAUAAGGAAGUAUCAGAUAUUUGUACACUGACGUUACGAAUGCAGUGUAUGUAAGUGUGAAUGUGUGCAUGUAUAAUGAUUAUUCUCUCUGGGAAUGUUUGUAACACUCCAGGAGAUGCCCUCAGAGGCAGGGAUCCCAGUUACAGGCGAUAUAAGCCGAACUACUCACCAGUGACGACAGAGAUAACCAGUGGAACACAGUCCAAACAAACCACGAUCAAGCACAGAUAAUCUAGUUCCAAAUGUAAUCCAGAAACAAAUUAGGAAACAUACCAAGAUCAAGAUCACACACACAUACAUGUAUGCAUGUAUGGUGUGUGUGUGUGUGUGUGUGUGUGUGGCAAGGUACAACACAGCAAGGGAGAGUGAGUAGAAUCAGGACCUUGAAGCUAGGGACCUAUGUUGUUUCCAGCAGUGGGAGCUCCAGGGGUUUCCUCACUAGGUAUCCAUGCGAAGGACCCCUCCAGGGGACCAUCAGCUUUGGGCUCAGGGUGCCCUGCCUGCUCCUCAAGACCCUCAACCUGUGUGGUGCCCAGUCUGUCCUCUAAGGACUCCAUGCCUGGUGCUAGCUCAGGGCUAGGCAUGACAGUGUUUUUCUUCCAGCAAACAUCUUUUUAAGAGUUUGAGGAAAAUAUAGCCUGAAAUGAAAGCUGGCACUCAAACGUUUAAUACAAGAAACCCCAAUCCCAUUAGAAUUCAAACUGUGGAAUUUCCUAAUAAUAGCAGCUGAGGCAUCUAUUCAUUAUAAUGUUCUAGCAACAACACGGUUAUUGUGUGAAAGCAGGACACUUCAUUACCUCACUGGCAAUGCAUGUUUGGUUCAUUAGCAGUUUGAAAUGAACUGAGAUUUAUAUGAUCUCCACACCCGCACAAAGACUGCUAAGAGCGUGUGAGGAAAAAGGAACAUGUUGGGAGAGUGGCAGGAACUGGGCAUUAACAAUAAUCCGCUCAAAAUAUGGGGGGGUGGGGUGGCGAGAGCGAAAAUGCAAAAGGGGAGACUCUGAUCAGUCCUGCCUAAGUUGGCAGUGUGUGUGGCACAAAGCACUGUUGAGCAAUUGCCCAAGCUUACUAGGCAGGGAACAGAAGGGACAUUGCAGGACGAGGCUUGAUAACAAAAGCAGUUUACAAAAUCACGUUAAGUGGAAUUUACUCUCUACCCAGCUCCACUUUAGUACAAUUCAGAUAAGAUUUUUCAGGUGAGAUUAUCAUUCACUGUACAGAUUUUUAUAGCUGGUGAUGAUAGAAAAGUGAUGACAUCUUUUUUUAAAGGUGUCAUUGGAUUCCCAUAUGAGUAUUUCAUUUGUACCCCUUAAUGCAUGUGACUGUUCCACUUAAUAAUAUGGAUUUAUGCACUUCUGAAAGCAGCACAACUCCGCUUCUCAAAAUUCCAGGACUAGUUCUGCCAUGUGGCAGUAGACGUUUUCAGAUAGGAAGCCCAGAACUAGCAUCUCUGAGCCCUUUUUGCAUUAAUUCUGCCAUCUGAAUUUUGGUAGUGGGGGAAAGGAGCUGAAAUGGGUGUAUCUAGUGAAACUUGCCAUUCACAUCCCAGACUGAUUUUAAGCCAAAUACUAUUUGGGGGCCCAACUAUAGAUGAACAUGGCAAACAUGCAGACAUAAUGUGGUUUAAUUUUAACACCAGAAGUGCAUGGGAGCAGAACUCUCACCUGCCACACCUGUGGAAACUCCUUUUGUAUAUUUUCAUGCUAGUGGAACCCUGUACUGUAUAAGCAGCGUUUCUGUUUAUCAAACUGCUGAAUGCAUGCGUUUCUUGAGUGUUCAGACAAAUAAGCUUGUGCAUAGUGUAGCGCUGCUUUCCAGAGACUUUAUCUAAGGUUACGUUGAGAACCUUUACCCAGGUACUUUAGUACCUCACUGGAAGGUUUCUGUUACAAGCUGAAGGUGAAAAUCCUAGGCUUGCACUUUUCACCAAAACUGUAUAUGUCACUUUACAGAGUUGAUGUGAGGAAAUGAAGGCUAUGAGCAUGCCUUGUGAAAAGCAUUUGACAGGGUGCCGUCUGUUAGUUGGGCUUUGGUAUGCCAAGGUUACGUUGUUAGUGAUCUUUAUUAAUAAAUAACUAAGAUCCUUAUUGGUCCAAAGGGUAUGGCUCUUUUUACAUUCCAGGAUCUCAGUGUUCAUAAAUCUUAGGGAUUGUAUUCAUGCUAUUUUUGUUUUGAGGAACAAUUCUCGCAUUUUCUGCCAAGCAGCUUAUUCUGAGAGGUAAGAUAAUAGUAUAGUAGCAAGUGACUUGCUAUGCAAAUCUUUUAUAUAGUUUUGUUUAGGGAUUAUGGGGUCAAUCUGUUUCUUAUGUAAACACUUCAGGAGGUGUUGCAAAUUAAUGAGAGCAGUGUGGAUUUCAGGCAGGCUAGUUUGCAGAUGGAAUUAAAGAUAAAAAGUGUACUUCUCUUGAGUUUUUCCAUGUCUGUGAAUUGGGCUACGGGCAAAAAGGCAGAUUGAGGAUAUAAUUAGAGGACUAUUUGCAGAGAGGGCAAAUGGAGGAUCUAUGAAAUGGAGUAGGCUCUGGGAAGAAAUAAAGGAUCAUUGCAGAGUUAGAAGAGAUAUUGAAGGAUAUGUAUUUCUGUAAUAUAAGUGCAGCUGUAACAGAAAAACUUGCAGAACAAAUAGGAGAGGCUAAAGGACUGGAGAGUGAUUUUGUGGAAAUCUGGCACUAUGUUAUAUUCCCUGCCUGAAUAAUAGUUUGCGAUGUCUACUGCCAUUAUCAUUAUAUUUAAAACAGCAAGAGCAAAUAAUGUGAGGAGGGAUUUGCAGCCUGGAUAGGUAAGAAGAUGGUUAGUAAACACCAAGCUACUUUCAGUAAAUCCACACGUCUAGGGUCAGAUGAAUUAAGCCCAAGGGAGUUGAAUGAGCUUGAAGGUGUUACUUCAAAGAUGCUGUUUGUAAUAUUUGUGAAUUCUGAAUAUUUUUGAAAUAUUUGAGAAUAUUUGAGAUCGGAGGAGGUGCCAGAAGCCUGGAGAUGUGCAGAUGUUGUCCCCUGUCAUCAAAGGGUGGGGAAUGGCUCUGGUGGAUUACAAGUCACUGCUUGAUGUCAACAUCGGCCACAUUUCUCGAGCAGAUUGUUAAGUACCUCAUGAUCAUCCAGAAAAGAAAGCUUUGGUUACAAGGUUUAUGAAGGAGAAGUCAUCCCAGGCAACCUUACCUCCUUUUUUUGAUGAGAGUUAUUUGUUUGGUAGAUCAUGGGAAUGCCACAAACAUGGUAUAUCUGGACUUCAGCAAGGCCUAGGACAAACUCUGAAGUCUCUGCUUUAUCUGCUGCAUCUGUCUGAGUUUUUACUAUAUUGCAUUUUUGGAAUGUGGGUUUGACGAUACUACUUGUAAGGUUGAUACUACAGCUGGUUGAACAACCACACCCAGGGAUUGUUUGUUAAUGGUUCUGUGUCAGCCCAGAGGGAGGACUUGAGUCAUAGGGCUCUGUCCUCAGCUCUGUGCUUUCAGCAUUUUAUAAAAGACUCGUAGAUGGCAUGAAGCUAGAAAGGUAUGAUCCAAAGACUUAUUAGGCCUCUUGCAGAGGUGUACCUAAGGCUUGAUGAAACUGGCCCCCUCCAGUUUCCCUACUGAAAUUGUCUCACCCUCACUCCGGGCGCUUUGAGUACUUGGGUUGCUUAAAAUGUAGGAAUUUCUAUUGUGGUUAUUGCGGUAAAGUGUUUUUUUCCUGAGUGGGUUGCCAAGGGACCCUGGGUGUCUGCCUCUGGCCGCUUACUGCAGGUCUGGGUCUGGUGACAGCCUGGAUGGGUGAUUGCUUUGGCAUACAGGGUACUAACUACUCUGUCCUGGAAGUGUGCUAUUAAGCACUAAAAUCUAAGUAAUGCAUCCUGUUACUGUCCAAAGGAAGCAGGUGUUUAUCACCUGGGCAGAUGGUAUCGCCUGCUCUUUUGGAGCAUGUGCAUGUAACAAACCAACUUCCUACUGUUUUCUUUUUCAGACGAAGAAUGAAGGCUCGUGCUCCACCUCCACCAAACCAAACUCCUGCCACCUGUACAGUUAAUAAUGAACACAAAUUACCUACAGACCUGGGAGCGCUGCCUGAUCAGGGUGUGAUAAAUAUGAAGGAAAAUCUGAUUAACAGGACGGUGGACUUUAUAGUAGUUUUUCCAGAUGGAGAAGAACAGAAAACUACUGUGCAUGGCAGGUAAGGCUUUCAGACAUUUGAAACAAUUUGUAUCUACCCAUUGAUGUCAUUUUUAGGAGGAGAGAUGUAAGACAAUGCAAUAAUUUUCAGGUUUUCCCUCCCCCCCCCCCCCCGCUGCUUAUAACCUAGCAGUGCAUGUUAGGUUAAGCAGUGCCUGCUGUUUUUAGUGCACAUGUAUUUCAUCCAGCAUGCAAAGAGAGGCUAAUUUAUAUGCAUAUAAUCAAUUUUUUCUCUACCGUAUUUAUUAAUUUUAAUUAUGUGCAGUGCAUAGUAUAGGACACCAUUUUGCCUCUGAAGCAUUGUGUAUAUAUCUGAAGAGAGCCAUCCUUUCCUGAAGCGAAGCACACAUGAGGAAAAUUUAAAAGACCAGGAAAGGGAUGUUUCUACACAAACAAACAUCUUGAGGAAAAGCAGUUAGACUAAGAAUGGAUGAAAUCUAGUAAUGGUUGGGAGAACAACAAAUUGUUGUCCAGCAUUUUAUAUGAUUGGUGUGGAGCAAUCCAGUACGUGUCCAAGAAUUAAGGAGGUUAUGUAGAGGCCUCUCAUUGCCUCUUAGCCGUUGCCCAGAGGUCACACGGAGGACUUUCCUGUUUGUGCUCUUCACUCCCCCAACCCCUACGUAAGGUGGGUUUGCCACUGCGGAGGGCAUGUGAAGGCAUCUCCACUACCCAGAUGACCACCAGUGGUGCUGUGGAGGCUUUGUGGGUGGGGACAUUUUGGGCCUCUGCUCUCUACACUUUCCACAUUCUGGCAAGGCUUCAUGAGGCUCUGUCCUUUGCAUUGGCUUUCUUCCUCUUUUGGGUUUGGUUCGUGGCUGAGUUGCGAUUCAGUUGGUGUUUUAAAGCAAAAUCUCCCAUUGUGUGGGUUUUCUCUCAGACUCCUCCUUUAGUGGCUGGAGGGCUUGAGGCUUGGUGGGUUCUCCUCCAUUCUAGGGAUGGGACAGAAAUUUGAUUCAUUUAAAGGCAACCCUCCCAGUUAUCACACUUUCUGACACAAUACAAUCCUUCAGUGCAUCCUUAAAAGUUUGCAGUUCUCUGAAUUUUGCAAUGAAGUUCUGCAGCCGAGUAAUGUGUACAAACAUGCAUGUACUGGGAUAAAGUGUACAUUAAAAAUCCAUGUAUUAGUGACAAUAACAUACAAAAAUGCAUUGUGUUACAGAAAACUGCUUUGUAAAAAAUAUAUAGGCAGAAUUGCGUGCAAAAAUACAUAUAAUUAUGAGAAUUUUGAAUUAAAUGUUGAUGAAUUUUCAUGAGGAUAUUUUUAAAAACUAAAAUAAACCAUGUGAUAUGGAAAUGUGGAUAACUGAAUUUAAGAUUAGAAAGAUGAGAAACUGAAAUUGGUAGAUUUGCCCAUCCCUGCUCAUAGCUAAUGAGCAAGAGCCGUCACGCAGCUGAUGGAUGAGAGCAGUCAAGCUUGUCUCUCCAUCCCUACAACCCACUCAGUAGCUGAUCUGUGGAUGUGGUUCUGGUGUGAAGACAAACUGGCCAUGAGGAAAAGGUGCAGGGCUUCUUGCCUUGAGCUCAGCACUGGCUAUGCCCAUGUCAGCAAAUAGAGGCACAAAGAGGCACAAAGUUUCCCAAUGGAUGUUUUGAAGAACAUGGCUAUUUUGAAAUAGUCCAGGUUGAUUUUUAUAUAUGUGUAUGUGUACUAUCUGGAUAUGGUUUCAAUCUGCUCUUUCUACCUGCGUGAAAACCCUUCUGUGUUCUAUUAAAUCUGGUUCUAAGUAGCCUUUUCUGUUUUCCCUUCCAGUAAAGCUGUGAUGGACCUCUUGGUUGACUUGUGCAGCCGGUACCACUUAAAUCCAGCCUAUCACACCCUGGAGCUGCAGUCUUCAGGGACCCAACAGACUUUGAGUUAUAAGCCAAACACUUUGAUAGGGGCACUGGAUGUAUGGAAGAUACUUCUGAAGGAGAAGGUUCCUGAAGGAAAGGCGAAGCGGCCUCCUCCACCCAAAAUUCCUGAGGUUGGAACUUUCUGCUGCAUAACUGUUUUGCCAGAUGUCAAGAAAUGUUGAUGACAGUCUCCCCGCCCCCCCAAUGUGUUCAGUAUUGAACUUGGCACGGAGCUUACUAUUGCGAUGUAAUGGUAAUCUUAACUGACAGCCAGUGUAGAGACUUGGUAUAUGGCAAUAAGUAGUUACUGCAGGCUUAUUUUGAGUUGACUAUGGCCUUUUGUGAGUUGAAUUGUCAUUUUGUAAGUAAGGUUGAGGAACCUGUGGCCUUCCAGGUGUUGUUGGAGUCCAGCAACGUCUGUAACGCCAUGUGGUUUCUAUCCAGAGCCAAGGUGGAGUAGUGGUUAGGGUGCUAGACUGGGACCUGGGAGACCAGGGUUCAAAUUCCCACUCAGUCACUGGGUGACUUUAGGCCUGUCACUGUCUCUCAACCAAGCCUACCACACAGAAAUGUUGUGAGGAUAAAAUUAAGAGGGGGAGGAGUGUGUACACCACUCAGUCAGAGGGCAGGACAACUGCAGGGGAGUCUGGUUGCAUGAGUAAGUAGUUAAGAGGCAUGUGUUGUUCCAGCUACUAGCAGACUUCAACUGAAGUUUUAUAAAGAGUAGCCUUCCAGACCCUGUCCAAAUCCAGAUGCUUAAGGAACCCUUUACUGUUGACUAGCAUGGUGACAUUGUGGUCUCAAGUCUAUGCUCCUUUACUAGCCAGCUGUCUGAGCCUGCAGUUUCUGAUGCUGAUUCUCUCAAGGACUAACAGGUGGUUUAGCCUCCCCGUACAGCUUAGACAGGGACUUCUUUGCCACAGACAAGGCAGAGAUCCACCCUGAGGUUCCUCCUGGGCAUUCCCUGGAUGUGGGCCUGGUGAGAGCUCUCCCUGGAUCUUAUGGACGGGGAGGGGGGCACUUUCUGGUCUCCUGGUUUCCUAAAAGUCUGGGUUCUUGUUUGAGGAUGAGUUGUUCAAGGCUGUGUUAGGCCUUGGUUUGACAACAGGACUGUCUUUUGUUGUUUGUAUUGUAAGGGGUCUUAGGGUGUUAGGGGAGGGGUAGUAAUUUUGGUGGGGGCACAUCAUGCUCCUGGGGUAGUUAGUCCACCUUGGUCCCCACCCUGCAGUCAGCUCUCACCUGUGACUCCUAGAAGCUGUCAGCAUGUGACAGGGGCCACACCCUGGGAAACAGCUUUGACUGGCCAGCUAAACCAAGUGAGGAUAGCCGAUGGAUCUCAAACCCCAGUGAGUUAGGGACUUCCCCUGCCUGCAAAGACAGGCUUGGUGGAUUGAGCAGACCAGACCAAUAGUGGGUCCAACAGUCAAGAAGGCUGUUUCUGCAAAUGCUGUAGAUGGAAGUGAGGGGCAGGUGGGGCUCAUUCAGCUGGGAAGGUAGCCCUUUUAGGAGAAGGGAAGCUCUGAUCCUAAACAUCAGCUGUACUCUGAUCCUAAACCUCUGCUGCCUCGCAGGACAACUUCAGGAGAAGAAAGGCUAAGGCGUAAACCCUACACAUAUCUGGAUUGCAGUCCCUAAGAUGGUUGGGUGGUGUCUUGUAUGCCUCAUUCUGGCAACUCCUGCAGCCAAACUGGUGCCAAACAUACUGCUCUGCUUUCCUUUGGAUCACAUCAGCAAGGCCAAAAUGUCAUCUGGACAGCUCAGGACCUCCAUCCACACUGCCCAGGCUUGUGCCCUGGGAAGGUCACUGCUAAUGAAGUGGUUUGACUCCACCCCUGGAGGCAUACUAACUCGAGAGAGAGAGACAGACAGACAGAUGCCAACAACAUUGGCUUUUAGGUCUUUCUAACAGAAAACUGUAGGAGUCCUGAUGAGGAAAAACUCCUAUUUAAUCUCUAUAACCAUAUAACUUCUGAAUUUUGGAAGGAGGCAGGUAAAAUGGACAAAGUUGCAACAUAAUGAAAAAUUCUGCCACCUGGUGGAGAUUAAGAGUUAAGUAUCAUUCUAGAGGAAGUAUGGUUAGUGCAGGAACUGAAACUGCAGAUGACACAAUGCUGGAAGCGAUAGUUGACAGCAUAGAAGAUAGAAUCAAGAUUCAGAAUGAUCUUUACAGGCUGGAACUGCUGGCCAAAGCCAGCAUGUGAAAUUCAAUAGAGAUAAUGUAAAGCCUGGUAUUAAGGUACAAAAAUAAUCAAAUCAGAAGAACCAGCAGACUUGUCCCCUGUUGCUUUGGGACCAAUUGGUGGAAAUUGCAAGGGAGCUUGCAUUAGGAGGAACUUACUGUUUGACAGUAGUCAACUGCCAUGAAAAUGGUGGACCCCUCUAUGCUGGAGGUAUUUAAGCAAAGACUGAAGGAAUACAAUACAGUAGCUGCAUCCUAACAUUGCAGAUCCUGCAUUGAAGGGGUUGACUAAACCUCCUAAGUCCCUUCCAACCUUUUAAUUCCUUUAUUGCAUAAUAGAAACAAACUGGACAGUUCUCAUCUACAGUUCUUGUGACUGCCUUGUAGAACAAGUUGCUUAGAGUCCAAGGGCUAUUAUUGCUAAUAUACUCUCUCUCAAUCUAAUAUUUGAAUAACUGCUAUCUGCUUCACAAUAAUUUUGUUUUUCAGCGUUGCAUAUACAGGUAUUUCAUAAGCGAUUAAAAUGUGUUGAUGCAUACCUACACGGAGAAAGCUCUAAGGAAUCCUGUUCUGCCUCUGUAAUGCCAUUCCUGUGCAAUGAAUAUGACACUCCUUGAUCUUUCUUUAACCCUCUUGCCAGUAUGAAUAAUCUAUUUUGCAACUGCAGUGCACAAGCACUACCGCUGAGGAGCUGUGGCUCACAGAGUCUUUUCCUUUUCUAUUUUGCUUCCCUAGAAAACAGUGAGGCUGGUCGUAAACUAUCUCAAGACACAAAAGGCAGUGGUUCGAGUGAGUCCCGAGGUUCCUCUCCAAAGCAUCAUCCCAGUGAUUUGUGAGAAGUGUGAGGUCAGUCAGGAAUGCCUUGUCCUCUUGAGAGAUACCUUCACUGGGGAGGAACUGGAACUUACAAAGUCAUUGAAUGAACUGGGAAUAAAGGAGCUCUAUGCAUGGGAUAGGAAAAGAGGUAAGUCAAUACAUUUAUUAAUGUACACUGAGAAAACUAUGUACUAAUAUUUGUAGAUGGCGCUAGUUGGGGUUUUGGGUGGGGGUGAGGCUGGGGGUUGGAAAGGCAUAGGGUUUUUUAAAGAGUACUACUUGUAAAGAUAUGUAGAGCAGCGGUGGGGAAUGUGCAGAAAGAAAGAGAGCAAGGAAAAGAAAAAGAGGUGGCAGAAAGAGAGAGAGAAGAGGGGGUGUCUCAUCCAUUUUGGGCUGUGGCAUUAUUAUUAGUAGUAGUAUGCAGGACACGGGUGGCGCUGUGGGUUAAACCACAGAGCCUGGGACUUGCCGAUCAGAAGGUCGGCGGUUCGAAUCCCUGCGACGGGGUGAGCUCCCGUUGCUCGGUCCCAGCUCCUGCCAACCUAGCAGUUUGAAAGCAUGCCAGUGCAAGUAGAUAAAUAGAUACCGCUCCGGCGGGAAGGUAAACAGCGUUUCCGUGCGCUGCUCUGGUUCGCCAGAAGCGGCUUAGUCAUGCUGGCCACAUGACCCGGAAGCUGUACGCCGGCUCCCUCGGCCAAUAAAGCGAGAUGAGCGCCGCAAGCCCAGAGUCGGUCACGACUGGACCUAAUGGUCCUUACUUUACUGUCUUUUGCAGUCUUCCCAAAAUGGUAUCUAAGCCCAUUAUAGAACUGUCAGGGACCUUCAGAUUUGAUGGUAUGGAACUCUAUAGGUGAAGGCCUUGGUCCACUGCUCUUAGCAGUGCCUCCUUCAUACAGUGAGUGCCACUGGUAAUUUUUGUUCAGAGCUGGGCCCUGGCACAAGGCUGCUCCACAUCUGUAGUGCACAAUGGCACAUUGCCUCCAUGUUCAAUAUUGUGCUGGCACCAAUGCAGAGUUAGUCUUUGCCCUGCCCAUUGUCUCACUUAAUUGGCUGAAAGGAAAUGUAUUUUGAAAUGCUUUACCUGUGACAAUCUCCAAUGACUCUUCCAGCUCCAUCAUUCUACAUGAAUGAUAUUGCUUGCCAGUUGGGUGUUUGGAACAUGGAAUGGUCGCUUUCGUUGCAUAGACUCCAUGUUAACAGGCAAAUCAAGGACUUUGAUUCUUCACAUUAUCCCUGGCAGACAUUAAACUCUGAGGUUGUGAUGAAGCUGGAACUAACUAUGGGAUAUAUAGGAUGCUAUAUCAUACCAUAUUGCCUAAACAACAUGCAUGUGAAUGACAAUGGGAAUCUCUUAAUGCACGGGGUGCAUCUGAACUAGAGUUUAAUGUGGAUUUGAAGCUGUUUGUCUCUCCUCAUCCAAGCCUUCCCUCCACUAAAUUUGGAUUUUCCCUCUCAGUGGGCAGUCCAAUAAGGGGUGAAAUAUCCAAUGUAAAAUGAGGUUACCCAACUGUGAAGCACAUUGUGUGUGUUGUUGUUUUUACACAUGUGGUGACGUUUUGCUGGGUGCUGUCUAUUGCCACAUGCCCUACUUCUGUUUGGUUUCCAUGCCCCAAAGAAAAGGAGGCACCAGUUGUUUUCCAUUGAUAGUUGCUGAAGGAACAUUCAUGAUACGUUUAUAUUUAAAACAGCUCUUUAGCGAAGAACUACUCUUGCACAAAACAGCUGUUUUAAAAAUAAAAUCUACCCUUUUAGGUACAGGAGGCAGGAAAGGGAAAGUGGAGGAAAGGAAGCAGCAGCCUUUCAUGUGAGUGACACCAAAUCUUUGUCUGGUUUGGAGUGUUACUACAAAUGUAAAAAGGAUUUUUCCUCAUUCUGUCCUCUAUCCAUCACAUGCAGCACCAUUUCCUUUCUGCUGCAAUUCAUAUUCCACAAAAGUGUUAUUUGGUUCGUUGUGGUCAAAUUUAAUAAUGUAAUUAAUUACCUUAUUGUUAUGUGAUCAUACACCAUUCAUUUCAGAUGUGGCAGUGGGGAGAGACAUAAUAAUGAAAAAACAACAACUGCAGGCUAGAAAAAAUGACAGUUUCUUGUGAUAUUUCCUUCUGAUAUAUAAUCCCUCCCUGGCUUGCCAUGCCAUUCCAUUUAUGAAACACUUUUUCAAUAAGCCUUAGGGUUUGCAGUCGUUGUCUCAUAUUUGUACUCACAACAACGUCCUGUAAGUUAGGUUCCUAUAGCUGUCGUUAAAAACUGAAGGACCUCAAACUACUCCCAGACGUUAGCUGGGAUUUGAAACCAACUUUCCUAGAAACAGGUUUUUCAUUCUGUUUAAUAUAUGGUGAUAAUAAUACUUAGCAUUUAGAGUGUUGAAAGCACACACAUUAUUUCAGUAAUUUUUAGAGCAUUUAGAGUGUUGAAAGCACACACAUUAUUUCAGUAAUUUUUACAAGAUGGAUAGGUACAAGCAAUUCUUUUUUCUUAAAAAAAUGUUUAGAGGUACUCUGAUUUUGACUCAAGAAAAUCACCAUUUAUAGUUCAAAUCAGUAAAAAUAAAUACCAUAACUGGGCAAAAGUACAAAGAUUCACAAAAUGUUAAGGGGUAUGCGUACCCCUGCGUCCCCCCAGAAAAAAGCACUGGGUAUAAGAGAUCAAUAUAAUUAUCCCCAUAUUGCAGAUGAGUGGUUGAGGUUGGAGAUGGAAGGGGCCAUGCCAUGCAGUUUCCCAUCUUAAUCCGAAAUGCCAUUUUUUCCCUCUCAAAAUGUCACUCCCUGCAUUUCCACCCUGGAGGGGAAAGGUGAAGGUACCUAUCUCUUCCCAUCCACAGCUGGAGAAAAAAAAAACAAUUUGAUGGUACCAUUUCAAGUGGGUAAAUGGUCAGAAGCAAAAUGGUCAAGUAGUUCAACUCCCUCAAACUCUGUCACUUAAACUUUCAGCCUCCGAUAGUGGUUUCAUGUGUCUUGAGUUCAAUGUAGGGAUUUCCUGGUUCACAGCUCAAUUUCUUAGCCACUGUACAUUGCAGUGGUUUUCUCUCUGAUUGCUUUCAUCUGGAAGCAAACCUUUUAGAGUCUUCUGACUGAAUUUAUGCAGUUAACUGUGAAAUAGGUCUGUGAACUUGCCUACAACUGCAGAAAGUAGGCUUUACAAGGGAAACGGGAAGAAGAAAGGGGCAGGAACAACUAACGUAAGAAGAGUCCUCCUAGGUCAGUCCACUCCAAAGGCCUACCUUGUCUAGCAUCCUUUUUUCAUAGGGGCCAGUUAGAUGCCAAUGGUCAGCCCACAAGCAAGCCAUGAGCCCCAUAGCGCUCUCCUGCUUGUGAUCAGCAGCAACUGGUAUACUUCCUGACUUUGGGGUUGGUUAGUAGCUAUUGGUCACCUUAUCUUCCAUGGAUUUGUCUAACCCCCUUCAAUGCUGGGCAAACUGUUGGCCAUCCCUGCAUCUUGUCACGAAUUCCAUACUUUCACUGUGUUGUUGCAUGAAGAAGUGGUUCCUCCAGAAGCUAGCGUGUGAAAGAAACUGCCCUGGCAAAACCUGGCAGCUGGGACUUGGGCAGCAAAGGGCUCUCAGGAAAGGCUAGUGAAGAGGAAGAGGAAGGUGGUGGAAAAUUCAGCCUCAGUGAAGUUGUAAGUCAAGCGCCAAAAGAAAAAUGAAUUGAGUCCUUCUGGUGAGACAUGGGGUCAUUCUCUGAAUCUUUUUAUCUUUAACUGCAGUUUCCUGGUUGUAGAUGAGCACCUGCAUUUAGCUAAAGUGCCUCAGCCCUGUGACAUGCAUGAAAGCAAAUCGGGCUUUAUGUUCUGCAUCUUUUAAUUAUUCCUUUUUCAUCCUUUUUGUUCCUGUCCUUUCCAGUUCUUUCAUCAAAAGCUCAGUCUGAACCUUCUCUGAACAAUAGAGGUACUGUAUAAUGAGACUUGGAGAGAGAGUUUCCCUUUUAUUUUCUUCUUCUUCUGCAUGGCUUGGAUGAUUAAUGCAUUGAGGUUCACUGUGUAAGACUGGGGUGAGGAAUCCGUGGCCUUGCAGAUGCCGUUGGACUCCCAGCAUCCAUUAGCCCCGGCCAGCAUGGCCAAUGGUCAGGGAUGAUGGCGUUUGCCACCCAAAAACAUCUGGAGGGCCUCAGGUUCCCCACACCUAGAGUAAGAGCUACUACUCACAUCUUCACACAACAUUGGCACUACAAGUAAUGCAAAACAGAUUUCUUUCUCUAUCUUAAACAGCAAGGUGUAACAGCAAGGUUAUAAAAAAUAUUGAAAACAUGAAGGGAAUGUUCUUUCACAGCAAUAAUAAUUUGCCAGAACUAGGAAGGGUAUGUCAUUCAACUCUAGUUAAACAAAAUAUUACAAAUCCCAUCAAAUAAACUGAUACUUGGAAGGAACAUGAGCCUGGAAAGGAUGUACAUAUGUUGUUCACGUGUAACAUGAAUUUCACAAAUGUACCGCUGGGCUGGCUUUGAAUCGUUUUUAAUUGCCGUAUUUUUCGCUCCAUUGGACGCACCAGACCAUAGGACGCACCAGACAAUAGGACGCACCAGACCAUAGGAGGGGGAGAACAGGGAAAUUUUUUUUUUCUUGUUCUCCCCCUCUAAAACAAGGUGUGUUCAAGGUACAUUCACCAGAGCUUGUGGGGCUGGCGGUGGGGGGAAGCGCUGCUUUCCCCCACCGCCAGCCUCAAAGAUCCCUGAAGCCUUUGGAGCGCAGCGCCCCACUGCCCUACAGCCUUGCUAGCCUCUGCAGGACAGCAGGGUGAAGGCACCCCGCUGCCCUGGAGAGGCUGUGCGCGCAGCCGUCCCCAAGCUAGAACAGCGAGAUGGAGCGCUCCGCAGUCCUCCUUCUUCCUGUUCUGGCUUUGGGCUUAGCGGAGCAGCCUGCAUUCGCUCUAUAGGACGCACACACAUUUCCCCUUAAUUUUUGGAGGGGAAAAUGUGCGUCCUAUAGAACGAAAAAUACAGUAGUUAAUUUCUCUGAAGCAGCAAAGUACAGAACCUUCUGUCCAGUGUAACUAGCCUUGUGAGUAAACAAGUCAAGCUGCAAUGAUCAAGUAGGUGGCCAAAGUCUUCCAGAUGGUAUUGGCAUUUUCUUCCUUCUCCCCCAGUUCCUUCAUUUAGAAGGAAUCACGCCCCUGUACACACUCAUAUUUGUUCCCCAAAUGAUUGCACCCCUGGGCAAGUCAAGCAGAAGGUGCCAGCAGCAGGUCCUUCUCUCAUUACAUUUCCACCAACUUUUGCCCUAGAUAUGAGCUGGCUGGACCAGCAUAUAACACCAACAGUGGACUGUAAGGCAGAUAUUACUCAUUGAAAUUCUGCAUGAGUAUGAAUGUCAGCUGGCAAGCAUUAACAUCUAUAAACUGAAACCUGUGUGGAAGGAAACCAAACAUUUCAGAUCAUUAAUAGAUUCACAGAAAAUAAGCAAUGCUUGUCCCUGUUUGGAUUUCUCAGUCCUCAAACUGUCUCUUUUUUAUUUCUAAUAAAAUAAUAAACACUUGGGCUAAUGCUCUUUGGGCACAGGUGCCAUAUGUCUUAGUAAAAUUCUGUAAUAAUUAAUUGUAAAGAAUAGCUGGCAUGAGUAUUGCCGUUAACUGCUAAGCUUACGCGGUCCAGGUUGGUGGCAGUUUAUAAUAUGGACUUUUAACUUUUCUGUGCGCCUUUAAGCUAAGUUUUGGAAGGGUAUGUCAAUGUGCGUCUUUAAAUAUUUGUCUUUAUUUGUGCCACAUUGAUUCUUCUGCACUGCUUUGAUUUACUGUUGAAUUCAUUUUAAUACAUCAGCAUAUAGUACAGGUGUACCUUGGAAGUUGAACGGAAUCCAUUCCGGAAGUCAGUUCGACUUCCAAAAUGUUCGGAAACCAAAGCGCGGCUUCUGAUUGGCUGCAGGAAGCUCCUGCAGCCAAUCAGAAGCCGUGGAAACCCCGUCAGACGUUUGGCUUCCAAAAAUAGUUCGCAAACUGGAACAGUUGCGGCUUUUGGGAGCCAAAAGGUUCGAGAACUAAGCUGUUCGAAAACCAAGGUACAACUGUAAUUCUAUUUGAUAGGGUUUGGGACCAGGAUAUCGCAAAAUUGUCUCAUCCUCUGCGUACCUAACUGAUCACGGCAUUCUGAUCCCCAUCCUAUCAGGAGGCUCAUUCUGCACAAUGCUGAAAUUGGAUAUUUAGUGCAGCGGCACCUAUUCUUUGGAACUCCCUCCUAUUAGAUAUCAGACAGAUGUCUUCUCUUUCAACUUUUUGGCACCUGUUGAAGACGUACAUAUUUCAAGAGGCCUUCUAAGUGGAUAGUUUGAUUCUAGUUAUAUUUGCAUUGGAUUUCCAUUGUUUUUGCACCACCACACAGGUGGUGUAGUGACACUAAAGGUUUAUUAUUUUAUUUUUAUUAUUGUUUUUGAACUGAGAUUUUUUAAAUAAAAAAUCUGUGUGAGAGAAUUUGUGUUUAUAUAUGCAGAUGAUUUAGCUGUUCUUAAAUAUGUAGUUGCUUUCUCUCUAUGUGUUUUGUAUUGUGAAUCGUUUUGAGAUGCUCCAUGGAAAGCAAUUUGUAAGUGAAAUAAUAAUAAACUAGAGCAGGUUGCGGCAAAGUAAACCGUUGAGGUCAGUAUAAGCAGCGAUGCAGAAAAGUUCCCUGAAAUUAGUGAAUAGUUGGCAUUUUAUGCUGCUGAAAAAUUGCUGCAUUGUCCACUCAUUCACUAAAGGGUAUUGGAAGGGUUGUAACAAUAUAGGCACAAUUACUUCACAUGCUAGUCCUGCCACAAAUAUUGUGCAAGGUGGUAUUUGUAGAGUGUGAAAAAAUCCUGGGUCACUUGGCUUAUUGUACCGCCCCAUUAGCAUUGUUGUUGAUAUUUGAUGGUGAUAAUAGUAAUAAUAGUAAUAAUAACAACAACAACUUACAUAUGCUAGCAUUCUUUAAGAUUGCUGUUGCACAAUUAGCAGGUAUUGGAGAACAGAAGAGAGUCUGUCUUUGACAGAGUGUUUGGAAAAUUGCAGUGUUAGAGAAUCAUACCAUUCCAUUGAAAGGGGCUUGUGGGUUUGACAGUGACUUUGGAGAAUGGUGGUGUUGUUUUGCUACCUCUGUGGUGAAGGAAGACAGACCUGUGGCGCCACCAACUGUGCAUGGCACUCUGGAAGGACUUAUUCAGCUAAUAAGUCAUGCUUGGACUGUGCAAUUAUGCUUUGGGUUGUACCAUAUGCAUUUUCUUUGUUUGGUGGUGGUUACUGAAAAAGUGAAUAAAGAAAUACUAAACAAAGAAAAGGAAAAGAAAUGGUGCGUUCUAUGGAAACAUGGGUUUAAAAAGUUAGUAACACAUUUGUGAACUUAUUGUGGAAUGUAUCAUAUAUGCACAAUGCGGAUGAUAUUUUCUAGUCCCCUUUUGUAGCCAUCAGCUUCUCUCUUUAUGCAUUGUUAAGCAUACCAAGAGUUCAGCACUCAAGAAAGCAGGAUUAGGGGGCACUGUUUGCAAGUAAUAAAGGGGCAGUGAGGGGAGAAGGUGGUUGGGGGCAGAGAAGCAUUAGGGGGAGGCAGGGCUGGUCCAAGACUUAUUUCCACCAGAGGCAAAGGGCAAGAUGAUUCACCAUUGCAUUCCAUGCACACAAGCUGACUGGACUUGGCAGCUAGAUGGCGAUGGGACAUUGUCUUUGGUUUCUGCUUGCGGUUUGUUUGGAGGUAGACAAUGCACAGUCCUCCGUUUGGAUUACACAACAAGCUAGAGGCCAGGGGUCAGCAACCUUUUCAGCCGUGGGCCGGUCCACCGUCCCUCAGACCAUGUGGUGGGCCGGACUAUAUUUUGAAAAAAUAAUAAUGAAUGAAUUCCUAUGCCCCACAAAUUACCCAGAGAUGCAUUUUAAAUAAAAGGACACAUUCUACUUGUGUGAAAACACGCUGAUUCCCGGACCGUCCGCGGGCCGGAUUGAGAAGGCGAUUGGGCCGCAUCCGGCCCCCAGACCUUAGGUUGCCUACCCUGGAGCUAGACCAUGGCUUGCUUCCUUGUAAUGUAGUGGCAGCUGGUAAGGAGUGAAAUUUCCCAAACUCCUGCAGUAUGCAGCAACAUGGCUUGCUUACAUUAAAGGUUUAUUCUAUAGGUUUAUUCUACCUAUAGUUUAAUGUGGCAGGCACACCAGACUAUUUGGUGUCACAUAUAAUGUGGCCCACAGUUUAGCAAUUCAGCAAACUCUCAUCCAACUUUUCUAGAGAAAUAUGAACAGUUAUACAAGGUUCAGUCUGUGGCCUCAUUACCAAAUGUGUCAUGAUGAAACAUUUGAUAUUGACCUGUCAUGAACUUACAUAUACAUUUGGUUGGGUAAAUACAGUAGUGAGUAUAGGAUAAUACUAGUGGUUCUAAUCCUAAAUGCUUAAUAGCGAAGUUUAAGACUAACAUGCAAGUAAGUAAAGUUAGGUCUAAAUCAGUAUCUUGGAAAAACAGUGCAUGACCUCUCCCUCCUGUGAGCAAUUAAUACUGCAGUAACUUUGAUUAGAAUGAAUUUGUGUAUAAAUCUGUGUACAGUACGAUCUCCUCCUGUGCAGGGGUUACAUUCUGUGGGGAGCAUUUAAGCGCUCUGCCUUGCUUGCUGAACUCUGGGGUACCUCACAAGAUCUUAUGUGGCUGGCCCCAUUUUCCACGAGAUCUUGCGAGAGCAUCCCAGAACUCAGUAAGCAAAGCAAAGAGCUUAAAAGCUCUUUCUGUGCUGGAAAAACCCUGUACAAAAAGAGCUUUCAAGCUGUCCGCCUUCUGUGCUUUGAAUUAGUGUGAUUUCAACCGACCAGACAUCAAAUGCCUAAAGUUGAAAUAGCAUUUGUUAAACCUGUGUAGCACUGAUUUCUACCCUCAAAGUUAGUAAGCUGAUUUUUAAAUUCUUUAAUUGAUCAUUUGUGCUGGAGUAGUUAUGACACAUUGUGUGUGUUACAGAAACAAGAAGAUACUCAACUAGCUGUGACACAACAGAAAAAGAAAAGAAACGAUUUCUGGGAUUUUUCAAGACUAAUAAAAUGAACAUUAAGGUAAAUGUCUCCCCUCAUUUAUUGUAGAUGCAGAUAAGCUUUAUUGUACUAGCCAAAGGCCAUGACAAGACCAUACAGACACUAUCAGUUAGUUUAAUUUAUUAAACGAAUUGUUUCCAUUGCUGCAUGUGCACUGUACCUGUUUAUAGCUGUACCUGUUAGGUAUAUGGCUGUAAUCAAACUUAAUGAAUCAAAGUGACUGCUGAUGCCUGUUCUAAGAAUGGAUAGCAGGAAACUACUUUCUCUUAUUUUAACAGGUAUGGCCUAAUUCACACAGGAUACCACUGUGGUUUUCUUUAGUCAGUGUGUGGUUUGUUUGAACACCUAAACUCAGCCCAGCAGACUAAGAAUGGUUUUGUUUUCUGGCAACCAACCAUGAUGUGAAGCCAUGGUUUGAUGGUUUUUUUUGAACUGCGGUUUGUUUUAACUAUGAUUUGGCCCUAUGCAUGAACCUAACAGCCUUGCCUAACCAUGGUUUUCUUGGCCACCCCACUCCAGACACUCUCUAGUCUUCAGAGGCACAGUGCAAGAGCAGUUGGAAAGCAGUGUAAGGUGGGAGACACCUGGCUUGCCAAUAGUACAUGCAAAAAGGAUCUAGGCGUCUUAGUAGACCACAAGCUGAACAUUGUCAACAGUGUGAUGCAGCAGCAGCAAAAAAAGAAGCUAAUGCUAUUCUAAGCUGCAACAACAAAAGUCGAGUGUCCCGAUCAAGGGAAGUAACAGUGCCACUCUGUUCUGCCUUGGUCAGGUCACACCUGGAAUACUGUGUCCAGUUCUGGGCGUGACAAUUUAAAGAGAAUAUUGACAAGCUGAAACAUGUGCAGGGGAGGGCAACCAAGAUGAUCAAGGGUCUGGAAACCAAGCCUGAUGAGGAACGGUUGAAGGAGCUGGGUAUAUUUAGCCUGUAAAAGAGGAGAUUUGAGAGGAGAUAUGAUAGCCAUCUUCAAAUAUCUUAAGGGAUGUCACAUGGAAGAUGGAACAAAUUUGUUUACUCCUGCUCUGGAGGAUAGGACUCAAACCCAAUUACUUCAAGUUACAAACAUCAGGAAGAACUUGGGUCAUCUAGUACAAUUCUAUGAUUCUGCUUUCACCAGCUUGGGCCUUCUUUCCUUUUGAAUGACAGCAGAGGCAAGUAGGUGUUAGCGGUUCUGCCUUCUUUCUGGCACCCAGUAACAUUUCUCCAUCUUUUCCAUGCAAGGGACCUACUACUUGCUUGUUCUUCCUCUUGCUUCAAACAUAGCCAAAGAAACAUUUUUCUUAUUUUGAACUUCUCUUGCAAGCCUGAGUUCAUUCUGAGCUUCACCUGAACUUCACCCUGCAACUGUUGGCUACUUCUGUAGACUCUUCCUUCAUGAUUUCUCCUUUCUUCCAUUUCUUAUACAUACCCUUCUUUCAUCUCAGCUCAUCCGUAAGUUUGUUAUGCAGUCACACCAGUUUCUUUAGGUGCCUCCAACUUUCCUUUCUUGUUGAAAUUGUCUGCUUUUGUGCAUUCAAUACUUUACCUUUAAGAAACUCCCAUCCAUCUUGCACUCUUUUCUCUUUGAGCAUUUCUGACCGUGGAAUCUCACUCAGUAGUUCCGUCAGCUUUUUGAAAUCAGCCUUCUUCAAGUCUUGAAUCCAUAUCUUGCUACACUCGGCUUUCCCUUGCCUCUGUAUUAUGACACCCAAGAGGACAUGAUCACUUCCUCCCAAGGUUCCCUGAAAUCUUUGCUUCAUCAGUCAGUUCCUCUCUAUGGGUGAGGACCAGGUCCUAAAGAAAUGAGACUCUCCCCUCCUGUGGUUUCUGUCAGCUGGUAUUCUGAAGAAAUAAAGAGCCAGUCACCUCGUAAAUGCUGUGUGGACCCACACACAGUUCAUUCCGUUGAUUAUGUGGCAUAAUCCACAGAUUAGCAUUCUGAGCCUAGCAUGGGUCUGAGGGGAACAAAAGGGGAAGGUUCACUCCAGCAUUUAGCAUGAACCAGAAUCCUCUCCAGUCCUGGUUUCAACUCCCAUUAUGGCCUGCUUUUCCAGAUAUUAGGCAAAUGGUUCCUAGCUUUCCCAUCCACUGUGUGUUUUAAUGGUCUGUUGUUUUUAGCUAGCAGCGUGUAAUGUAUUUACCACUUUUGGGGUGGUCGUAUAGAGUGUUUAUUUGUUCUCUAGGCAGAAGAGUGUUCAAUGGUGAGGACGGCUGGGGAUUAUGGCAGCGAAGAACCUUUGAAGUCCACAACAGAAAGUGAACCGUACCUUGAUGUAAGUACUAACAUGGCCUCUGGGUGGUGCUGAUGCAAUAAUAUUAAUCAAGCACUAAGUGCAAGCAAUUUGAGGUGCAAUGGUCUAUUUCAUAGUUCUGAUGGGACUCAGUCCUGUUUAACCAACAGCAAAGAAGAGGGGUGGUGGUUAUUCACUAUCUCAUAGAGUUGUUUGGGGCUUUUUUGUUCACAAAACCUUAUGAUUAAAAUUUGUAUUCUUUGUAAAUUUGUUAGACCCUUGGUGGCUUUGCUGCAAAAGACUAACAAGGUCCCGUCCCCCGUUAUAUUAUAUACUCCCCACAUGGAAUACACCCAAAUAACCACUUAGCAAGUUUCUUUAUGUCAUUAAAAUUAAAUUAGACCAUGAAAAGUACAUUCAGUAAAAAUAAAUCGACCUGGGAUAUACUUAUCAAGUAGUACAGAAACAUAAAUAUAUGAAAAAGAUCAGUGUUCCAAAGUUUGUUUGUUUAUUUAUUUAUGUCCUCUAUAUGUUGGCAUGGACUCAUUUGAGUCAAGUGGCUCUCCUCUAUUGCCCCCUCAGAUGUACCACACACACACCCCGCCCACCCAACGAAUUCAGGUUUGUGAAAUAUUGGGGUUGGGCUAACAAGUUCCAUGGGAACAGACAAUUUGGCACAGGAUUGUCACAUAUAAAAUGUUACAAAAGCUUGGAAAGGAAUGGUAGACAAGGGCAAAGAUUUGCUAAAAACCUAAAAUGGUCAAAGAAAGAUAGCAAAAAUCCUGCUGGUCACCCCCAGAUACCGGUACUUAGGUAUGGCUAAAAUAGUAUUGGAUUCAGACUAUGAAAGUGGGAGGUGAUGAUCAUCAGCUUUGUAAUUAAUUGCAUUGCACAGUUAACAUAAAAUUUAGUAGAAUCUCAGUUUGCUAAUGACAUACUCUGGUAUAAUUGAAUUCCAACUCCAGGUUUUUAUGUUGGAUCCACAGAGUUUCAGAUAAUACUAGAAACUGGCCUACCGGUUGUAGUAACUGUGGUUUGCAUUGUUUAAAAUCCUAAUGGAAAUAUAUUUGACCAACUGGGGUUAAAAACACAUUCAAGACAAUUAAUCAAGAGUUUCCAGAAGGAGACAUUUUUUUGCCUUCCGUCUGGCAUCUGUUAAGAUCAGAUACUGAGUAGAGAUUCUUUAAGUGCAUAUAGAUAGAGUCCUUCAAAUGUAAACAUUUUGAGCAGCUGGCAACAGAGAUUAGCAAACCUUGGAUGGGAGAGGAGUAAUAGUCUAAAUAUUCUAAAUUUAAAUAAAACCAAAUCAGGACCUUAUUCAAGUACAAGAGGCUUAGAGCACAAAGACUUCUAACUGAUCACUUGGGUACUUUGAUGUUUAAAAUAAAAUAAAAUUAUAAUGAAUCUCCCACUUCAUGUCUUGUCUGUUUUUAAGUUUAGUGGAGCGUCUGAGCUGAGUUCAAAUUGUCUGAGAGAAAUUGUGGUAACAUACAGUUUGCCAGAGAAAGACUACAUCCAGAUGAGAUUUGGACUUGUAUAUAGUCAUACCUCAUGUUACGUUUGCUUCAUGUUACAUUUUUUCAGGUGCGUCCCGCGGCGACCCGGAAGUACCGGAAAGGGUUACUUCUGGGUUUUGCCACAUGCGCAGAAGCGCUAAAACGCGCUUCGUGCAUGCGCAGAAACACCAAAUUGCGCUGCACACCUGCGCAGAUAUGGCGCUUCAGGUUGCACUCUUUUCAUGUUGCGAAUUAUCCUCCGGAACGGACCCCCGUUCGCAACCAGAGGUACCACUGUACUUCCUCCUUCUCUUGUGUGCAGAAAUUAGCAAUUUUCAAUCCCAGAUUGUGCCAAGACACAGUUUGCUGUUUCAUCUGAAUUAGUAAACUAUGGCUUGUGUAUUUUCUGAUAACGAGAAUCAUAAGCCACGAUGGUGUGUGAUUCUCAGCUCAAGCCUACCGGUGUACCUGCUUAGAUGAGACUAAAAGUAUAUAUAGGCCAGAAUGCUCUUCUCCCAGUGGUCAACCAGUUGCCUGUAGACAUGAGUGCAGUAUCACUCACUGAAUGGUAGAGUUGGAAGGGACCUCAAGGGUUGUCUAGUCCAACCCCCUGCAAUGCAGGAAUCUCAGCUAAAGCAUCCAUGACAGAUGGCCAUCCAACUUCUUAAAAACCUCCAGUGAUGGAGAGUCCACCACCUCCCGAGAGAGACCCUUCCACUGGUAUUCAGAAACAUACUCCUCUUGAUACUGGAAAUCAUCCAGCCAUUGUAAUCAUCCAGACAGCUGUAUCAUCCAUGAAUUUGCUCGAUUCCCCUUUAAAGCUGUCCAGUCCAGGUAACCCUCUCCUGAAUAUUUCUGUAUCCUCCUACGCAUGCUUUUGAAGGGUAGACAUUCGUAUCACAUUUUAUCUAGUGAAGUGGAUGUUGCCACUUUCAGUGUUUGCGUCUCCACUUUUCACAUGCGUUAAUUGUGGCCUUGGCCUGUAUCAUUGUCAAAGGGUCGGGGUGUAACAUCUGCACUGGCCUGUCUUGUGGGAUUUGCGGCUAGCUGACUGUGGAAAGGAAGCUUCAUUGUGCGUCAGUCAUGAAGAAAGGAAAUUUAGUAUGAAUGGAAUGAGAUAUAAGAAGAAAUCAAGUGCAUACAAAGAUAUUCACAAGUGGCAUUUUUAUGUCGUGUUUACAUUUUAAAUAUUAAACAUGUUCUUCUUGCAUGAUUUAGAAUUAAAUUUUUGUUCUUAGAAUUCUAACAUAUUUGCUCAGAGACAUUUAUCCUUGUCCUUUAAAGGACAUAGAUGAGUUCUUGGGGACUGAAUCCAUAUUUUUCAUGAAUUUUUAAUGUUUGUAAGAUGAUAGUGAGGCAUGUUUAGAGCAUACCAAUGAAGGCCCAUCUCUGAUGGAGUGAAGCUGUAAAUGCUGUGAUUUUGUAAAGGCCUCCACCAGCUCCCAUUAGCUUCUUCCUGUCUCCUUUAUGGGACAGCACCCCAGUCUGCUCAGGCACAAAGUUUCUGCCUAGGAACCCUCUUUGAUUUUCCCACCAGGUUUCCAGGGGAGCCCCAAAGUCCAGCACAGAGCAAGACAUGUCUCUGUGUAUCCAGCUUCCAGCAUCAGCCCAGCUCUCACACUCUUGCAUACGCAGCUCCCCUUGGCCUGUUGCUCUCCAUCCUUGGAGAAGGUGGGAUCCAGGCAGGUGAGGGAAGUGGGAAGGUGACUUCCCUCUUCCUGGAGAUUUGGCCACAUUGUAUUAGCUUGGUAUAAAGUAAGCAGCACAUAAGCAGCACACAAAACACUACCAAAGCAUUCUACGUACUAAAUCUUAUAUUAAUAAUCCAAAAAUUGAGAGAGCUAUGUACAAGAUCUACUACAGAAGCCACAAACAGAAAACUCAUUCAAAUUGUGCCCAAAAGGAAGACUCAAUCUUUAAAGUUCCUUUAGCCAGGCUCCUGUAGAUAUCAACAAAGGUAAGUUUGAUCAAACUAAGUGUCGGUGAUGUUACGCACAAGAGUUAGACAUCUCGUUGAUAAGUUUGAUCAGUUUGAAUGAGUUUUCUGUUUGUGGCUUCUAUAGUAGAUCUUGUAUGUAGCUCUCUCAAUUUUUGGAUAAGAUUUAGUACGUAGAAUGCUUUGGUAGUGUUUUGUGUGCCGCUUAUGUGCUGCUUACUUUAUACUGGUCUACUACGAGAACUGGCAGCGUAGGUUCAUUUCUUCAACACGUUGUAUUAGCAGCAACAUCUAACGCAUCUAAAAACACAAGAGGAAAUGUUCAAGAUGGAUUAGUGUGAGGGGGCAUUUCCCCCCUCCCAAGAUAUAUAUUUUAGGGACUGACUGUGAAAUGUCAUAUUUAAGAGAUUUUAAUGAGGUUGUGAAUUUAUUUACUUACAGGGAGUUGCAGCAGCUCCAUAUUCUUCUUCAGUGGAUUCACGUUCCUUUACUUUGGGUCCAUCACAGUCUUUGGGGAACAUCUCAGGAAUUACUGGAAGCACUGAAAUGAAAAAGAGGAGAGCUCCUCCACCCCCAGUGGUGAUUCCUCAGAUGCAGGGCGGGGAGACAAGCAGUCCGGAGAAAACACCGAGUCAGGUAAGGACUGUAUAACAAAGUGCAAACGGAAUCAUGAAAACUCAGCACAGUCUAUACCUUGCUGGACCCUGAUUUGGAUUAAGGGCAAGUAUAUAAGUGUUUUAAAUAAAUGAACCUGUUUGCAAAAUUUGGCCUAGGUGCUUUUAGAGCAGCGAGUGCUAGUCUUCAUAUCAUUAUUCAGCCUAGAACAGUCAUAGGCAAACUCGGCCCUCCAGCUAUUAUGGGACUACAACUCCCACCAUCCCUGACCACUGGUCCUGUUAGCUAGGGAUGAUAGGAGUUGUAGUCCCAAAACAUCUGGAGGGCUGAGUUUGCCUAUGCCUGGCCAAGAAAAUGCUUGAGAUUAAGUAGUCAAAACAGAAAUGUCUGGAGUAUGCUGAAAGGAACUCCUGGGCUUGGAAUGUUUUUGUGUUCCUUCCUCCUCUGGGAAGUACACAGUGACCACAUGGCACGAUAUUUAGGCUUCCCACGGUAGAUUCAAACCCCUGUGUCCGUAUUUUUGAGUAGCUGGUUCUGAGAGGAAAAGGAAGAUCUGAAUGAACCUUGUGAUCUUUUAUAGUGUGUGCGUGUCUCCCAUGCUUUUCCUGUGACACACACAUUCCUAGGCUACAUGAAAACAUUAUAGGUGGUGAAGGAGAUGCAGAGUGGUAGCAGCUCCUUUUAUUGUUGAGUUAGAUCCUUGGAUUAAAUUUAUAUCCUGCCUCUUCCUCCAGAGGAGCCCUGGGCAGCAAACAUGUCCAUACUCCAAAACAAUUCAAUAAAAACUGCUAAAAUAGUUUAAAGCAACCUUCUAAAAACAGGUUAAAACAACUUUCUAAAAACAUUAAAACUCUUAAAAGCAGUCACCUACACCGAUCAGAAGGUCGGCGGUUCGAAUCCCCGCAACGGUGUGAGCUCCCAUUGCUCAGUCCCUACUCCUGCCAACCUAGCAGUUUGAAAGCACGAAGUGCAAGUAGAUAAACAGGUACCGCUCUGGCGGGAAAGUAAACGGCGUUUCCGUGCGCUACUCUGGUUUGCCAAAAGCGGCUUAGUCUUGCUGGCCACAUGACCUGGAAGCUGUACGCUGGCUCCCUUGGCCAAUAAAGCGAGAUGAGCGCCACAACCCCAGAGUCGGUCACGACUGGACCUAAUGGUCAGGGGUCCCCUUACCUUUACCUUUACUAUUAAAUUCAGGGUUGCCGGGAGCAGAACUUUCAACCAUCAAAUGCUUAGGUAAACAGGAAUGCCAUCAAAUGCCAGGAGUGUUUUAAAAAUUCUCCUGAAAGUCAACAGUGAGGGAGUCUGAUGCAUCUUGCUAGGGAGGGCAUUCCUCAAAUGGAGGGCCGCCACCAAGUAGAUCAUGUCAUGAAGGCGUUUCUUACGUUUCAGACCCAAAAAAGUAAGGUUUCUUUCUUAUUAGAUCUGGGUACCAGUUUCUCAUACCUUCCUAAAAUUUAGGACAUUGCUUUCAUGUUAAGGAUUUUAGGUACUCUAAAAUGCCCCUAAAUUACAGUGUCCUUAGGGAGAUGACGUAAAUAAAGUUAAUUUCAGAGCACUUUUGCAUGAUCAAAGCUAGUAUAGUGUUUUUAUAAUAUUGUGUCUGAUAAGUAAAUUCUGUUCCAAAAAUAGUUUGUACUAGUCAGAAUUCCAAAGGGGUACCCAUGUUAGAUUUUUGUAGCAAAAAUAUCAAAGAACUAGCACCCAUUUCAUUAGACACAGGAAGUGGUAUCCUAAGUGGGCAAUUAACAACAGUGUGAUUCUAUAAAAAGCAAAAGUAGCCACGUUGGCCCAUGAGGAAAGUUCAAAAAUAUUUUAGAUCAAUACCUUUAGCCUGAUUUUGUGAUGUUUUGUGUAUUUCUGGAACUCUGAAUUGUUAUGAAAGCUGAACAUGUAGUUAUGAAAAGGAAGUUUAGUAGCUUUUCUCUUUGUAAUAGUUUGCAUUGCUGAGGCCUGGAUGCAACAGGUCAGGCUAAAUGCUAUAGACUCCUUAUGACUAAAAAAACAACCAGAAACAGGCCAAAGUCUUUUUCUACACACCCCACCUACUAGGAGCUACAUUUGCCUUGCUUUUAGUUAUGAGAGUAUACUUGCAAGCUCCUUCUGUGACAAAAACAUUGCUGGAUGUGCUUAUAUUUAGGUACAGUAUAGUUAAGUCACAGAAUCUGGUUUGGCCUACCUGUUUGUCUUAAUGUAGACACCAGAAUAAAUUUACUCCACAUCAACAGGACUAACUCUCUUGAAUGAAACUCAUAACAUGGAAAUCAACUCUCAGGGGGAAAGGAAGAAAAGGCAGCAUUAUACAGGAAGGAAGCAACAGGGGUACUGUUUGUUUGGAAACACCAACAGACAAAACUUAAAGGUGUGUAGGUUAUCCAGUCUGCGAAAAUGCCAGCGUGUUCAUUUAUUUCUUUAGUUUAUGGGGAUGAACUUGCAUUCCAUCCCCAAGGAAGAACGUCAAUUCCUUAUUAAUUGACUUCCUUCCAUAAAAAGAUAAGAUGUUUGUUUGCAGACGUUUAUUUGUGUACAACUGUUACUAACAGGAAUAUCCUGCAAUGGGAGAACAUGUUUAUUUUCAGAGAGACUCCAGGAUUUUUUUUUAAUAGGAAAAGGAAAAUAUAUUUUAAAAAGGGAGAGACAGAAAUUCUUUCUCAGUGGAAGUCAUUUUCUUAAGAACCAAGAAAAAAAUACAGAAUAGAAAUUUAAAAAAUAUAUAUAAUAGGCUUCAUAAAGCUUUGUACAUAUUCUGUGACAGGGUAGGUACACAUAUCAGGAAACUCUUUAUCUUGACCCGUAAUCUUCCUAAAGUUAGGCAUGACUGAGGCUGCAGUAGUAUGCACACAUUUACUUUGAAAUAAGCUCAGUUAUCAAAGAAAGUUAAAACUAUUUAUUUGAAGACCUAUUCCAAGCUCUUAAUGCAUUUCAUGUAUAACCAGAGGUAGUCUGUCGGGUGGAGUUGAGCUGCAGAGCUGCCCUCCUGGCUCCGUGUUGCUGCAGCUUACCUGGAUAAGACUGGAGUGGGGUCGGGCACCUAUGAGCCUGGAGUUGCACAGGUGAAUUGAUGGAGCCAAUCCAGCCAUCCCGCUGGUUAACUGCUAACAGAGAAAUAUAUCUUUAGUUAACAGAUGUAUUCAGGCAUACCUCGGAGAUACUGUAGGUUCAGUUGCGUGGCAAAGCCCCAGACCCUCCCCUUUGUUGGAAUAAAGACACUUGACACCAGUAUUUUAGGUUAAUGGGCUAAAAAAGGACACAACUUUAAUGGUUACAGGCUGUGAGUGGUAUUGGCUUGGGUAUUGGAACUGAAUCACUUAUAUCUGACUUCUGCCCAUCUGCAGGAAGUCUCAGAAGGGUUAAGCACCAGUAGGGGGAGCCCAGUCGAUGAAAACCAACUCGAGCUCCCCCAGGGUCCCUGAUAGGGGUCGUGCCAUGGCCCUAGCCCCCGCCUGGGCUUCGGACAGGUUCAUGUCCCCCAGAUUCCUUUAACGGAAUACCCUUGAAUUAGGAGGGGUAGGUGAUGGCCACUACCUCCCCUCCCCUCCAAUCUAAUACUCCAAUGCCUAAGCGCCAAACCUUACAAAGUUGUGAUGAUUUGCUUCGAGGUAGGCUAAAAACCAAAUGGCUGGUGCCAGUUUGCCAAGUGGAAAAAAUUCCUACAGGCGACCAACCGAGGUCCAUAGCAAGGUCAAAGGAUAAGAGCCUAAUCUUAGGGCGGGAGGGAGCGAGGGAUAACUGCGCAAGCGGGAACCAGAAAAAAGGGGCAAGUUUCUGUCCGUGGGCUGCCUAAAUAGAGCAUGCCACACCCCCUGCCACCCAGAUUGGUCGGCCUGGGGGCGUGACACGGAGGGGACUCCCUGUGACACGGGGGCUAGCCCCACGCACGGGGCGGGCUCGUCUCCAGCCCACAAUUCCAUUUCCCUGGGAAAGGAAAUGGCUUUCCAGACCACCACAGUAGAGUCAAUAUCACACAAUGAAGUGAGUCACACAAUAUACUUGGUUUCCCAGUACAUAUACAAGUUAUGUUUACACUAUAGUCUUUUAAGUGUGCAGUAGCAUUAUAAUACAAUGGACAUACCAUAAAUUUUAAAAUAAGAACCUGACCAUUAGGUCCAGUUGUGACCGACUCUGGGGUUGCAGCGCUCAUCUCGCUUUAUUGGCUGAAGGAACCGGUGUACAGCUUCCGGGUCAUGUGACCAGCAUGACUAAGCCGCUUCUGGUGAACCAGAGCAGCGCACGGAAACGCCGUUUACCUUCCCGCCAGAGCGGUACCUAUUUAUCUACUUGCACUUUGAUGUGCUUUCAAACUACUAGGUUGGCAGGAGCUGGGACCGAGCAACGGGAGCUCACCCCGUCACGGGGAUUCGAACUGCCGACCUUCUGAUCGGCAAGUCCUAGGUUCUGUGGUUUAACCCACAGCGCCACCUGUGUCCCUUAAUUUUAAAAUACAUUAUGGUUAAAAUAUGCUAACAAUAAUUUGAGCCUUCAGUGAGUCGUAAUAUCUUCAUAAGGAGCAGCAGGGGCUCCUCCAGUCCUUCAGUUUGUAAAAAGACACAAUAUCUGCAAAGUGCAGUAAAGCCAAGGUUUGCAUGGAUGUUUGGGAAAACAUCUGCUGCUCCAGGACCGUAUUUCCUCAUGGGCAAAGCCAAUGGCAAGCAGUGGCUUGGGCAACAGAUGUGAAUCUUACAUUUAUAUAGAAGGCUACAUUCCAGCCAUAGAAAGAGGAAAAACACUUUUAAAUGCCAGAAAAAUUAGGAGGGAUACGUAGAGGAAGGGAAGGGAAGAAGGAAGGAAGGAACUCUGGUGGCAUGGAAAAAUAGAGCAGUUUCAGGAAGCAGAGGGGCUGUAUACAAUGAGAUUGGGAGCCAUGUGGUCGCUGGGCCACAGGUUGUCCACCUGUGCUGUAAAGAUCUGAUUUUUCUUAAAACAUAAAAUAAAAGUGUAAUGCAUUAAUAUAGUCCCAUUGAACUUAUUUGGAAGUGAGUUUUUCCUUUCUUUCUCUCUUCUUCUAUUAAUUAGAGAGGAUAGGAUUCUAUGAGCCACUGUGCUAAGGCUGUCUUUUUUAGAUUAAAUAAAGAAACACGUUCUGUUUCCUUGACAAAACCAGAAGAGUCCCAGCUGGCAGAGGGAACAUCUUCUGUAUGUAUUCAUAUACAUUCAGUAAAUUUCAGCUGUCACUUGUGACUUGUCUUUCCUUUGUGACAAUGAAUUUGGUUCUAUUAUGCGUGAGUGUCAUUUAUACAUAGAUAAACGUGAGUUUUCUUUACAAAAUAGAAAGCUGAGGCUAGAUGACUCCUGUGGUCCCUUCCAACUCUACAAUUCUUUGAUUCUAUGAUUUAUAUUCAUUUAUUUGAUUUGAUUUAUCAAUGUGAUUUGUAUUAUUUAUCGGCUGUUCUUCAAGCAUGAGUCUCAGGGCAGCUUAUAGUAAAACAACUCAUACACAAGCAUGUCUAGGCUGCAGUUAUGAACAAGCUUCAAACCUGUUUGUGUUCUGAUUGUCAACCAAGCAAAAGUGAGAUGGUAGUUUUGUGAAGAGGAUAGCUAGGGAUCGCUAACAAAGCUGUCUCAGCAUUCUUACAAAAACUAUACUUCUCAGUUUUUGUUGUACAAAGUCAUAUUACACCUGCCCUUCAAGGGCUGCGCUGCUUAUGGACUUGUUUCCAGGCACAGCUCAAAGUAGUUGUGAUGACCUUUAAAGCCUUAAUUGCCUUAGGUUCAAGCUACUGUAUUGUUAUUAUUUAUUUAUUAGUAGUAGUAGUAGUAGUACCCCACCCAUCUGACUGGGUUGCCCCAUCCACUCUGGGCGGCUUCUAACAUAAAAACAUAAUAAAACAUUACACAUUAAAAAGUUUCCCUAUACAGCGCUGCCUUCAGAUAUCUUCUAAAGGUUAUAUAGUUACUCAUCUCCUUGACAUCUGAUAGGAGAGCAUUCCACAGGGUGGGCACCACCACCAAGAAGGCCCUCUGCUUGGUUCCCUGUAGCCUCGCAAUUGAGGGAACUGCCAGAAGGCCCUCAGUGCUGGUUCUCAGUGUCCAGGCUGAAUGAUGGUGGUGGAGACGCUCCAGGUAUACAAGGCCAAGGCUGUUUAGGGCUUUAAAUUUCGGCACCAGCACUUCGGGACCACCUCUUUCUAUAGCGCUCUGCCUAUAUCGUAAGAUCUGGCAGAAGGGCUCUUCUCCAUAUUCCAGCUAUGGUAGAGACUAGAGAAAGGGCCUUCUAUGUGGCAGUACCUAAACUGUGAAAUUCUUUGGCCCAAGAGAAUCGAUCGGUCUCCCUUCUUUUAUGGUGUUUCACCAUAUGGCAAAAAUCUGAUGCUGCUUUGGCACCUGAGACUUAUCUGUGUUUUUACCAUUUUAUAGUAAAAAUAAAUAAAUAAUAUUAUGGUUGGUUUUAUUUGUUAGCUGCCCUGAGUAGAACAUAGGCUGGAAUUUUGUAUAUAAAUGAAUAAAAGCAAAUAAAUUACAGUUAGGAGUAGUUUCAAAUGGUUUAGAGUACAGUGUUAGGUAAAGGGACCCCUGACCAUUAGGUCCAGUCGUGACCGACUCUGGGGUUGCGGCGCUCAUCUCGCUUUAUUGGCCGAGGAAGCCAGUGUACAGCUUCCGGGUCAUGUGGCCAGCAUGACUAAGCCGCUUCUGGCGAACCAGAGCAGUGCACGGAAAUGCCGUUUACCUUCCUGCCAGAGUGGUACCUAUUUAUCUACUUGCACUUUGACAUGCUUUCGAACUGCUAGGUUGGCAGGAGCAGGGACCGAGCAACGGGAGCUCACCCCGCUGCGGAGAUUCAAACCGCCAGCCUUCUGAUCGGCAAGUCCUAGGCUCUGUGGUUAACCCACAGCGCCACCCGCGUCCCACCUCUGCAACAAAUUCCUUAGUGAACCUCUCCUCAAUGGCCUCACUGGGCCCUCUGUUAUGUAUAUUAGCAAGUAAGAACUCAAAAGUCCCAUUUUGCAACCGACUGCCAAGAUGUCAGUUCAUAUUAUUAUUUUUGCAGCACCAUCAAUGUUGCUUCUUCAAUGGAAACUGACUUAGGUUUCCUAUCCUGAAGGUGCUUAAAAUAACUGGGAGCUAGACUGGAAAACUUUGCAGAAGGAAAUGUGCAUCCUGAGCCAUCGCUUGCUCCAAAUGGGAGAAACUGAUUCACAGCAUCCUGCCUCAAAAAGGAGAAAAAACCCUAUUCUUACUCACAGGAGAGUAUUAGAUGCACGAGAGAUGCCAUUCAACGUUGAGGGAACAAAGGAAAUGUGUUACGCGAGAAAGGUUAAGAUGAUAUGUCACACAAGACCUUGCAAUCAAAGGAAACUUCCCUUCCUAUCUGAAGGAAGACAAAAACAAACGCAAGUCUCCUGAUCGUGUUUUCUGAUUUAGGAGUCAAGGAGAUAACUAAUCUUAACCCGCCCAUCCUUUUUGCUGACAAAAUAUUUCCACUGGAAAGUGUUCCCUACAAUGAAGUGUUCACAACAUUGAUCCAAAGUCAAAAGUUACAGCAGAACAAAAAAGCAAAAUAUGUAAAAGCAAGGCUUACAACCAUCAGCGUUCUCCUGCUAAGCAUGUGGUCAUAAAACUAUAGAGUUGUAAAGGACCUCAAGGAUCAUCCAGUCCAGGCAUAGGCAAACUCGGCCCUCCAGAUGUGUUGAGACUACAAUUCCGAUCAUCCCUGACCACUGGUCCUGUUAGCUAGGGAUGAUGGGAGUUGUAGUCCCAAAACAUCUGAAGGGCCGAGUUUGCUUAUGCCUGAUCAAGUCCAACCCCCUGCAAUGCAGGAAUCUCAACUAAAGCAUCCAUGGCAGGUGUCCCUCCAACCUCUGCUUAAAAACCUCCAAGGAAAUAGAGACCACAACCUUCUGAGGAAGUAAGUCCAUUCCACUGUCAGACAGCUCUUACUGUCAGAAAGUUCUUCCUGAUGUUUAGUCGGAAUCUCCUUUCUUGUAACUUGUAGCCAUUGGUUCAAGUCUUCCCCUCCAGAGCAGGAGAAAACAAGCUUGCUGUAUCUUCCAUGUGGCAGCCCUUAAGACAUUUGAAGAUGGCUAUCAUAUCUCCUCUCUGUCUCCUGUCGACUGUGAAGUGAUUUCUGAGUGUAAGCUCAGGAUACGUUCUGGUUAACACAGCAUUAAAUUCUCUGGGAUGGAUGUCUUCUUGCUGUAGGUCUAAUCCAUGUGGCCACGUGACCCGGAAGUGUCUCCAGACAGCGCUGGCCCCCGGCCUCUUAAGCGAGAUGGGCGCGCAACCCCAGAGUCGGACAUGACUGACCCGUACGGUCAGGGGUACCUUUACCUUUACCUUUAAUCCAUAAUCAUACACAUACUUUCUGCCUAUCCUGAGGUGCAUCAUCGUUGUUGCACCACCAGUGGCAAUUUAUACGGUUGCAAAUAUUAAAUCAAUAUUUUCCAACUCUUUCGAGCCCUUCCUCUGAUAAUUCUUUAUGCCGUUUUUUCUUCUUCAGCUUAUCAAAGAUGUUUCUUCCUCAUGUGAGUAGGAGCAGGAGAGGGAAUGCAGAGGUUCAGCUGUAAGAGGCCCAGAACCUAUAAAAGGCUCUGAGCAUUCAUUCAGAAAAUAAGCAAGCAUCUAGCUUUUUUAGAAUGAAAGCUGUGCAACAAAAUGGGCAGACACCAUUUGAAGCAAAUGCUUUGUGAGGUAUGAGCACUUUUCGGUGUUUUAGCCAAUAAGUGAAGUCUUAGCUCUGACUGACAAGUGCCAGGACUUUUUUUCAGUGGGAACUCACCAGAACUCAGUUCUGGCACCUCUCGGUCACUAACAAGUUCACUGUGAGUUUCGGCACCUCUUUUUCUAGAAAAACAGCACCGAUGAUUGCUAGGCAUGAAUUCCGAGUUAUACACAUAUUGGAGAAGAACCCAAAACAGCACCAACAUAACCCAGGAACUCCUUUCUCCAUGCAACAAAAAUGGAGACUUCCUGGUUCAUUUUGAAGCUGUGUUUGGCCUUCGUUGGUUUGCAUGUGACUGUUUUUCCCUCUGAGAUUUUUUUAGAAGGGAUUUUAGUGUACCUGUACCGAGGCAAUAGCAUGUCCACUCAAAAGCAAAAGGCGGUAGCAAAGACAAAAGUUUGUCCUCUCUCAGAUAUAUUUACUUUCAUGCAGAAAAGGUUUAAGGCUUGGUCUUGUCUGUUGGCAAAAGGAUCCAAGUCACAGCCUUGAAUUCACUAUGCGUAUAAGAAAACCUUUUUAGUUUCCCCUGCCCCCUAAUGCCAGAAAUGUAUUAUGACUUUUACAAUAGUACAGUUUCUUAUGGUAGUUACCGUAGUUUAUGGAGCAGCUGUCAGGUGUUUUAUCAAACCUCUCUUUGGUACCUCUCUUGGGAAUAAGACCAUAAAGUACCAUCUGGCUGAGAUCAAGAUACAAGUGCUUGACCUCCACAUACAGUCCCCGUCAAGCCCUUCAUUCGGAGCUGACAAGAUGAUCAGAACCUGAACAUACUGUUCUGUGCAGCUUUGUAAUUUGGCAGCAUAGAAAUGUUCUGCAAAUAAACCAAAGUCCACCAGGCUUGUCAGGCGUGUAGGCCAUACUGAGAUUUUAGAAGACCUGCACUUUUCUGAAAGCAGAUAAUAUUGCAUGAGAAGCAGAAGACACAAAAGUUUUUGAAUCCCUCGUAAGGGUUUCCCAGGCUGUUCCAGACAAGGUAAUAUAAACUGCCUUCUCAAGAACAAAGAAAGGAUUUUGAAAAACUUAAGAGCUCUGUGGUGACUUUCAGAGGUUUCCUUCCAUCAGUUGUCAGCUGUAGGUUUGGAAAGAACUGAAGUAAAUGGUCAUUAGGAGAAGUUAAACCAUUAAGAGAUAACAUCAUGAACUUGCAUCCAAAAAGUGCCUAAGUUGAAAUGGAAGAAUACACAUCAAUUGUGAAUGGCACUUAUAGUUAAAAAGUGGGAUUUUCACCAACAAAAGUGUUGGCAGGAACAUCCUUUUCUCCAAAAUCCAACUUAUAAUGUACAUGCACCAUUCACAGUUAAUGAAUGUUACCUGUGUGUUUUGCCAUUUAAAUCCAGGUGUGCUGUUUAUACCAGAGUCCCAAAAACUGAACUGUGAAUUGGCCUUCAAACUCCUAGACAGGGGUCAGCAACCUUUUUCAGCACUGGGCCGGUCCACCAUCCCUCAGACCAUGUAGUGGGCCGGACUAUAUUUUGAAAAGAAAAAAAAAUGAACAAAUUCCUAUGCCCCACAAAUAACCCAGAGAUGCAUUUUAAAUAAAAGGACACACGCUGGUUCCCGGACCAUGCGCGGGCCGGAUUUAGAAGGCAAUUGGGCCGCAUCCGGCCCCCGGGCCUUAGGUUGCCUACCCCGUCCUAGAAUGUUUCCCAAUGCAAUGUUGUGAUGCUGACAUACUGCUUUUCCCCUUAAGAAGACUAGCUGCCACUGAAGCAACAGGACUUUUGCAGAGGCUGGAUGGGCAUCAAACAGCGAUGCUGCUGUUGAGUCUUGCAUUGUAGGUCCUGUAGUAUUAAAGAAGCAUGCUGCUAAACCUGUGCCUAAUUUAAAAGUGCUUGCAAAUUGUCAGGGAUGCAUGAGUAUCUAGGGCAGGGGUGUCUAACUCAGAUUCAUCGGGGGCCGCAUCAGCAGUUUGGUCACCCUCAAAGGGCCGGUUGUAUCUGUAGGACUUACAGUACAGGAGAGAAGGGUUCAGGCAGCCGUUGGAUCUGUCACAUCACAGGAUGGCAUACGCUCAAUAUAAAAACAAGUGGAGGUUUCCUGAAUGCAUGUAAAGUGGAGGUUUCCUGUGUAGAACGGCCGGCGCCGCUAGAGGGCAGACGUUCUCUGGCUUGUAGGCUGCCGCGCAUGCGCUGAAGAGGCGGCUUUCUUGUGUCAAAAAAAAAAAAGCGAGAAUAAAAGGUGAGGGCCGGCGACGGCUACACGGGCCACAUGACGAGGUCUGGCGGGCCGGAUUCGGCCCGCGGGCCUUGUGUUUGACACCCGUGAUCUAGGGUGUAUCAGUAUAGUAAUACUCAUUUAUGAAUGAAGUUUCAUUAAUUUACACACUCACGUCCUAGGAGAACUUAGCAAAUAACGAUGAAUGAAAUCUAACAUAGGGGGUAUGAUCUGGUUGUGGCAGCCUCCUGGCACAGCAGCCAUUCCAUGAGCAGGGACCCUGUUCUUGCAGCCAAAUCCAAAGGGUGUCUUACACGGGCAAAAGUGUUGUGGAUCGUUUACCUGUUGUAUUCAGGUUUUUUUUAUUGUUGCAUUUGUGUAAUAAUAAUAGCUUGCAGAACAGUGCCAAAUCUCCCGCUUUUCAUGCCAACAUUACAUUGGAUCUCAGUGCACUGUUGAAUCUAUCAGUGCCAGGACUUGGUCUGAAGGCACAGGAUGCAAAAGCUUUUCUGAAGCUGAGCAGUUCUUGGUCUAGUCAGUGCUUGGAUAAAGAGACUGUCUGGCUGCUACACUUGGUCUUAGCCAAUGGAGGAAUGGUUUGGAGUUGGCUGAGAUGGCAAAAUUCACAUGUCAUGGUUAACUCCAAAGAUUGGAAACCUGUUAUAGACUUCUUGUGUGGAAAAGAAAAUGAAGUACAGUAGUACCUCGGGUUAAGUACUUGAUUCGUUCUGGAGGUCCAUUCUUAACCUGAAACUGUUCUUAACCUGAAGCACCACUUUAGCUAAUGGGGCCUCCCGCUGCUGCCACGCCGCCGGAGCACGAUUUCUGUUCUCAUCCUGAAGCAAAGUUCUUAACCCGAGGUACUAUUUCUGGGUUAGUGGAGUCUGUAACCUGAAGCGUAUGUAACCCGAGGUACCACUGUAAUGACAUUUGGGUUUGAAGGCUGAAGAUAAUGUUGGUUUAUAGAAAGUAGUCUUGCUGGGUGUUAUGUUGGAGUGGAUGAGUUGAAUAAUGUUUAUAUAUAGCUGACAGGCAAAGAGUCUAAAGUUCUUUAGUUUCUUAACUUUAUUUUUUCCCUUUUAAUCUCUACCUCUUUCUCUUUAUUUUAUUUUCUUCUUCUUCUCUCUCUCUUCCUCUGGAUCUGUGUUGGUUGUUUUUUUCCAGAUUAACGCUUUAGUUUGGAUAAAAAAGAUACUGGAUAAUAUCCUCUGCAGCUCUCUUUUAAAAUUCUAAUAAAAUUAAUUUUUUAAAAAAGAUAAAAGUGCCUGGGAACUCACCUUUGGUUCCAAAAAGGAAGAGGCAGGAUAUAAAUGAAAUAAGUUAAUUGAAAGUUAUUUCCCUUCUUUACACAAAAGCAUCAAACAUUGUUGGAAAUAAAUUUUAAUCCUGAAUCCAAAUUAAAGUCUAGUGGAUUUUGGAGGUUUCUGCAUGAGUUUGUUCCUUGUUUUCUAGGUGAUGGUGACAAAAAGGACUGUAUUUAGGGAAAUAGAGGAAGCCACAUUUUUUCUUGCCAAAACAAACAUACGCAGACAUGUGUAAUCUACGCAUUUCAGUGCAUGUGAAAAUAUUUGGUGCUGCAAAGUAACUUCCUCGGGUGAAAAGAGAGAGGAAAUUAAAACUACUUUAGUCAUUGAACAUAGGGAAUUUGUUUAUGAAUAUCAUUUCCUGGCAGACACAUUCAGCCCAGGACUAAGUGUUGCAAAGAGUGGGGGAGGGAUGUGAACAUUUGAAGCUGCCUGAUGCUACGCAGUAAAUGUCUGCUCUGAUGGAUGGUGGCUCUCCAGCAUGAAUAUGGCAAAAAUACAAGCGCACAUUGCAAGAAAUAUUUUGAGAGCAAAGCACCAUACCUGGGGGUUGUACAGGAAAAUGUACAGAAAAGAGCAGAACAAAUUGAGGAAGGCAAAUCUCCUACCACUUACAUAACGAUAUAUAUGAUGCAGAACUAAGUUAUAUAGUGUACUUGUCAUGUACUAAGUUGCAUGUGUGAAAUGGAACAAGACUACAUUCUGCGUAUUGAGUUAAGCUGUGAUGGCCAUAUGAAAAAAAACUUUGUGACUUUGUGACCUUGAUUAGAUAAGUUAGACUUCUCAGUCUUUUAACUAGAGGUGCCACACAGAAGUAUGCAGACUCUGUCAUGCAAUGUUGUUGUUGUUUAGUCGUUUAGUCGUGUCCGACUCUUCGUGACCCCAUGGACCAGAGCACGCCAGGCACUCCUGUCUUCCACUGCCUCCCGCAGUUUGGUCAAACUCACGUUGCUAGCUUUGAGAACACUGUCCAACCAUCUUGUCCUCUGUCGUCUCCUUCUCCUUGUGCCCUCCAUCUUUCCCAACAUCAGGGUCUUUUCCAGGGAGUCUUCUCUUCUCAUGAGGUGGCCAAAGUACUGGAGCCUCAGCUUCAGGAUCUGUCCUUCCAGUGAGCACUCAGGGCUGAUUUCCUUCAGAAUGGAUAGGUUUGAUCUUCUUGCAAUCCAUGGGACUCAAGAGUCUCCUCCAGCACCAUAAUUCAAAAGCACUGUCAUGCAAUAGAGCAUAGUAUUUCUAUAGCCCUUUUGCAAACUACUCCACAUACUUCAUCUCGUUGAUCCUUGCACCAGCUGUGCAAGGUAAGCUAGAAUUAUCUCCAGACUCAUGACCUCCAGACCUAGACUACAUUCAAGUAGCCACACACACAAAACCCCUUUUGGUUUAACAUGUUGCAUUUAAAGGCUUCCCGUGUUCCCUCAAGCUCCAGAAUGCUGGGAAACUGCAGCUGUUAAGGGCAGACAUCACCUUAUCUGUCAUGUAGAGAAAUUGCUUUCUUGGAACGGAAGGGCUAUUGGGAUCGCAGCCCAUGUACCCAGAAAUCAGUCAGACAUCUGCACUGCAGGAAAUACCUCCCCAAAGUUUCAAGAAAUAGAUUCCCAAUUCACAAGGAGGUGAAUGGUCUUGAGAAACUGAGAAACUAGUCCAUAUAUAUGACAAAUAUAUUGAAUAGCUAGGUAUGCUUCUAAGGUGAUUUAACUGUGUGCCUAAAAAACUAAUGUGAUGUGACAAAUGUAUGUCUGCAGGCAUGGCCAUCAUUGCAAGAAUGGCACUGCACACCUCCAAUGUGUACAUUUGGUGGCAAAUAGCUCUCUACUGACCCAAAUAGGCACCACUGGCACAUUCCCAGCACUGCCCACCAGGCUACAUAGACAACGUGCAACAUCCAAAACCUUUUCACCAGGCAGGCAACUCACCAUGUGGUCUGCACACCCUUUGCACACCCAACUAACUAUGCCCAUAAUGAUUUAAUCACCCACAACUAGGGUCCCCCAAGAAAUCUCCCCAAGUCUUUAUCAUGGUCAUUCUGCAAAGGGCAGGAGACAGCCAGCACUUGGAGUGUGAAUUGUGUCAUUGGGGAAAAGAGUCUCUGCCAUUCUAUUUGCUGUAAUACAUACCUUUUUUCCAAAACAGGCAACAUUUUUGGCAGAUUUACAAGACCCCAUUUUGUGGCCCAUAUUGCCAUUUUGAAACAUGCACACAUAUUGAAAGUGUUGAAGAUAAUUGUGGUUCUCCAAAAGCAAUAGUUCAAAUGCUUAGUACAGUUUUCCUCCCCUUACAUCUUUGGCAGAUGUCCCCAAGCGAAUCGCAAAAUGAUUUACAGAAGAAAAAACGGCGUGCCCCUCCCCCACCGACUCCUCCAAUACAGAACAGGACAGAAGAAAUGGAAGACAAGAGGAAAAGCACCGUUGGUAAGAACAAUUUGUUAUGAUUGCGCCUGAUGCAUGUGCUUUAUGCUGAUCUGCCAGUUGUGUGAUAUAUUGGUACUAAUAGUAACAUAUUCCCACAUGGACAAGAAACAGUGUAAUCUGGAAAAUUAUUAACAUGACAGAAUGAAAGUCUGGAAAUAAGAAAUAAUCUAUAUUUUAUGAAUUGGUUGAAGAACUCUGCUGGAGUAGAUAGAUAGAGUGUGUAACAUAUAGUGUAUAUUAAAUAAUUGGUUAUAUUCAGUUUUCAUUGUAAUGUUGAAUAUUAAACAGCACUCUCCUGGUGCUUUAACAUUCCUUUCUUAGGUACUCAGACAACAUUCCUCCACCUUUAUCUAGCUACAGAGAUUACUUAUGAAAAGUGGUGUAUAUUGAAUAUAUACAAGUACAAUAAAACCCAACUUAAUGGUUGUUGUUUUAUGAGUAUAUAUUGGAUAUUAUGGGCAAAAUUGUCCCAUGUCUAGAAAUAAUAAGUUGUAAAUCAGUCCAGGGCAAGAAAAGGCAUACUCUUCCAAAUUUCGAAUUAAUUUGGUUCAGCUGAAAAUUCUUCACAAUCAGUUGGUAUUCUGCUUAGUCACAUCCUUAGCAAGCUGCCAUUUGAUGGAUUGCUAAAACCUAUGAGAGAAUUCAUACACAGCAGCAAUAAUCAACCAGUACAUUAAAUUAAUCAAGUUACAGCUUCUGUGAUGCAUUUAAGAUUCCAUCUGAUGGCCUCAUGUUCCCUAAAGCAACCAGUACAUGCAUAAAUGAACACUCUUAAUUGCUUAUAUUAUAAAUGCCUCCCAUUUUGGAAGAAACCGUUUGGCUUUAUGUCUAUAUUUAUUUUCACUAAAUUACCUCAUAUUUAGUGUUCCAAUUUUUAAGUAGCAAUAGAAAUCCAUUAGCUUGGGUAUCACUGAUGUGCUUGUUUAUAUAUCUAGAAAGAAUAUUGUUAUGAAGGACUAUUUUAAGAACAUUGAACAUCUCUUUAAUCUCUCUGGAUGUUAUAACCUUACUGUUCUCACAAGGGGUACCAUCUUGAAUAAUAUAUUGAGGAGGCCCAGGUAAGCCCUGGCCUGCACAAUCAACCACAGGAUGCAGCACACACACACCAUUUGAAUGGCAAUGCCCAUCAACUUUGGGGGUCUCCGGCCCCCUCAGAUAUUUUAUUCGGGGGGCAAACGAACCUUGGCCCCUGGGAGUUGACUCCUAUGGGUUCCAACCAUCCCCAUUCAACCUCUGUAUAUUUACUGGUGACAAUGAAAGUUUUGAAUUAUAGCCUGAUAAUUGCACGCCGCUGCACAGAACAUGUUGGAUGAAAGAAAAACAGUCAUGUGGUUUAGUGACCAAAGUGUCAGGCUUAGCCUGAGGAGAUCUUGAUUCCAGUACCCCCUCUCAGCCAUGGAGCUCACUGGUGUUGUUGGGCCUGUUGGUCUCAGCUAAUUUGCAAGAAAAAGUAUGUGGGGGGAUUUGCCACCCCACCAUCCUUGGAGGAAGGUAGACGACUAACCAAGAACUUAUUGACUUAUGCCCCACUUAGUGUGUGUUGGCAGAAAUGUUUUACGUAAGUUUAAACCACUACAGCAGGGAUGGGGAACUUGUGACAUUCCAGAAGUUUCUGGACUCAAGUUCUUAUCAGCCUUAGUCAACAUGGUCAGGGUUAUGAGAGUUGUAGUUCUGCAAUGUCUGGAGGGAAAUAAGUCCCAGUGCCUCCAUUAUAACUUCUAAGAAUGUAUGCAGACUUUAACAGCAUUUAUAUGAAUGGGUGUUUGGGUGAUAUCCAGUUAAAUAGUAGAGUAGACCCAUUAAAAUAAAUCAACUUUACAUCAGGCAUUUUUGAAUGGAUCUACUCUGAGUAGGAGAGGUGGAUGAAAGAGAAUAAAACAUGAUACAAGGGAAGAAUGAUGGGUCAGCUGACCUGAUCAGACAAUGCAAGACCACAAAUAGGGCUUGAAGUAAGGAAAAAUAUAUUGCAAGGCAGUACCUUGUGGUUUUGUGAGCACAUGCUUUGAAGUUUUUGAUUAUCAUAAUAAAAAAAAAGUCCAAAGCAUGCCUACACCAUACCAUACUUGCAAAUUAUACCAUCCAGCAGGCUUUUUCACAAUUAUGAAAAACGGUGUUUGAUUGAUUUUCCUAGAUGCCCACUACUUAAAACAGUCAAUAUUUAUUAGUCGACACCUAUACACUUUGGCAUUGCCAACUUCCCAGACGCUAAUCAUGGGAUGGCAGCUUGGAAAAAGUGGUUUUCAUACGCAGUCGGAGCAAAACUAAGCAAUGGAUAUUUGACUUGAUGAUCAAAGUAACUAGUAAAUUCCAAUUGAUUCCCCUGUAGGUAAUGGACGGCAUGUGCCACAAAAGCCUCCUAGAGGCAACCCACGUGGCCCACCCCAGUUAGUGAUCCCCCCACCCCCACCAUACCCUCCUCCUGACAGAGAUACUAUGGAUCCAACCGUAUUGUACAGUGAAGCCGAUGUUACAGACCCACCCAAGCUGGUACCUAAACGUAUGUUUGAAUAAUUGCAUAUUUCAUUUUCUUAACUUCUGUGGCGGGGCGGGGGGGGAGGGGCUUUUUCCAGACUUUCCUCUGUUCUCUUUCCAGUCAUACAUGUGUUUUCCUCUCCACUCUGUCUCCUUUUUAAAAAAAUGCACAAUGCAUUAUAUUAAUUUGACUAAUAUAUUUGUUUCAAGAAUGUCAACUCUUUACUGAUAACAAUCAUGAUCUUACUUCAUGCGUUUGGAUACUAAAAUGAGAUUCAUUUGUUUUUUGUUUCUUUUUUUUAUAAAGUUUUUAUUUAUUUAUUUAGGGUUUUCUUGUUGUUUCCUCUCAUUUCAACAUAGCUUUGUUGUUGUUUUCCUCGCUUUCAAUGAACGUUGUAGCCCAUUUUUCACAAAAAUACUUUUUUGAGAUAAUAUUAAAUAGGCCACAUUUAUUCUCGUAUCUGUCUAGUACUUACAGUCUACAGCUCUGCCUUUUUCAAAAAGCACCUGACUUAUAGGUGUAAAACUGUGUUGGGGGGGAAGGGGAGACAGCAUUUUUAAAUGCUAAAAAAGUAAUAAUGAAGAACAAAAUCCACAGUUUUUCAGUUAAUUUUGUCUGUUUUUUAAUAGAAGUUUUAUAAGUGUAUUUGCAUCUGCAGUCAGGGAUGGAGCAAGAUUGGAGGGGAAAAGAUAAUGAAAACUAACCAUUGUCUGGGUUAAAGCAGCCUACCUUUUUAUUACAGACAGUUUGGGACUGCGUGGACAGGGGACCCCCAAUAUUACUGACUACCCAUCUGCUGACAGGGCAAGAAGGAAGGCUGACUUGAGACAGCACUGGUGGGGGCCACAUUUCUGUCACAGUAACAAAACUGGGACCUGAGCCCUUCCAUCCAAGGCCACUUAAGGGGGAUGGGGGGUUUGAAGAGCCUACCUCUGAUUCUCCCCCAGCCUAACACCCAAGUUCCAGAGUCAGUGGCCUAAUGGACCCAACCAGAUAUGGAGAGCAAGUUCAAGGAAAAGCUAGUGUUUGCUAAGGUUAGGGAUAGGGGACAAAUUUGAUUCAGUUUGCAUUUAAAGCCAAAUUUAUCAUAGCCUCACUUUCCCCAAAAAAUAAAAUACAAGAUUCAAAACACAGCCAUCCAAAAUGUGCAUGUAUAUGAAUUUUGUGGUGCAGUUUUUUUUCUUUACAAUAUUUUAUUUUCAAAACAUAAACACAAUAAAACAGUAUAUCAGUACAUGUGUGGCAUAGUGACAAUAUUACAUUCAGACCACACUCCAUCCUAAAAUUGGUGGGAAGGAACCAACCUCCCAUUGCAAAACAGCUACGCUCAGUUCAGACAGAAUAAAAAGAAAAGCAACUUGGUAUUCCUAGCUGCCAGUCAUGGUCCCAGGUAAAAUUUCUUUCUAAGCCUUCUGGCAAAUAAUCUCUUUGUCCAUGUAAAGAAAUCAUUUAGGGAUAAUUGAGGGAAACAACCAUAUGUGGGAAGGCUGAUGCCCAGGACAGGUUCUUAGGUUAUUGUCUAGUGAAGAGAAAGAAUUCCCAUUCCAGUUCAGUCUCUUAGCCCAGACCUCUGUCCCAGUGCCAAGUGGCCUGAGGGUUGUCUUCUUACAUUGUGAUGUAGCAAAGCCAUGAAACCAGCCACUUCCUGUCAGCUGCCACCCAAUCCCCUUUCUGCACUUUUACAUUUCAUACAUCGUGAAAAUACAAAAUAUAAACGUGGUCAUUGCGUGGACAGGCGGAGUCCCCCAAACCCUGGGCGGGCCCCCAAUGUGGAAUAACGAUUCAAGACAACGUGCUAUGGGAUUAAAAUUGGCCACAACUUUAUUAUAUUUCGGAUGUGGGUAGAUCUUGGCUCAGGCAUUGGGUGUUUAUCCCUCCCAGUCCUCCACCAGGGAUCUGGGGAAAAUCAGGGUUAUCCAGUGGGGGGAGAUGGGCUGGCUCUGGAGAACAUAUGUUCAAGCAGAGAGAGCCCACCCCCCCGUUACGCCGCUGUCGCAGGGGAGAGCACUGACGACCUCUAGGCGUAUGGUCAAAGCCUCCCCUCAAAAACCCCUUUAAUGGGGAAUCCUGGUGCCGCCGCCGCAAAGAGGAAGGGAAGAUAGACUAAAGGAUUCCGCCCAAGGCCUGAUACCGCCAAAGUUGUGACGUUUUGCUACGGGAAAGGCAAACCUGCCAAUGCAGGAGAAUUCCUUUCUGGCCCUUCAACAGCGACCUUGACGCAGCAGCGCCCACGUACCUGUGAAGAAAAGGUUAAUCUGUAAAAGAAGGCUUAACUGAGGGUGGGUAGGGUGGGAGUAGCUCUGGAGCCAACUGAAGAUUCCCAGGUAAGAUCCUUCCCCUAUCGUGUGGGCAGGGUCCCUCCCCCUACCUGGCCUGGUCACCUUGGCAACGCCUCCCCAGGGGGGAUUGGGCAACUGGCUGAGGUAGGCGGAGACCUCCAGGUAUCCCACCUGGGGAAGGCAAAGCCAAGCCUGUGCUAAUGGGGCCGUAUAGGGUCCAGGGGCUGCGCGCAACCACGCAAAGGGCGCCCCCCCCCCGUUUAAUGUGGGGAGUGGUCAUUAACAGAGUUCCAUUGUGUGAUUCAUAAAAUACUGAAUUCAAAUGUUGCUUUUUAAGUACUUUGCAAAUGCAUCUAUUCAAGCCUCCCCCAGCCUGAUGCCUUCCGUAUAUUUUGGGAUGCAGCUCCCAUAAUCCCUGACUGUUGGCAGUCUUGGCUGAUGCUGAUAGAAGCUGUAGCCCCAAACAUCUGCAGGGAAAAGGCUGCCCUGUGAGCUUUCACCUGAACUCUUAAAGGUGUUCCUAAGUGAGAAUUAGGUCUAUGUCAAAGGGCUAUUUGAGGUAGAAAGGACUUUGAUUUGGGGGGUGGGAGGUGUUUUCCAUAAAGUGUGUCUUACAGAAUUGAUCCACAGAUGUUAAUAAAGUGUCAGAAUAGAAGACUCAUUAUGCUAGAAUUGUUUCUGUGAAGUUUCCCCACCAAAUAUUGUCCCAAGUAGACCUCUGAUUCAGAAGCACCAGCAGCGUUUCUGUAUGUGUGUGUUUAAUAAAAACUGUCGCUUUCCAAAGCUGUGUUAAAUAGAUAAAUUGGCAGUUGUUAAAUAUCUAACUUAAGAACUUGUCACUGGAAUUCUUUCAGUAUCUAGAACUUGCCUCUUGAGGUUUUUUUUUUAAAUGUUGCUUGCUGGGGAGAUAUCUUAGGACUGCCAUAUCUCAGUCCUGCAGAUAGGAAUGGCCUGAUAAACAUAUUAUGCAAACUAUUUGCUGAUUAUUCAAAUCAUAUGGUAGGUUGCAAAAUAGCUGUGCAGCCUAUAGCGUUGCAGUGUGCUUGCUUGCCGUUUUGUGCUUUGACCUAUUUAUUCUCCUUAAAUGAUCUAUCCUUUUGGACCACUAAGCAUACAUAUAUAUGUAUUGUGUGCAUUUCUAACAUUACUGAUCCAUGGAUGUCUUUGUCUUUAUUUUAUUAAUCUGCUUUUCUCUAUUAUGUUAUUUUGAGAUUGGUUGAACUUUCAUUCUGUGUCAGCCUUAAAAGAAUGAUUUGUCACAUGCAUGGUUUGCAGAAAUUUUAAUGAGUUAACAUCCUCAUCAGAACAUAUUUACUGGAGAGUAAGUUUCCAUUGUGUUUGUGCAAAUUACUUACCUGGUUGCAAUACUAUAAUUUAUUCAUCAGUAAGUCCAAUUGAGAUCAGUGAAACUUACUGCAAGACAAGUGCGCAUAGGAGUGUCGUCAGAAUAUUGCAUUGAAUUUUGUGUGGUGCUUGUAUGCGUAGAUAACAAUAUAUUAUGCCAUCAUGAAAUGAUUUGAAAUAUAAGCCUGUUCAUCUAGUACUUGGCCAUUGGGGUGAGAUCGGGAGUGGACCUUAGGCUUGCAUACUCUCUGAUUUGCUCUGGUUCACCAGAUGGACUCGUACUAAACAUGUCCCUCUAAUGCAGGGAUGGGGAACUUCUAGGCUGCUGGCGUAAUGUGGCCUGACAGUCCUCCACAUCCAGCCCUCUUCCUCAGCCACGCCCUUGCCCCAGCCACACUCUCUGUGGGCCCACCACACACCAGAUAGAAAUGUGCUGUCCCUGGUCUUCCGAUGACGGAUGUUGAUCGUCUGAAGAGUGGGCCUGAUUUUUGUCCCCAUCCCAUUAAGCAUCCCGAGCCCAGCAUCAUAAUGGGGAUGAAAACACCCUCCCCUGAAAGCUGAUCCGCUGAUAAACCAGGGCACUGAAUAAGGAAGAGUUGUGUGCAAUUGCAUGUAUGAUUGUAUGCAUGUCUGGCCCUGACCGUUUUGGGGAAUGCAACCUUCAAUAGCUUUCCACUGGAGUAAUCUGUCCCAAGCCCCAAAGAUUCCCAACCAUCUAAUGCAGGCAUGGCCAAACUUAGCCCUCCAAGCUGUUUUGGGACUACAACUCCCACCAUCCCUAGCUAACAGGACCAGCGGUCAGGGAUGAUGGGAAUUGUAGUCCCAAAACAGCUGGAGGGCCAAGUUUGGUCAUGCCUGAUCUAAUGCAUUGGUUUAUUAUAUGCAGGGAGCUUUUUGUAUAGGGGGAGCAAUAAAAAAUGCUAUCACCAUUCAUGAACUAAGUGCUUAAUAGAAAACAUCCUUCACUUCCCUGUGGCUGAAUGCAAUGUAUUAUACGAAAUUGCAUUGAAACCCCUCCCCCCCAAUUUCAUAGAAUCAUAGAGUUGCAAGUCCAGAUUUGCUGCUUGAUUCCCACGUGGUUAUUUGAGGGGGCGGGAUUCAGUCUCUGGGUAGGGCGGCGGGGAGUCAUACAGUUAGUAACAACAGUGAUGUUUUCUAACUUUUAAAACUGUAUUUUGAGACUGUCGCAGGCAAUGACAACAGCAGAGCGCUCCUGCUGGGAGCCAAGCCACCAUUUCAUUUCCUCUACAAUGGCUCUGGAUGUAGUGUUCUGGGGCAUUGUGGGAGGAAAUAGGAGCCCCCAUUUCCUGCCACACUGCCCCAGAAUGACACUAUGUCCAGUAUCAAUGCCUGAGGAAUUUAAUAUCUAUGAAUUCUGACAUGGAUGGCCUGCACCUUUCAAAAAACUCUGCAGGUUAGAAUUUACUUUAUUUCUUUAUGAAAUUUCUAUGCUGCCCUUCAUCCAAGGAUGAUAGAGCGGUUUACAAUAUAUAGGGAAAGCAAAUUCUGAAAAGCUUCCUUGCUUACUGUCCUAGAAGCUGUUGGGCCAAGGAGACUGUUUCAUUUACUUGUCUACCACAAUUUCAUUUUUAAAAAUCUAAGCCAUUUACAAGAGAAGCAUUACAGAAGAUGUGCUUACCCUUCACAUUUUUUACUUGUCCAAAUUUUGUGAUGCACCUCAAUGAUUCUACCAAGAUGUGUAUUUGAGGAUAAAAUAGGUUUGGAAAUGUGUACAAUGAAAUAAUACACAUUUAGUUAUAUUUUUGUGAUUAAAUAUUAUUCAAAUACAAAGUUUGUGCAAAAUUUUAAAACAAUGGCAAAUAAAUGCAGAAACUGGAUGGAACGCACAUAUGACUGAAUGCACACAUGUGAUAGAGACCUGACCUAUCCUGAUCUAUGCGUUCCUAGUGUCGAGGUCAUUCUGAGGGAAAACGAAAUAGUGGCUGUACUGAUGAGAAAGGAUCUCUCUGCUGUUGAUGGCAGCCAAUUUUUAAAAGUUAAUAAAGAGCCAUCCUCACUUCUGCUAAUGCUGAUCUCUCCGUAGCUCACCCCAGUUGCUGAAAUAACUCCCUAUUGCAGGGACCUGAGGUUAAUAUUUCUAUCUCCCAUUCAAGAUGCACGUUCUUUUUUGAGGGCAGUGAUUUCAUCCUUAAAUAGGGUUCCGUGAUCUUAGUUUCAAAACCAGAGGUCUAUCGAGUAGGGUAGCUACUGAGAAUACCGAAUUGGGCCAUCUGUACGUUAGAACAGUUGCAAUUCUAUUUACAAAAACUGCAUUAAUUUUGCUCAUGCUGGCAGCAGUCAUAAAGGAAUGUGCUGGAUAUUUAAUCCUAUACAUGUCUACUAAGAACUAAGCCCCAUUGAGCUUAAUGGGACUCACUUCAGGUAAGAUUGCAGCCUAAAAUAUUUUGCUCAGUCAUUAAUUAUAUUAUUUGUUUUCCCUCCCCAACAGUUUAUUGUUGUGCAUCAUUCCCUUCACGUUCCAAGCCCGUCUGACACAGCUUGCCUCUUCCUAUGAUCUUCAUACCUCUGAACCUCGUUGCCUUUCUGCCUUCAUUCUUUUUAUGUUCCCUUUUCCCACACUGAGGAAAACAUGGUGUGUGAAUGGCAUCUUUCUGACUUUUUCUCCUUCUUCAUUGGCAUCUUUCUGACUUUUCCUCCUUCUUCGUUGAACAAAUAGAAAUAUCUCACCUUUGUGAGAUAAAUUUUCUUCAGUAGUGAAAACAAAUUCUUGCUCAAUAUGUUAUGUUGAUUCAAAAUAAUCCAGUAUUUGUAUUGCUUCUUUGAGUCUAGUAUUUUGUUUUAUUUAGAUUUGGGAUGAGGACCAUUUAGCCCUGCAGAUCUUGUUAGACAACAACUCCCAUCAUCCCUGACCACACUGUCCGAAGCUGAUGGGAGAUGGAGUCCAACGCCAUCUGGAGAGCCAGACCUCACCCACAAUAGAGGUGUUCAACUUUUUCAUAUAUGCAACAUUUUGUUGAAAACACAUUAUUGUCGGUGUAACUCCUCAUUUUCCACCCAUUUUAGUUAUAGAGUAGAGGAGACUUUUUGGCUUCACGGGCCAGAUCUUUGGCAGGGCUGGGCUUGCAGGCUGAAUUUGACUGGUGGCUGGAGCCAGCCAUCCGUCCAUCACCUGUCACCACCAUCAUGUGAUUUGAUACACCUGACGUCAUGUCAGUGGGCCAAAUGGAGAGGCCUAGUGUGCCAAAUUUGUCUCACGGGCCGAAGGUUCCUCAGCCCUGGUUCGUAGGACAACAGUUUUUUAAAUAUGCAGAACAUUUUCUUUACUUCUAUGGUCCUGUAACAUCUGCCUAAACAGGUGUACUUGGUGUUAAAAUACAAGGUGCUUUUUGUUGCUUUCCCCAUAAGCAGCGUGCGGUGCAAUUUUAUACAUGUCUGUGAAAAGUAAUGAUACUUACUCCCAGGUAAGAGUGCAAAGCAUUGCAAUGCCAUACACGCUUCUCGUGAAUAGGCCAUCGAGAAUGAAGAUUUUAUUCUGACUAGACAAGUAUGCACUCUUAAGGGUCUAUCAGACGUAAUAGGAAUACAUAAAAGGUAAAGGUAAAGGUACCCCUGCCUGUUCGGGCCAGUCUUGCCAGACUCUAGGGUUGUGCGCUCAUCUCACUCUAGAGGCCGGGAGCCAGCGCUGUCCGCAGACACUUCCGGGUCACGUGGCCAGCGUGACAAGCUGCAUCUGGCGAGCCAGCGCAGCACACAGAACGCCGUUUACCUUCCCGCUAGUAAGCGGUCCCUAUUUACUUGCACCCGAGGGUGCUUUCAAACUGCUAGGUUGGCAGGCGCUGGGACCGAACGACGGAAGCGCACCCCGUCGCGGGGAUUCGAACCGCCGACCAUGCGAUCGGCAAGUCCUAGGCGCUGAGGUUUUACCCACAGCGCCACCCGCGUCCCUAUAGGAAUACAUAAGGCACAUUUAAAAACAUUCAUAUUUUCUCUACUUUUCAUACUAUUGCUGUCUUUAACUUUUUUGUUGUGAUUCUAUAAGUACACUAUAUACUGUUUAGUAUGUUUCAAAUUAUUUUAAACCACUGUUUGUGUCAUGGUAAAUCUGAUUCCACAAUUUUGUUUUUAUAUUCCCUUCAAGAGUAUUGCAUUCUUAUGUGGGGGGUUUUGGGUUUGUUUUUUUAAAUCAGCUCCUAGUUAACAGAAUUGCAGGUGUUUUGGAAACAGCAAAAAUUGAUCAUGAAUGUUGAUCAGCAUGUAUUUUUUACUCAAGCUAAUGGUUAAGCGUGUGUUUUAUGAGAUGAAAUGAUGUUCACAGCCAGAGCUGUAUUAUGCAUAGAAAAGGCUGUAGGUGUUGGAACUUUUUUUUUAUCAUGUAAUACAUUGUGCUGGAUUGAAUAAUUAGUCCUUUUUGCAGAACCACUUGCACCUUGGAAUCAUUUCUCUGUGUGCCAAACACACACAAGCAUUCACAUGGGUGAGAAAUGCCUAAACAAGUUAAAACAAGUUUAUAGCGCACACAUUUGGCUUGGAAAUGUGGCCCACUGUACUAUUUAGUUAUCGUAUGUUUAUGACAGGAUAACAAAUCUUGAAAUCAAUGCUAUCUGUACACUAUUAUACAUUACCUCCCCAGCAUUUUUCCAAUAGCUUUAACCUUUUAAGUUUAUGGUUAAGAAUAAUUGUUCUUCAAAGGAAGUCUAAACGCUUUCUGAGAUAUAUGGUUAAACUGAACUCUGGUAUUGAAACGCAACUCAGGGUUCGUCCACACUUUUGCUUGCCCUGUGCUUAGACAGCACAGGCCCGAGUGGUUUUCCACUUGUCCCCUGCUAAUGCUAAUAAUAAUAAUAAUUUAUUUGUACCCUGCCAAUCUGUCUGGGUUGCCCCAUCUGUCUGGGUUCCAACAUAUAUAAAAACAUAAUAAAACAUUACACAUUAAAAACCUUCCCAAUACAGGACUGCCUUUAGAUGUCUUCUAAAGGUGAUAUAGUUCCUCAUCUCCUCCUAGGCAUGUGUCCGGGCUGUUUUGCCUUUCUCCUGCUAGUUUCCUUUGGAAAAUCCACUCUUUCACACUAAAUUGGAACAAAUGGCAAUCCAUGGAAAAUCUGGUUGCUGUUUGUUCCAGUUCAGUGCUGAAGCACAGGUUUUCCUGGGGGAAGGCAUCAGGGCAAAUGGAAGUGUGGAUGAUCCCUCCGUUCACUUUCUUGGGGCUAUGCUUCCCAGGACCAGACUGAGGGAUGAUUCCCAUGUCACCUGGUUGAGAUAACACACAUAUUGAGUCCCCUAUGCAUGUUCACACAGAUGUGGCUUUAAAUGGGGCUUACUCCUAGGUGUGUGGGCUCUUGUCUUUAGGAGGUCAAAGAUUCUGUCAUUCACUGGUGGCAGGGUUAUGAAAAACAUCUGUCUGUUGGUCAGAGUCAGUGGUGGUCUAUAUAUAACCCAAAGUCAAUUCAUAUUUAAAGAAGGAAGUGAACCAGUGGUGGGGAACUGGAUACAACUUGUGACCUCACCUGCAAGCCAUAUGGACAGGUGGGUAGGUCAGCCCACCUUUCAGUCACCUAUUGUCAUUAUGAUACCAACUUCAAAGGGACUUGCUGUCGGCACCAAGCAGCACUACUUGCCAAGGAACAAUCUGGAGCACACUUCAAACUCCUGAAUAAUCCUUUGCAACAGCACCUUUACCUACUGCACACCGGCAUCAGGUGUGGGGCAGGUGGGCAUAGUUUGGUGAAAACAGACUUGUGGGCCAAAUUAGAAUCCCUGCCAGGCCUCAUUACACCCACAGGGCAGAUAUUCCCCAUCGCUGCCCUAAACCAAACCGUCCUCAGAGCAGCAUUACCUAGCUCAUUCAAAGAUGCACUGGUGGUGAUUUGCUUAAUGAGAAAAGAGCAGCUACAGGAGGAUGAAAUUCAAGUACCCCUUUUGCCACUGAGAAAAAGCUAAGUUCAACCUCCACAGAGUUUCUAGAAGUUACACUUCUGGGUGGGGAAUGAAUGCAACUUACUUUUAGUGUACAUGUAAAAGGUAAAGGGACCCCUGACCAUUAGGUCCAGUCAUGACCGACUCUGGGGUUGCGGCGCUUAUCUUGCUUUAUUGGCCGAGAGAGCCGGCAUAGAGCGUCCGGGUCAUGUGGCCAACAUGACUAAGCCGCUUCUGGCAAACCAGAGCAGCACAUGGAAAUGCCAUUUACCUUCCCGCUGGAGCGGUACCUAUUUAUCUACUUGCACUUUGAGGUGCUUUCAAACUGCUAGGUGGGCAGGAACAGGGACCGAGCAACAGGAGCUCACCCUGUCGCGGGGAUUCGAACCACCGACCUUCUGAUCGGCAAGUCCUAGGCUCUGUGGUUUAACCCACAGCGCCACCUGUGUCCCUAGUGUACAUGUAUAGUUACUUGCUCUUCUGACCCAGCCAGGGGUUCUAGCGCAAAUGGGGUCUUGUGCUAGGCAAAGAGUCUGCAUCAUAUUCUAUUAGCAUCUGGAAAGUUCAGGAAGCAAAGUCUGGUUAAGGAAAGGUCAGGUUCCCCCAGGCAAGGUUAGACAAAGCAGAUAGUAACCAAGAUAACAGAAGUUGAAAAAAGCAGAGGUCAGAGCCCAAAAGGCAAAGAAGCAAGAUAAGUAACACCCCAGGAUAGCUCCAGGUAGCACCUGGAUGGAAAGACAGAUUUGAAUGUUGCUGCAACAACAAACAAACUGAGGGCUUAGACACACUUUCCUUCCAUUUGUUCUUUCCAAGCAUGGUCCAUGGCUUAUAACUUUGUGUCCAAGCGCCCUUCUUUUUGCUCUGGAGCUUUCCCUGCGAAAACCUGCUCUUGAAAGCUCAAUUGGAGCAAAAGUUCAUCUGCAGAAAACCCUAAUUGACAUUUGCUCUGAUUCAGCUUCAAAUUACGAUGUUGAUGGUGAAGAAAAAAGUUUGUAUACUGCCCUCCAUCUGAAGAUUGGAGGGCAGUUCACAACAUAGAAAUACAAAAUGAGAACACAAAAUACAUCAUCACCAUCAUAAUAAACCAGUAACCCCUGUCCCACAAACACAUUAUUAUUCAUUGAAUUUGAUUAUUAUUAUUUUAAGAAAUUAAAGAGUGGGUUUUCAUGGGGAGAGCUCAGGGCAGAAGAAAACAACAACCAUACCCCCACGCUCAGAGCAUUAACGUGCAGACACCUGCCUGUAAAGAGCUGUGUAAAACCUCCAGGUAUAGGACGGUAUAUAAAUUCAAUCAAUCAAUAAGUGUGGAUAAGCCCUGAGCCUUGAAAAGGACUGCAGAUUCCUUUGAGCAAAUAGCAUUAUCCCUCAUGAGCUGGUGUCUACCCUGUUUUAAGAGCUGCAUAAAUCUCAUUUUCUUAAAUAGAUUUCAUAAACACAAAUAAAUUUCAUCAAUACAAAGUGAAGUAAAAAGAAGCAGGCCGCAGAAUGCCUUCCAAUGUUGCUGCCCUGGGCUAGUUAGCUUGCAGUCACCUUUCCCACAGUUGCAGCAAGGCCAGGGAAAGGCUGCGUGGCACGUAAGUGCAGGAAAGGAAAAUGGGGGAGGCAGGCCACAUGCUCUGAGCCACCUGUGAAUGGCAAGGAGCAGCCAGGCAAGGCUGGAAGGGAAAUAAUUUGAGGCUGUUGGGCAUUCAACAUGCAAAGCAAUUGAAGAGUGAGAAUUUGAGCCAGCCCACCACCACCUAAUGCCACACAAGGAAGAGGUUUGGGGGGCAGGUGCCUCAAUGUGGCGCGUUUUAGCUGCUCUGCUGUUCUCCAGACACUGCACUCAGUGAUUUCUUUUCCUUCCAAUCUUGCCCUUCCUCGCUGCCUCACCCGUGACGCCACGCGCACCACUCGCUCUCCCACCCAUGCAAACUCUCGCUCUCCCCCAACCCCAACCAGACCCACACUCAGCCCACACAUUUUUGAUGAUGACUUCAAAUAUGGGAUUAAAUCAAUACGCGAUUCUGUAUUUUAAGGUUUAGGUAGCAACCCUAGAAGUAGACCAUGAAUUACCAUAAUCUGCCUGGGAGGGGGAAAAGAGAGAAACUGGGAGCCUGGUUUCAUCAGCAGCUCUCCACACAGGGCACUUGGACCUACUCCUGCACCGCCUUGCCAAAAUAUUAUGCUUUCAUUUUUGUUUGGCCUCAUAGCUGUUUUUCUGCUGCUCUUAUGCUUCAGGAUGCCAAGGUUUUGCAAGCAGACGGGAACCUAGAACAAAGUUCCAAAUAGCUUGUACAGAGAUGGCACAGAGUCAUCCAUUUUGAACCAUCAUGGCUGCUCUAAUGUGUGUUUACCUGGUUCUAUGGGUUAACAGGCCCCCUCUUGAAAACCUGCUAGGCUAAGGCCUAACACAGACAUCACUGCAAAGUGGACCAAAUUAUCUAAUCUGUUUUCAGUGAGCAACACACAAAUGAAUUAAACUGUGCUGAUAUAUUAUGUUGCUUGACUAUAAGUAUAAUAAAAAUGAGAUAUUAUACAGUGGUACCUCAGGUUAAGUACAUAAUUUGUUCUGGAGGUCCGUUCUUAACCUGAACGUGUUCUUAACCUGAAGCACCACUUUAGCUAAUGGGGCCUCCUGCUGCUGCCCUACCGCCGGAGCACGAUUUCUGUUCUCAUCCUGAAGCAAAGUUCUUAACCUGAAGCACUAUUGCUGGGUUAGCGGAGUCUGUAACCUGAAGCAUAUGUAACCCGAGGUACCACUGUAAUCUAUUCAUUCUUGUAAAUACUAAGUGCCAUAAAGAGCCACAUACAGGAAUCUUACACAGCCACAUACAGAAAAGGUCAUGAUAUUCAUCAUUAGAGUUCUCUAUUUUGAGAAUGUUGCCUGUGUCUGGAGUCUUUAUGGCUCCUUCAGUAUUUGCUUCUCAUCAGUCGCAUCAGGCCUUUCUUUAGGAACCAGUACCCCUUGGACAGGAAGGGGGGGCAGUAAACAGGAGAGAGGAAAAUGACACAACAACGUUAUAGAAUUGAAAAUGGCCACAACUUUAUUUGUCUCAGAUGUAGGUAGGCUUUGGCUUCCAGUGGUUCUCAACCUGUGGGUCCCCAGAUGUUGUUGGACUACAACUCCCAUCAUCCCUGAGCUCUGACUUUGCUAGCUAGGGGUGAUGGGAGUUGUAGUUCAACAACAUCUGGGGACCCACAGGUUGAGAAAGGCUGGCUUAGACAGUGGGUUUGUAUCCUAAACCAGCCUCCUGACUGAAGGCUGAUGUUUGAACAGAGUCAUGCCUGGGUUAAGGGUCACUUCAAGAUGCAGGUCAGCUAAGCUGCCCCUCCACCAGGUCUCCAUUGAAAAGUCUAGGCCCAUCUGCUCCUCUUUUGGGCUUCAGGACAGUAUCUUCCACCCAGACACCUUUAGUGGGGUACCCUGACAUGUUGCAUCUGCUCAAGGGUGGGCGGAGGUGAGGCACCAACUCUCGCCCCCUUCCCAGGAAUAGAUUGAAGAUACAACCCAUUGCCUUAUACAUCAGAACUUGUGUCAAUUGCUACGAUGAAGGCAAAAACCCCCAAGCAGGCCCAAUUUGUUUGCAAGCAAAUUCCUUCCCAGCCCUGAAUAUGGCAACCAUUUAUAUCUACUGCAAGGUCUUCCAAACAUAGUGCCUGCUGACCCGCUUGUAGGGAGGAUGGGUGCACUGGUGUCGCAUGGGGGGGCUGAGGGGCCAUCGCCCUGCACACAUUUUGGGGAGGGGGUACUACCAGGCACCCCCAAAACAGGCUCCCACCAGAGCCUGGCUCCAGCAUGCACCCAGCUGCAACCCUGCUCUCAGGUCAGACCUAACCGGGGGGUGGAGUGGAGGAGAGUUGGUGAGCCCCAGUGGGCUCCCUCCGCCCCCCACCCACCUUGGGGGUGCUCCCUGCACACCUGCCCCAAGCGAUGGAUGCGUACUCUCAACUGCUGCUGCCAACUAGGCUGCUGGCUCAGGGCAGCCAGCCUAUAUUCUACAGCACCAAACUAGAAUGAAGUUGUGCUUCCUCUGGUCUGCUGUCGAAGCGCCCGGCCUCUAUUGGCCAAUUCAAAUUAAAAAUUUGGCAGUCAAUCCUGUUACCCCCUGAGGCCAGGUGAGUCAAAACCAAAUGACCAGCCACAAAGGGUGAGGGGCUGCCCCCCCGCAAGGAGCCAGGCCGGGCUGCAACCAUUGCCCACCCUAAAUGGGGUAAACGAUCUUUGCCAUCUCCAUUUCAUUUGGGUCGGUGUACAGUAGGGUUGCCAUACGUCCAGAAUUUCCUGGACGUAGCCGGGAUUCGGCCAUCUGUAACAGCGCCCCAGGCAGAAAUCGCUAAAAUGUCCGGGAAAAUCCGGACAUAUGACAACCCAUGUCGGAAGCGUAGAUUUUGGCGAAUUUUCUUAAGAAUAGCUCAAAAACUUACUUUUUCAGCAAAAAAGCUCAACAACUUUUGUGUCUGGAUUUUCACUUUUUGAAAUAAUGGCAUUAUUAGUAUAGGCCUAUAGCUAAUUAGUGUAAUGGGUUUUUUAUAACAUGCACUACUGCCAGGCCCAUGCAGCGUGAGGAGCCAGGUACACUUGUCCCCACCAGGGCACAGAUGCUUUUUUACUUGAGUUUAUUCUAACAAUACUUCUUUCCCAGGCCUCAAACAAUCUCUGCACAGGCCUAACUAUUGCAGCUGUGGCAGCAAAUUCUUUUAGGGUAGGUACAAUAUUUAAAACUUCUCCAGGCCAUAUUUCUUCCAAACUAUCGGAAGUGGCUAGGGUACAUCCAUUGUACAUAAAUGUAUUUGUACUUGAAACAUGGUAUGUCAGUUAAACCUGUAGACUUAUAGAAGGAAGGAGAGAAAUCGCUCAAGAGUAAAACAAUUAAAAGACCUGUUAACAUGAAGACUUGUGUUAAAUAGCAUUUACUCAGAAAACAAAACAAAACUCAAAUAAUAGAUUGUAACAUUUAUCUCUACUUUUGUCUGAAAGCUAUCAUCAACCAAAUUCUACAGUAAGCACUAGCCUUAAUUCAUACUAUCAGAUACAAUUCAUAUCUCCAUUCCGUGAGUAGUAAUUUGGCUCUACAAGUGGGUUUUGUGCUGUUCACCUCCUGAUGUGAACCACAAUUUUCCUUGCAAGCCUCCCAUUUUGGGCUGUUAUAUAGGAGUUUUGGCAUCACUUUGCUACAUCUUGCUCUUCCAAAACAUCACCCAGCAUUUGCAUGUGAGAUAAAUUAUAUACAAUACUUUUUUGUUACUAAUCUGCUCACUUAAUGUUGUACAUAUCAAAACACCAAUAUGGGCUUUUACAGACCCAGUGUUCCAGUAUAAAUAUUUUAUUGUGUCAGACAUUUAAGUAGAAGAUCCUGCAAAUCAAGGUAAAGGUGUCUGUUCACAAUAGUAUUUAUAGGCUGUUGUCUACUUAAAGUACAUUCUGCUCCUGAAUCCAAAAGUUAAAAUUCAGUUCCUCACCCACCCACCCUGGUUAAGCUUGUCUGGAUAAUACCUAAGAUCUUCCACCAUGGUUUGGCUGGAAUGCUGCCACAGUAGUCCCCAUAUAAAACCAUCAUACAAUUUGCAUGCUGCCUUUCCAUGGUUAAAAAACCAUCCUCAAGGCAGUUUACAACAUGAAAAGAUUAACUUUAAUGACAAAUAUAACAAAAGUAGUCAAAAACAAUAAAGCACAUAAAAAGCACACAACCAAAUUGCACAAGUUCCACAUAAAUCAUAACAUCUAAAAAUAAAGAUAACAAAAAAAAAACAACCAAUAACAGCAACAAACCCCGCUAAACAAGAGUAUCUUCAGCCUCAACUUUUGUAGCUGGAGUCAGUCCAGGCCCCGCCCUCCCAGGCCAGGUGGAAAAAGGCCUGCAAGGCAGGGAGCAGGUCUUCUAGGAUUCUUCCUACAAUAGCCUUUACAUGAGCUGCCUGGCCUGAGGGCACUUAAGCCCUCCUGGCCAGAAGUAAAUAGAAUAGAUUAAAUCAUCCUGGAAUGGUCCCCUCACUUCAGCUGGAACUGGGCACACACCCCAUUAGCUAAGGUUUCUAUCUUAAUUUCCAGUCAGUGACACAAUUGCUAAUUUGUUGGAUUUUUGUUGUUGUUACUCUCAGCAGCAACAACAACAAUUUAUAAUUUAUUAUUUAUACCCUGCCCAUCUGUUUGGGUUUCCCCAGCCACUCUGGGCGGCUCCCAACAGAGCAUUAAAAACACAGUAAAAGAUCAGACAUUAAGGACUUCCCAAUACAGGGCUGCCUUCAGAUGUCUUCUAAAAGUCAGAUUGUUUAUUUCCUUGACAUCUGAUGGGACGGCGUUCCACAGGGCGGGCGCCACUACCAGGAAGGCCCUCUGCCUGGUUCCCUGUAAUCUCGCUUCUUGCAGUGAGGGAGCUGCCAGAAGGCCCUUGGAUCUGGACCUCCAUGUCCGGACUGAAUGAUGGGGGGUGGAGACGCUCCUUCAGACGCAUUAACUGUGGUUAAUGCAUAAGAUGUCAUGCACUAGAAUGGCACUAUCUUACACUUGAAUUUGUGGAACGCUUGCCAAACUGUUUGCCCACCACUGUAUGAGGAGAAGCGGCUGCAGUAAGGAAUUGGGGUAAAAGGUUUUUCAUUGCAAUGUAAAUUCAUCCUUACUGACCUUUAAGUUAUGCACACUUCCAACGCUACCAUUUCUUGAUACAGCUUCCGCCGUGAUUUCAACAAGAGGGGAGUCAAUACAGUUACUAAAUAUAUCUGAAAGCUAAGAUAAUAAAUGUAAGUUCAUAGAUGCAGCUGUCAUAUUUUUUAUAAAGUUGUUAGAUUAUAAAGAGCAACACUGCCAUUCUGGGAAGCUGUCCCAGAGCUGUCCCACACCCUUUUUAGGUUGCUACUUCAAGAGGCUGCAUAGAUAAUAGCGCUGCAAAUCAUCCUUUGCUCUGACAUUUUAAUGGAAACAGAGAGAGCCAUUAGGUUUUAUAUACACACCAGUGAACAUCAGCAUGUAAUGCAUUGUGCAUUUAUUAAAAAACGACUGUCUACUUUGUGUACUUUCCUGCUCUGCUAUUGUAUCUCUUCUGGCCUUCGUGCAUUUUAUUUUUUUAAAUGGCUAGAAAGUUUUGUUUAUAAUUUUAGCGUGGGUUUUUUUUCUGAUCAUGUUUUCUACUUGUAAAACGGGUGGUUAUGUAUUUUCUGCCUUUUAUCUCUGUUUGUGUAGGUGCUGUUCUGAAUCUUUUUCUUUAUUAUUUGUAUGUGUUGCAUUUGAUUUGAUAAUACUAUAUUUUACUUUUUGUUUAAAUGGUGUUUUACUUAUUUAUUGUAAAUCACCCAGAUAACUUUAUGUUAUGGGUCGGCACUCACAUGUCAUAAAUAAAUAAGCAAAUCAUAUGUAACUUGAUUUUAAUUUGGUGGGGGUACACAAUAGUAGUGCUGGAAAUUGGGCGAUUUCUCAUUGCCUCCCAGAUUCUAGGCAGUGCCAAGAACCUUUAGCAGCACCCACAGUCAUUAAUUUUGGAAUUUGCAGAGCUUUCAUUGUGAUUUGUAACCUUUUAAGUUUUACUGAUUGUGCUGCCAGAAAUUGAGUUUUGUGCAUAAUGGGUACUGCAUGGUCUCAAUCAAGGAGACCUGUCCUUUAAUUUUAUUUAAUAUUUCACUGACAAAGAUGCAGGUAUCUCCAAACACUUUACUCAAAGUUUAAACUUUGGAUAUGUAACAAAUUCAUGCCCUAAACACAUGAAUAAUAAUAAUAAUAAUAAUAAUAAUAAUAAAUUUUAUUUAUAUCCUGCCCUCCCCAGCCGAAGCCGGGCUCAGGGCAGCUAACAACAAUAAAAUAGUACAACAUUCUAAAAUCAUUUCAUUAUAAAAUUAAUUCAACUCAAAUUGAUGGCAACCAUUAGGCUAAAGUUCUGUGAAUUCAUUUUGAGUAUUCCAAAACAGGAAAAAACCUCAAUUUGAAAAACAUGUUCACUGAGAGAUUUCUUUAUUUCAAUAGUCAUUACUCCCUAUCACCUGCCUCCAAAAUAAAUGUUUUCUUAAAAAACACCCAACCCAUUUUCCUUUAUAAUCUACUUGUUUCUUUGCAACAAGCUUGCUGAGGUUCUGUAGAAACUUGUAAUGAUCUUUAUCUAAGUUAACAGGCACACGUAGCUUAAAUACAACAGUGCCUUCACUGCUGAAAACCUAUUGUUCUGUUAAAAACUUGAUUCAUUUCAGUAAAUGUACAAAAUGCUGAAAUGUACACUUCAAUAGAUUUAUGCUGAACUGGUGGUUGUGAUGUUCUUUGCAAAGUUUUUCAGUUUUAUAUUGUUUUAAAUGAAAGCUUAAAAGUUUUGCAUCUGAUCCUGUAUGUCCAAAUUCGUCUUAAAAUAAAAGAAAUUAAGACUGCAAUCCUAGCCCCAAUUAACUGGGAAUAAGUCCCUUUGAAUUCAAUGGCAAUUACUUCUGAGUAGAUUUAGGAUUGCUCUGUAAAGCAUCCUUGAACCAUCCUGUGCAUACUGUAUUUAUUCAAAAGUAAGUCCCUCUGUGUUCUGUGUCCCAUUUACUUCUAGGUAAGUGUGGUUCAGAUUGUUGCUUAUUGACAAAGUAUGUUCAAAACUGAACACUUUCAAUUGGUGCGGAUUUCAAUGGGAGGAUCACUCAAAUGGUUAAACAUUUGGGGUUUUUUAAACUUUAUUUACAAAUUUAUUAAACCACCCUUUCAUAAAGGAAAUAACAAGGCAGAAAAGAACCUAUUAAGCAAAAUAAACCAAUAUAUCCCUAAAAACCAUAUUGAAACAUCAAUAAAUACUGUAUGGAUUAGUGAAAGGAGCUGGCGCACCAUCCAGAGCUAGGAAAACGCACUCCUGGUCACAGAGGUCCCUUAGGCAUCUAGUGACAGGGAUGGGUCAAGGAGUCUCCCCAGGCUGCAAGCCUCCUCCUUCAGAGGGAGUGCCAUCCUGUCCAGUACAUGCAGUUGACUAAUCUCCUGGACAUGGGAACCACCUACCCUUAUCAGAAUUCAAGCUCAAUUCAGAGAGUUGAUCUCUUUAAGAACUCUUGAGAUGUUUGCCAUAAAGACCCAGUGACAUGUUCAUUUGUGUUUCACCAAUUUAGCUCUAGAACAUCAUCUCUUGCUUGAUGAAGUUUGUCAGAUGCUCGUUGCAAAAUUACUAGUUGAGGCAUGAAUAUCUAUCAAACAUCUUCAGCAGUGAAGGCUGAUUCAAAGAAUUACCGUAAUUCACCACAUAAUCAUUUUACAUUCUGACUCCCUUUAUCUGGUUUCCUGCUAUUUGAAUAAAAAAUGUUGGGUCUAAUAGUUUCCUCAUUCUUUUUCAUUUGCUUUUUAAUUCUUUUUUUCAAUUUAAAUGUGACCAUAUUGACUUCUGGACAGCUUUUCACUCAUAUAUAUUUUUCUAGCUAAGAACAUCACGUUCCCAAGUAGUCUGACAGUUUAUAUCUUAUCUUAAGUUCUGAGCACCACUCAGGAUUAAGUCAAAGGUUGACUCCCCUUUUUGUCAGCCAAAUGUACAUUUGUCAAAUCUAGAAAUAAAAACUCAUUGUCAUAUCCUGACUAUACAUUUACCCAGUCAGUGUGAGGGUUUGUUGAUCACUCAUUUUUACCAUUUUUCCAACCUUUGACUGUGUCCCUCAGUUCUUUCUCCAUCUUGAGAUCCCCCUCCAUAUUUUGGUCAAAGGGGCACUGGAAUAUUCCAGGACAAAAUUAUUUUGAAGGGGUCUGGUGCUUCCACCCACAGUGAUUCUAUCAAAGAUAUUGUUCAUAUUAAUUUCCUAAAUUUGGGUCUCUUGUGUUCUUUUUGACAUAUAGAGCAGCUGCACCCCAGUUUAUCCUCUUUUUUUGCCCUUGCUGGGCAUUUUUUAUUAAGAUAUAACAGUUAUCUAUAUUAAAUGCAUAACCACUAUUGUUUCACUGUAUAUACUAUUUCUGAAGUAUUUCAUUUAUUCCUGGUCAGUCCAACAGAAUUCUGCCAUUUUUAUUCAAAUUCACUGAAUUUUUCAUGUAAGAGACAGGUGCAGAGCAAUCUUUUAAGUACAUGGAAAUCUGACAUUUCACCAUAGAGAAUUUACUAUUCUAUUCACUGCCCACACGAAAAGAAAAGAAAAAAGCCACAUUGUGGUGCAUUCUGAUAAACAGAGGAGGAGGGGCUUUUUAAGUGUGUUAUUUAUUUCAAAAGAGUGACAAAUGGUAUUUAACUGUUUUUGCCAUGUUUCGUCUAGGCAAUUUACACCUUUCGCGUGAUGUUUCUAGCAUGGAAGAUGUAGCUCUGGAACUGUCAGAAACAGAGGACACGAUCUCUGUUAACAGCUGCUUCACCUCAGAGGACACCACAGAAGAUUCAGGUGUUAUGAGUUCCCCCUCUGAUGUUGUCUCAUUGGAGUCUCAGAAUGACAGCAUGAGGUCAAGAGACAAGUCCAUCGGGACCCAGGAGACCUUGACCGAGAUGGAUUCCAUGUAUGUUGAACAGACGUGCUCUGUAAGGAAUGCAUUCUCCAGUAGUGAUGAGUCUGGAAUCGUUUCCCAAAGGUAGGUCUCAUCUGUGAGGCAAUUUAGAGGAGUGACGUCUGCUUAUGCUAGUCUUUUGCAAACUAAUUUUCCAUCUUGUUAACCUCCUUGUCCUCCUGCCCAAAAAAAAAAAGUCAAGAGUUGCUCCUCAAGGCCCAUUUGCUUUUGGAACACAGUCAACUCAAAGCCCUCCUCUCAUUUGGCUUGCUGUUGAAAAUAACCCUCAAGUUUCUGCUUCAAAGGGGUGGAAGCAGCGGCAGCAGCACUGGGAGAAGGAUUAGAGCAGGUGCAGUCGCAGCCAUGUCCAUUUGCCUCGUUCGAGUUGUGGCUCUUCUGGAACAAAGGUUCACCAUGUGACAUAAUUAUUUACCAAACAUAUAGAGAUGGGUUAUCAGACACAUGUAUUCUGCAUUGCUUCAACCACAGCACUCAAGUUCUGUUAUAUCUUCUGUGGAGCAUAACAGUUUUGGUGGCAAAUGGCAUCUGAUAAUGUUAGUAUUUAUAUGGCUUUUUAUUGUUCUGCUGAACUUGAAUGAUCCCAGUGAUCUUGUAAAGGAAACCAAUAUUGCAUAAGUGAAAAUGUGACUUAGGUUGAUGGGAACUUGUUGAGGUAGCAAGGUAGAUCGCUAAUGAGGUGCACCGAUGCAGAUCCUAGCCACAGAUCAUGUUUUUAACAACUGAUUUGCAUAAGCUUUCAUCAGUGUUUUCUUUCACGUUCUAUUAAUGACCUUAUUUCAAGUAUUUCAGAUUCAUUCUUUUUGUACCACCUGCUACGUUUAAUAGAAUCUACCCAUAAAUUGCCAAUAGGACUUUCAUUUGGCUUAACAGUAGCUUUUUGUAGUUUUACUGUUGCCUUUUGCACACAAGUUUUCUCAUAAAAGACCUUGCUCCUACGGUGUUGAUUUGGCAAAGUGCUAUUUUAACCCAUGCUUUUGCAUAUGGCUGACUACAGCGGAGCAACAGUACAUAGUGGCAUUGGUUCAACAAAUGCAAAAGUCAAUAAUUUAGUGCUUUGGGGUCUUUGCUAUUCCUGUUGUCAGAACCUCUGCUAAUCCAUCUGUUACUUCAAUAAAUUCCCAAGUGGUGUGAUUUCAGCACAUUCUAUUUUAGAGGGGAGAGGUCUUAAGAUUAUCGUGUUGUUUCCUAUAUUAAAAAGAGUGUGUGAAAAAAGCCACUGGUAAUAGUUAUCUGACCCGUUAAACACUAUCAGGAAAAGGCCUUGUGUUUUACUUGAAUGUAAGCCAGAGCAGGCCUGUCAGCAACAAAAAGGUCUAGAGGAGAAGGAAAAGGCUCUGGAGGAAAGUUAUGGGUUUGUUUUUAAGUGUGCUGUGUAUUGCUGAAUAUGCCUGCACGAAACGUAGUAUUUUGGUGUCACAUGGCUUGUUGGAGUUGUGUUUAAUUUAGGCUGGGUCAUGUGUAUGUACGUCACUAUUUUGGUGUGCCCGUUUGUCUGCCUUCAUCCAUCCAUCCAUGAACACUUUAAAUUUUAUGCCUUCAAAAUCUACGUCUGUGUUUCCCUUCCACACUAGUGGGUGGUGCCUGAUGUAGUCACACAGUUUGUUCUCGUCCCCUUCAAAUAGUAUUUUCCCACCCACUGCAAGUUCCAGAAACCUGGGGUCUGUUGUGAGCAUUAAUGCAAGCAUUUGUUAUUUGUGCACAGGCACCUUUUUAUUUUAUAAGUGCAAGUUUUCCCAGUGCUCUAGAUUUGCCCAAAACUGCAGGUAUUCAUUUACCCGUCCUGACACACACCUUUUCAUUUUUUAAAAAAUUGAAAUGUAUUUUUCCACUAUUCCAGAUUUGCACAGUACUGCAAGAAAAGGAAUUGUGUGUCACUCCCAAGUUUGGAGUUACUCACAUUAAAGGCUGCUACCUCCCUUCCCACAGUACAAAAUUCAGCUGAGAUAUGUACAUUUCCUGUUGAAAUUGUGUAUAUUGACUAGGAUAUGUGCACAAUUCCCUCUUCAUUGAGGCCUGGUGAAUGUGCACAAUAGCUGGUUGUUAUGCACAUUAACUGCUCAGCUUAGAGUCUCAUGCACCUUAUUUCUACCCUGCUGCCAACAUCUUGCGCAACAAGAAGACAGUAGAGUUGUGUUUUUGUUUCUCUUCCCCUUAAUUUAUUUGGUUUCUCUUUUCCUCCCCUUUAGGCUUCAUUUUCUCCCUGACUGUCAGUUUCACGGGCUGAGCUUUUGACCCUCCUUUUUAUAACCCAUUUUAUAUCCCAAAACACAAAAUGGCUGGAACAGUUUCAUCUUCAGAAUUGUGUUUGUCUGUGUAAGACCCAGGUUAAACCAGAGGUAGCCAGUGUGGUGCACUACGGGUGUGGUGUGACAACAGUUCCCAUCAUCCCCUGUCACACGUCAUACAAGAUGGAGAGUUAUAGUCUAGCAACAGCUGUGUGGUUUGGCCGACCAGUCAGAGCCGUUUCCCAGAGUGUUUGGCCGUUGUUGCAUGCUGACAGCAGAGUGCAGGGUGAGGCCAAAGCUGGACAAACUACCUCAGGAGGAGCAUGAUGUGAGCCAGUGACAAGCGAACAUGGUCAGGCAGAACAAAAUAUUUACAGAAUUUAAGCAUUUCAAAAUACAGGAAAGCAUUCUCUCUUGCACGUUUUAAUGAGACACUUUCAGGUCUUUGAUAGGAGAUUGACAGCACAAUCCUGACCAUGCCUACUCAGAAGUAAAUACUGUUGCAUUUAGUGGGGUUUACUCCCAGGAUUACAGCCAGAUUCAGAUACCUUACAGGUUAAGUCCUUGCGUUUCAGAAGAAAUUGAAACAGUUUGCCAUGUCUUACUAUUUUCUAAAUUUUAUUGAGAUGUCUGGAAAGUGAUUAAUCAAGUAGCUACUUUGUAUUCUGGAAAAUAAUUUGAACAUUAUGCUAUUAUUUUUCUCUCCAGUACAGUGGUGCCCCGCAAGACGAAUGCCUCGCAAGACGGAAAACCCGCUAGACGAAAGGGUUUUCCGUUUUGGAGGUGCUUCGCAAAACAAAUUUCCUAUGUGCUUGCUUCGCAAGACGGAAAUGUCUUGCGAGUUCCUGUGGGGUUUUUUUCCUUUCCCCCCCCUUUUUCCCAAGCCGCUAAACCGCUUAUCAGCUGAUCGGCUAAGCCGCUUAACAGCUGAUUGCUAAGCCGCUUAUCAGCUGAUCGUUAAGCCGCUUAUCAGCUGAUCGUUAAGCCGCUUAACAGCUGAUCGCUAAGCCGCUUAUCAGCUGAUCCGCUAAGCCGCUAAUACUGUAGCGCUAAUCCGCUAAACCGCUAAUGGGCUUGCUUCGCAAGACAAAAAAACCCGCAAGACGAAGAGACUCGCGGAACGGAUUCUUUUCGUCUUGCGAGGCACCACUGUACAAAGAAUUUCAUUACAGAAGCUGCAGGUAAAUUUUCAUUGAGAGCAAGAUAGGUGUGCAAACAUUAUCUAAACAAAUGUAAUCUGGUUUUCCCCGCUGUUAAAAGAAACAGUCAGCGUUUAUACACACACACAAGUUGAUGUUAAAUUGAUUAAAUUUGGUUAUGCAGUAUCAUUAGAAAAUAAGGAACAACCUUUUCAUUCCUUUUCUUUUCUUUUGUUGUCAGCAGCAGGGAUGAGGACGAAAUGAUGGAAGCUAAGUUUGAAAACGCAGAUGUGUUCAUAGCUACUCAGACCUUGGCUGCAUUGGACAAAGACCUAAUGGGUAGGUUGAAGUUUAAAUUUGCACAUCUGUAUUGCAAAAAGAAUGCAGGAAAAAGGCAAAUGGUAACAAUCCAUCAGUUAGGCAGAUGAGAGAGCAGUCAAACUGGGAAACUCCAUGGAGGUGGGACAGAUCUCAGGCUCUAUCUAGUAGCAGCAAAUACCUUAUCAGAUUGUUCAGCUUCCAUUGCCAAAUUGUCUUACCUUUUUGGGACACUGUUGUGGGAGGUUAUUCACAGUAGACAACAAUCUGUUACUAAAUAUUAUGAGGGUAUAGUGAAAAACUGAAACAAGCCCAUGAAUUUCUUAAUAUUGUUAUUUACUUUGGUCAUUACAUUGAAAGGAUGUUGAGUAGCCCUUGAUACUAAAAUAAUAAUAAUUAAUAAAUCCAGUAGUACUGGCUACGCAGAUUUUCUGUUAUCAUACUUUUCAUGGAACUAUGUGCUGAAGAAAUUCAGUUCAGCAGAUUGUUGCUGUUUUAAAAACAAGUCUAGUUAUCUACAGCAUUGAUGGAGAGAGCAUACUCUUAUUGUUUUAUCUGGUGAUUGUAAAAAAUAUAUCUUAUACAGAGCUGGGGGGAGAGGACUACAGUAUCAUUCCUAUUCAGUUACUAGGAUAGAUAUUCAGUAUUUUAUAUGUUUCAGACAAGUGGAAUUUUCUCUAAUAGCGUCUCACAAAUGUGUCUCACAGCCUGCUUGAGGAAUGCUGUAUUUUCCAGUUUAUAAAUUAUUAUCAGUAAUUUUCUUUGUGUUGAUAUCUGGGAAAACAUAAUGUGCAAAUGCAUAAUACACACAAUUUGCUUUCAUGAGGACUAUGUUCUCUGUUUUAUACUCACUACCCAGUAAUGUAAACUGUGAAGCUGGCACAUUCUCAUAGUACAUUUUCAUGAUUAACCAGAUAUCAGUGUAGCUCCAUUUGCUGGGAUACACUGCACAGUAAGCAAAAGACAUAUUGGCAAAUGUUUAGCAUGAAUGUGUAUAAAUUAAAAAGUGCUUACAAGAUUAUGGAUGUGUUCAUAUAAUACAACCAACUCAACACACCCAGUGGAGAUUUUAUUAUUUUAUUAUAUUUAUUUUCUAACCGCAAACCUCUACACUGCAUCUGAAGCAGCUGUUGCAGCUGGGGUUUGUAAUAUAAGGGUUGCUGCUGUUAAAACCCCUUGGUUUAUUAUCCCCUGAUUGUGAUAAUAUUUUGGGAUAAUGUCAUGGUUCAUAGUUUUGAAAGAUGUUGUUGGUAUUCUUUGCAGCAAUGGAGAGUAUGCAGGACGAUUCUGAAAGCGGAUCUGUAUCUAGUGAGACGAAUGGCUCACCCCUCCCUUUUUCACGGGAUGCUGAGACUGCCCAAGAUGUUCCAGUUCCUGUGCCAGUGACGAUAAUAGAUGAAAUUCCCGAAACUGACAUUAUAAUCCACCCCACUAGAGAGGAAGGAGAACCUUUGUUUUCUGAGUCAGGGGCUAAUGAACAUAUUUCAGCUGAUCCCAUUAUCCUAGGGAAGCUUACUAAUGAAAAUAGUAAUGCUGGUUCUUUGAGCAAGGGAUCUGUAGAUUGUAUAUCCUCCAAUUUAUCCAAGAGCUUAUCACAACAACAGUCACCUAAAGAAGAGUUUGGACGCCAAACUGAGAAAGAGCAGAUAUAUAUAUCGGAGACACACACACCUUCCUGUGAAAAAACGAACAUGAAGGAUGUGUCCCUGGAAAUCCUCACAAAAAAUGGUACUGAGUCUGAAAGAUCCAAAGUGAUUUCUUCCAACUUUACUGUUAUGAGUGAAAGAAAUAGAACAAAGGAGAAAGUAAAACAAUCGAAAGAGGAUAAUACCAAGGAAGGACUUCCAAGCAAAAUAAAAUCUGAAUUGGAAUUCAGAUAUGCAUCAACAAAAGACCCAGAUGAGCAGCAAAGUAUCUCUACGCCAUCUUUAUGGUGUCACCGUGUUCGCAAUGGAACCACAAACUAUGAACCUAAAAUAGGUCUGACCACCUUUAAAGUUGUACCUCCCAAACCUGAAGUGAAAUAUUUUGACAGAGAUGCCUCCCUUUCUACUGGUGCCAUUAAAAUAGAUGAAUUGGGCAACAUGGUGGCUCCAAAUGCUGGUAUUAUAAAAAAGGUCACAGUAAAUACGACUUCAAGUGAACCAGAGGAAACUCUCACUGGGAGAGCCAAAGCAUACUGGAGAUCUAAUUCUCUGAAAACACCAUUGGGGGAGUCUCCAGUAGGCUUUCCCACCAAGCCAGCAGUUAGCACCAAUUUCAAACCCCUCAGUAAAAUAGGUGAAACAAAGCCUGACUCCCUUGCAAGUCUGAAGGCAGCAACAGCACCACUAGCUGGUUCCACGACAGUUGACAAUAAUGUUGGGCCUUGCGGGGGGAAGCCCCUCAUUUAUGCCACACAGUCUUCAGUUAAAAUGCUAACGACUCCAGUGGUCAAGACAGAUAAGAUGGAGCUCCCAUUUCAGAAGCCCCAAAGAAGAACAUCAAGCCAUUAUGUAGCCUCUGCCAUUGCAAAAUGCAUCGAUCCACUCCAGUUUAAAACCAAUCAAGAAAGGCAUGACAAAGUAGAAGAGAUGAGGGAUGGAGAAGUGGGAAAAACUGAAACAGAACCACUUCCCAAAAGAUGCAUUAUUUUGGCCAAAACCUGCCCAGUAGAAAGGCAGCCAGCAGAAACAAAAAAAUCCUACGUAGAUAUCUUCAGUUGCAGCCAAAAUGCAUCAAACACUCUACCACUUGGUGCUCAUUCCAAGAUAAGAAAUAGCACUCAUUGCUACAGGGAGCCAUUUACCACCAUACCUUCUAAAGAUGGUGGUCUCACAGGAGAGAAGCCCCGCUGGGGUUCAAUAGAAAAUGUAGUUGUUAGAGAGACACCUUCUAUAUUUAAUCAAAGGAGGGAGCAAAGAGAUGAGGCUCACUGUCCCUUCUUCCUUAGAUCAUCCAACAAUUUCUCAUCUCCCAUCACUUCCAGCUCUUCUGUGAAGUCAGCCGAGGGGCAUCCUAUCAACAGUACACCAUCAGAGUUAGAUGGAACAACUAUUGUUAAUCAUGUAGUUUCAGAAAAAGAUGAAAAACUUGGCAGUGCAUGUGAAAGCAAAAGGGUAGGGUCUGAUGUGGGAGGUGAUAAUAAAGUUUUUGGGCCAAAGAAGAAGUUUAAGCCAGUCAUCCAGAAGCCGCUUCCAAAAGAUACGUCUCUACACAGUGCUUUAAUGGAAGCCAUCCAGAAUGCAGGAGGAAGAGAAAAUCUCCGAAAGGUAAGAAAACAAAACCAAAAAAACUUAGCUGAAAGCAUAUCUGGAUGUUAUAGGAAAUGCCUCUUACUGGAUGCAUGAAGUUUCUUGUAACAUCAGGAACAGCUCUUAGACUUCUUAAAAGUAGAGUGGCUGGGAAAACCCAGCCGGAUGGGCGGGGUAGAAAUAAAUUAUUAUUAUUAUUAUUAUUAUUAUUAUUAUUAUUAUUUAUUAAAUAGUGAGCCCUGCCUUUCAACCUUAGCAGGCAUCAGUUGGUGUUUCUAAUUUUUAAAAAAUAUAUAGUGGCAAGGUGCUGCUACUAUCACUUCUGCACUGUGUGUUUUUUGUGCAACUUAAUGUUUCGCUUCUUUAAAGCAGCAGAAAGUGCAGAAGUGUCUAUUGAAGCUAAUUAUGAAUGGCAUAUAGUAUGAAACUAAUACUGUACUCAUUAAAAGUAAUAAGAUCUAGUUGAACAUAAUACAGAUGGCAAGAUUGAUUUUUCCAUCUCUGAUAAAUAAGGCCUACUCCUACAAAUCCCAUUUAAUUUUCAGUGUACUCAGGCUGGAUAAAGGCCAAAGUCAGGUAAGCCGACAUCCAACUGAGUGACAUUCCGGAUGCUCAAAUUACCUUGUUUCCUAACUAGGUAGAAAUAAAUUGUUUAUAUCUGUUUUGUCACAUGCUAGAUUUCACCCAGCAUGGCGAAUGGACCUCAGAAGAAGGCACUGUUCACAGAACAAGAGAAUGAGCGAUCUGCCCUUCUGGCAGCCAUUAGAGGUCACAGUGGAGCCUCAAAGUUGAGAAAGGUAAGAACAGAGACCUUGCAUCUUUUCAGUAGCUUGUUCAUCCUUCGCACUAUGUCAUCCCUGUCCUAGAAAUGCUAUAGAUGAAGCUCUGCUUCAAUUAGCAAACCGUAAGUAAAAAAAUAAGCCAGAGUAGACAUGUCAUCAUCAUCAUCAUCAUCAUUUAUUAUUUAUAUCCGUCCCAUCUGGCUGGGUUUCCCCAGCCACUCUGGGCGGCUUCCAACAGAACAUUAAAAUACAAUAGUCUAUUAAAGAUUAAAAGCUUCCCUAAACAGGGCUGCCUUCAGAUGUCUUCUAAAUGUCAGGUAGUUGUUUAUGUCUUUGACUUCUGAUGGGAGGGUGUUCCACAAGGCGGGUGCCACUACCGAGAAGGCCCUCUGCCUGGUUCCCUGUAGCUUUGCUUCUCGCAGUGAGGGAACCACCAGAGGGCCCUCAGCACUGGACCUCAGUGUCCGGGCAGAACGAUGGGGGUGGAGACGCUCCUUCAGGUAUACUGGGCCGAGGCCAUUUAGGGCGUUAAAGCUCAGCACCAACACUUUGAAUUGUGUUCAGAAACGUACUGGGAGCCAUGUAUGUUCCUAGCAGAAUGUAUCACUUAUGUUCACUGACAGAGUAGUACCUCUAGCAGCUGAUAAUAAACAUAUAUUUCCUUAAAAAUCGAUCUAAACGUUUUUGAGGGAUGGGACAUUAGCUCUGUGGUAGAAAACAUGAACGACCUCUAGCUGAGACUGGAUAGCUGCUCUCAGUCAGUGUGCAACACGAGGCUAGAUGUGCAAACCUGGUAAAAAGUAAUCACUUACGUUCCUUUGUUCUGUUCGUAUGAGAUGGUUGUCCUCAGCUGCUGAGAGGAAAUCAUCUACGGUUGGUACCUGAGAGUGGUCUGAGACUUCAGCAGUUCCUGCACUCUGCCUUUGCAGUAUAGGAAAUAGAGCUGCCCAGAUAUGGCAUCUAGCAAUUAUAAACUGAGGAAGAACUCAGUACUUAUGCUUCUGUCAACCAUUGCAUGAAUAUUUAAUUUUUAAUUUGGAUGACUGCAGUUUGAGAGUGAAAUGCAGGUGUAUGCACUUUAAAAAUCUAAUUACAGUGGUGCCUCGCAAGACGAAAUUCGUUCCGCGAGUUUUGUCGUCUUGCGAUUUUUUUCGUCUUGCGAAGCACGGUGUCGGGAAAGUUUUGGAAAAGCUUCAAAAAUCACCAAAGUCUUAAAAAACCUCAAAAAAGGCUACCACACCGCGUUCUAUGAGUUGCUCCUCGAAGUCAAGUCGCAACUGUAUUAACGGUGUUAAGAAAAAGGAAACAAACUUGCAAGGCGUUUCCGUCUUGUGAAGCAAGCCCAUAGGGAAAAUCGUCUUGCGAAGCAGCUCAAAAAACAAAAAACCCUUUCGUCUAGCAAGUUUUUUGUCUUGCGAGGCAUUCGUCUUGCGAGGUACCACUGUAUUCUGGAAGAAACCCUCAUUGAUUUGCGUAGUCCUUUUUCCCUUUUAAAAUAGGAUUCAAAUGAUACUUUUUUGAGAUAAAAAAUAUAAUCAAGCAAAGUUUGAAGGCACAGAGUAAUUAUCACCGUUACUAGUUUCUGAUAAAGCUUCCGGGGAAGGCUAAUAAAUCAUGUUAAUUCCCAACUCCUUGUUGUCAUUUUCAACCUAACUUAGUGGCCAACUGGCAACAUUUUUCCCUUAUGUGCCAAAAUAAAUUCCAGGAUCCCACAGUUCAAGCAAAUAAAUCAGGAUUGAAUUUCUGAGCCUGCUUCAAGGCCAAAUCUUAAUCAUCAGUUCCUUUAAAUGAAGUGAGAGGGGAACAGAUGUUCCUGCGUUGCAGGGAGUUAGACUAGAUGACGCUUGGAAGUCCCUUCCAACUCUACAAUUCUGUGAUUUAAUAGGGAAAUUAGAGCUGUCACAAGGUUUACAUCUAUGGAACAAGGCAAAAUUGUCCAGAAGGGAAGAGAUUAAAACAUUGUUAUGAGUUUGCGCAUGCCAGACCUUCUAACCCAUGGAUACAGCAAGUGUUAAAACAUAAGCCGGGCUAGCUUCCUGUGUUCAGGUGUUGGGCAUUAAGAAAACAAAGAAAAGGUGAUGGGCCAUUAAUAGAGCAAAAGAGACAGGGCUCUGUGACAGAAGACAAAUGGGUAGGAUCCCUCCUCUAGCUCUUAGACAAAGCUGGAGUUUGAGCGCAGGGUUUGCUGUGAAAUGAAAAGCCAUGGCUGAUUUCUGAUUGAAUCCCAGGCUGUGACUGUGGGAGAAGCAAGAAUAAGGUUACCAGAUUUUUUUCAAUGAAUCCGGGGACACUUUUCAACUUCAAUAGAUUUUGUAUGGGAGCUGAUUUGUAAAUCCGGGGACUGUCCCUGGGAAACGGGGACAUCUGGUAAGCUUAAGCAAGAACCUCUUGGGCUGUUGAUGCUCUGAAUCCCUCCAUCAUAGGCUCGGGUUGUAUAUAUCUGUAAAUAAACCAUAUAUCCUAAAGACACCCCCGUCUCCACUGUGCCUCAUUCCCAAAAGGAAACGUGGACCCUGUGUAAGCGCCCGGAACACCUGGAAUCUCACACCGCUUGGAGACUGGGGAGGUUUGUUAGCAAUAUGCACCCAGUAUCAUUGUUCCUUUAAGCCUACUAUAACCUCCCCGCAACUUCAUUUUUCUCCAUGGUAGAUUUCUUCAUCUGCUUCUGAAGAGCUUCAGAGUUUCCAAAAAGCAGAAGCAGCCUUUCAAAACAGAGAGGCCUCUACAACAGAGCAACGGGGGAAUCAGCUGCUGCCACUGCCGCCUCCUCCUCCACCACCACCACCUCAAGUGACAAUGAAAACUCCUAGGUACAUUGCAAGUCCAAGAACAGACAGCCCAGGGGAUGCAAGGCAGGCACUAAUGGAAGCAAUCCGCUCAGGAACUGGGGCGGCGCGUUUGAGAAAGGUAAUCAUCUUUCUAAGGCGGAAUAUGAACAGGAGGAGGCAUGGUUUGGGGCCUGUGGUUGAAUGCAAGAUAGGGAAGCAGGUGUGCUUGUUUGGCACAAGUAGGAAAGGAGUAGAAGUGAAAUAAUUCAGAUUUCUGCGAAAUCAAGAUAGCCUAGGGUCAUAAAGCAGGCUAAAUGACCUAUUACGUGAUUUCUGUGAGUGUUUGUCAUGCAACUUAGUGUGGCUCCUCAGAAAAUCUGGAGCAUCCUGUGUUCAGUCUUAUGGGACAAUAAAAUUAGGCUUUCAUACAGACAGUAUUCUCAUAUCGAUUAGAAGCAACUCUUACAAAUUGCAUACCAUAACUGGUAAGACUUUGGGCCUUCUGUUCUCCUUCUGUCACAGGAAGACUCCCCUUUGUGGUCCAAAUCUUAGGGCCAACUUAAACACUGGUGCCUCCCGUGCAGCUGCACACCAGAUGCUAUUCCCAGUGAUUUUUAGAGUGAUUUGACCCUUUUGCCUUUGCCUUUCAGCUUCCUUUUCCCCAAUCUCCUCAUUUUGGGGAAAGCUUCCUAUUUCAGAGUUUAAUAUGUUCGUGUUGAAUUUUCUUGGUAAUUGGCCAUUUACACGACAUUGUUAUUCCAUAGAAGUAUAGUCACUGCUCUCAGUUGGCUCACACCAGGUCCCAGGAGCCACUUCAGAUUAAGGCCAGGGUCACCGCCCCAGAAAGUGAUCACGGGUGCGUUUGCAAAUGCAGAUGGAAUUUUCCCACCUCAGACCUUACCACAAGCAUGCAAAUAUGUAAACUUAUCUGCUUGCCCUCUAAAGGAAAACAAACCCACAAAAGUUAUAAACGAAAUGUUACAGCUUUCAAGUCAUUUCGUGAGACAGUACAAACCACAGAAAAUCAUUAGUCAUUGGAGAAGAAAUCUGUAGCUUUCAAAGUCUAUUGUAUUUCUGUAAACAACAACGCUGUACAAACCAUGACGUCAAAGGUCACGGGGAAAUAAUGCUGUCGUUGGUGAGGUUGGUUUCUUGUUCAUCAUGGGCCUCUUUGUAUGUUUUCCCUCAUCUGUUAAGGUCAAAUAUGGUGGUCCUGUAUUGGAGACCUCAGAAUUCAAUAAAAGGUGUGGAAUGGACAACAGGGGGAAAACAGUAUUUGCAUUGAUCAAUGAAAUUGUUUAUAUAUUUCAUAUUUUAUUAUUAUACAUCACUUCAGUACACUUCUGGGUGUAUGAAGAGAUAAAUAAACAUAAUAAACUAAACUAAAAAUUCUCUUCCUGCUGUGUUCUUCUAUAAAGGUGCUCCUCACCCAUGGAAAGUUUGAUUGUACAUAGGAUGGUAUUCAACUAAGUUUAUUUCUGAGUAGACCCAUUGAAGUUAAUGAACAUGGCUAAGUUAGGUUCAUUAAUUUCAAUAGGUCUAUUCUGAGUAGAACUUGAAUGAAUACCACCCUUAUUUAUUUACUGCAAUAUUUAAAAUCCUUCAUGUUUAGUUCCCAGAUGGUAAAAGAGUCCAUACUGAACAAUAGAAAGGAGUGUGGAAGGAGAUGGAGUUAUUGAAGAGAGAGAGAAAUAAUUUUAAAUCAGAUUUCCUAAUUAAGUACAUUUGUUGCGCUUCUGCUCAAUAUUUUAGCAAGGAAAAAUGUGAUCAAAUGCGACAGAUAACAAUUUGUGUGUGAAAUUGAGGCCACAUUUAAACUUGCUUCAAAUUGGGGUGUAUGCAGUUUUUAAUAAAUAUAAUGAGGGUGUAAUAAAUUUUUUAUUAUUACUAUUAUUAUUAUUAUUAUUAUUAUUAUUAUUAUUAUUAUUAUUUUGUAUCCCGCUCUCCCUGGCCAAGGAACACAGAGUCUGACAACUAGACAUACAAAGAUAGGAUAACAUAAUAAUGUCAUUUUUGAGACUGAAAAUAUAAAAUACAGUAUAUAUUUAUUUUAUUUCAGGUCCCUCUGCUUGUUUGAAUACUAAAUGCUCCAGUCAUCCGUUUCGUAUGCAGUUUCUCAUGCAUUUCUUACUGGUUUGAAUGGACACCCAUGGCAAAAGGAUUCCAAGAAGUUUACAGGCCAAAAAUAAGCUGCAUUUUCUGUGUUUCUCUCUAUUUUUUAUUUGGUUCACAGGUUGCUACACAGCUUCUGUGCCAAGGAUUUGUGGGUCCCUUGUCCCCAAAUAGUCAAACCGUGCCAAUAACACUAUUCUCAAUGGCAGGUUAAUUAGCUGGCGAACACUUUUUGCUGUGUGUGCUCAGCACCAACAUAUUUUUGCUUGUUCACAGUUAAAAAUGCGUAGCUGUUCUGGACCAUUUAGUUAAUUUCUUUUUUAAAACAAAAGCAGUUUAAAACCUCAGAGUAUACAGACUAUAGAUCUGUUAAAAUGGAAUGGAGGGAUUAUGACAGAAACUCAGUGGUUCAAAUUACCACAUGCUGAAGUCACUGCUUGUUACAAUCAAGCAAGAUUUGACCAAGCUAGUUAUCACUAGAGAUUCAGAGAUCACUAGGGAUCCAUUUGACAGGCUAUUUAAGGGGAUAUAAAGUACAUAAUGGGACACGGGUGGCGCUGUGGUCUAAACCACUGAGCCUUGGACUUGCUGAUCAGAAGGUUAGCGGUUCGAAUCCCCAUGACGGCGUGAGCUCCCGUUGCUCAGUCCCUGCUCCUGCCAACCUAGCAGUUCAAAAGCACGUCAAAGUGCAAGUAGAUAAAUAGGUACCGCUCCAGCAGAAAGGUAAAUGGUGUUUCUGUGCAGUGCUCUGGUUCGCCAUGCUGGCCACAUGACCCGAAAAAACUGUCUGUGGACAAACGCUGGCUCCCUCGGCCAGUAAAGCGAGAUGAGCACCACAACCCCAGAGUCGUCCGCGACUGGACCUAACGGUCAGGGCUCCCUUUACCUUUACCUAAAGUACAUAAUACAGUGGUACCUCUGGUUAUGUACUUAAUUCGUUCUGGAGGUCCGUUCUUAACCUGAAACUGUUCUUAACCUGAAGCACCACUUUAGCUAAUGAGGCCUCCUGCUGCCGCCGCACGAUUUCUGUUCUCAUCCUGAAGCAAAGAACCCGAGGUACUAUUUCUGGGUUAGCGGAGUCUGUAACCUGAAGCGUAUGUAACCCAAGGUACCACUGUACUAACAUCUGCAGAUACGCUGAGCCCCAAGGACAGGUGCCAGCCCAGCAGAGGGCAUGUGGGGCUGCCUUAGUAGGGGAAUUCCUCACAGAGCUGUGCCUGGCACAUUCCCUGCACAGGUUCUGGCAAAUGUUGAAGGCAACAGCGCUCUAUCCUGGCGUUUGACACUUGAUGUGUAUAUUUUUAAGACCCACCUUAUCUUUGUAGUUGUUUUGAACUUUUAUUAGUAUUGUAUUUUGUUGUGUAUCCCACCCUGGGACCUUAGGGUGAAGGGUGGGUAAUUAUUAUUAAUUACAAGAUUAUCAUUACUUGGUUCUUAUUCUUAUCUUGCACAGCUCCCAUUUAUUUUAGUGGGACUUGAAGAGAUAACUUUCCAGUAGAUGUGCCCCACGUCAAAGUGCAAUUAAAAGUGCUAUUAAUACUGCUUCCUGGGAACUACUGGCUAUAAUUUGUUUCCAGAACUGCUGCUAGUGGGUCAGGAUUCCAGCCUCCUUCAAUGGGCUUAUGUUCAUCUCAUAUAUCAAGCCUGAUUUCUCAUCAGUUAAGCCCCAAACAUUUUUAAAUGGCAUGUUUUUAAACAAAUUAAGCUACUUUCAUAGAUGAUGUACAUAUUUUGAAAAUAUUUUCUUAUAAGAAAAUUAGCAUAAAGAAUUAUUAUUGUCUGGGUUUUACACAUUUGUUGUAUGUUGUAAGAGUUUUUAAAAUGCACCUUAAUACAUGUUUUUGGUUUAAUAAUAAUUACAGCACUGGGCGUAGUCCAAAAUGAUUUUUAAAGGCACUGUGUAAUGUUGCUAACCUUUCAAAGUGUACUGUUAGCCAUCUGCAAUCCUGUGGCUACAUAUUGUAUAACGUAAAAUACUAAUUGAAUUUAGUGCCACAAAUAAAAGAAACACAAGUUUUAUGUGUCAUACUUAUCUCAGUUUUGUACAAAUGAGGCUGGCAAGGUAUAGUACUUUCUUUUUUAGAGAAUUAAAGGUGCUGUGAAAGAAGCAGUGUUGAUUGUGGUGUGCCAGUUCCUCUCACUGUCACACCGGGUAAAAAGGUUUCACCGUUUUCUACACUGAUGCAAGACCCUUUUUGAUCAGCGGUGCCAGCAGAAUAAAAUAAACAAGUGUGACAAAAUACUUGCUUGUGAUAUCACCUUUAUAUCUCUUUAAAACUAUACUCUAGCUCCAGUCUUGAUUGGAGCAAUCCUAGAAUUGGAAGGGAUCCUAAGGGUCAUGUAGUUGGAAG
Podarcis lilfordi (Lilford's wall lizard) is the source of this 96371-nucleotide messenger RNA. The record is from the annotation of a GenBank genome assembly. Lineage: Eukaryota; Metazoa; Chordata; Lepidosauria; Squamata; Lacertidae.